UUCCUGGGCGGCGCGGGCCGGGCUGCGCCUGGCGUUCGCGGAGGUUCGGCCAUGGAGCGCUGGGCAGAGGCGCUGUCCUUCGGCGCCUUCCACAGGGGGCUCCGGCGGGGAGCUGCCUACGGCUACGGCGGGGAGAGCCCCGAGGGGCUGCGCCGGAGGGAGCUGGCCCGCCUGGGAGGUAAGCCCAGUCCCGCGCUCGGGACCCCCAGCCGCGCCGCGCUCUCCGCAAGCCGCCCUUUCCGUCCAGGAAGGCGGAGAGACUGUCCCGGGCGCAGCUGCAGGCGGACAACUUUCUCCGCCGGCUCCCCGGCAGGCAAGCUGGUGGCUCCGCGCCGGACCCCCAGGGGCUGCUUGGGUGCUCAGGGGCUGCUUCGCUCCGUCUCCUUUUCCCUCGGGUGCUUUGGGCGCCCCAGUUGCCGGAGAGGAAGGGGCGCCUCGCGGGGACCCGGGGAAGUUUGGCCCCUGCGAUCCAGUUAAGGAACAAGACCCUGGCGACUCACUCCCAGGCUUCCUUUGGAGUCAACAAGAAGGGCAGAGCAUAUGGGACAGCGGGGAAGUAAUUUGUCCUGCUCUCAAAUAUCCCAGCGGCCGGGGAGUUUUCUCUCUUAAGCAUUAAACAAAAUUGGUGUUUAAAGUACACAAGCAAGAUCAAGGUAAAGAAACAGAGAUUUGUGUCCGUGGUUACGUGGUCUAUGGUGUCUGCCCUAGAAAGAUUCUUUUUGGUCACUGUUUUAGUAAUGUUGUAACCAAAGUUGCCUUUACAGCUUUUCACAUGUUAUAUAGCCUUUUUGAAAAAACAGCCAGCUCACACUUGAGUUUGUUUGUUUGUUUGCUUAUUUAAAUGCAUAGAUAAACCACUCAAUAUUUUUAAAAACUUUUUAAAUGUUCAUUUACAGAAGCAAUCCAGAUGCUAAAGUAUAUAUUAUAAAGUACCCCCCCAUCAGUAUUUAUUUCUAACCAGGAGCACCAGCAAGACUUUCUGAGCCCAGUUCGUUGCAUGUGGAUUGGGCCCUCUGCUGCACUCCUAAGCAAAAAACAACCAGAAUCUGCAUAAUGCAAAUCUAUUAUAUUGUAUUACACAUGUAAUAUAAUGUCUACCAGGCAGAAUACCAACAGGUGGAGCUUUCCCCAUAACUGCAGUUCCAUACUAGAAAAGAUUUACCCUGUAUAAUUUCUGCGUCCUACAUAACUUUUAAAGGUGAUGAGAGUCCUGCUGUACUUCAGUGUCAACUUUAAAGCAUGCAAAAGAGUUCAAGUUUCCUAAGUUAUACAUGAGCUAUGCUACAGUCUGUAGGUCUUUCUUCAGCAGAUCUUUGUCUGGUAGUGCUACAUUCAGUGCAAGACCAGGCAUUGCACUUCCGUUCUGUUCUGUUCAGAUGCACAUGCUUUGCAUAAAUCAAAAUUUAGUGUUAAAAGAUGAGCAGCAUAUUCAUUUGUUAUGGGUACUCAUUAACAUUUUAUUUGUUUCUUAAAUUUCUAUACUGCUCUUUAUCCGAUGAUCACAGGGCAGUUUGCAAUAUAAAAACACAAAAAUACAUACCAUAAUGACAAAUAAAACAAUACCCCCCACCAAGCUUUAAAGGCCAUAGAUGGUUUAAUUAGCAAAGGCCUGGGAAAAGAAUAAUGUUUUCACCUGGUGCCAAAUAUAUGUAAUGAAAGUGUAAGGCAAGACUCCCUCGGGAUAGCAUUCCACAAACAGGGAGCCACCACAGAAAAGGCCCUCUUUUGUGUUGCUUUCCUCUAGACCUUACGGAGUGGGCACAUGAAGAAGAGCCUCAGAUGGGCCGGUCCUUGAGGUAUUGUGGUCUUCAGUCAUAAUAACGGCAGCAUUUAUUCUGCAUUUUUGUGAAGGAUUUGAAAUCCCAGCCAGGAAUCUCACUGGGUGACCUUGCACAAGUUGCUGUCUCUUAGCCCAACCCACCUCACAGGGUUGUGAGGAUAAAAGGAAAAGGGGGACAAGCUGGGGAAACUCAGCCAGAUGGGCGGGGUAUAAAUAAUAAAUUAUUAUCUUAUUAUUUAGGGGGGGGAAAGUGGGAUAUAAAUGCAACAAUACCUUCCAUAAAUACUCAUUUUGGGUUUUUAUGCUAGUAGUAGCAAACUACCUGCGAGGUAGAAUUGAUGCUUUUGGAUUAUGGUGCUAGAGGAGACUCUUGAGAGUCCCAUGGACUGCAAGAAGAUCAAACCCUAUCCACCCUUAAGGAAAUCAGCCCUGAGUUCUCAGUGGAAGGACAGAUCCUGAAGCUGAGGCUCCAAUACUUGUGGGUACCGUGGUACCUUGGGUUAAGAACUUAAUUUGUUCUGUAAGUCCGUUCUUAACCUGAAACUGUUCUAAACCUGAGGUACCACUUUAGCUAAUAGGGCCUCCCACUGCUGCCUCUGCGCCAUUUCUGUUCUCAUUCUGAAGCAAAGUUCUUAACCCAAGGUACUAUUUCUGGGUUAGCGGAGUCUAUAACCUGAAGCGUCUGUAACCCGAGGUACCACCGUAUAGGGCAGUAUACAAAUUUAAUAAAUAAAAUAAUAAUAAUAAUUAAUGCCCUGUCAAAUCUAGCAACUUUUUUCUCACAAUGGCCAACCAGAUGGGAGGCACGCAAGGAAGACUUGCGUGCAAGAGCAGCCUUCAUAAUGGCGGGCGUUUCAAUAGUAUUUCAUAAUGACUCCCCACACCCUUAAAGCUGAGGAACAAAAUCAUAUGAGCUACAUUAUCAUUCAAAGAAGGCUGGGUUUUCAUUAAAAUAAAAUGUGGCUGAUGUGCUUCAGGCGUGUUCUGAGUUGACAAGUCUGCACCAUGUUACAAUUGUAAGAACUCUGCUUGAUGCGAUUAAUUUAUUAGAUCUGCUCAGAAACAAAUUUAAUACCUCAAGGUGGCAUCUACCCAUAAAGCUUCUCCCUUAAAGGGAGUACAUUCUGUUGUGUUUUGCACUCUGGCUAGGCAUUGUCCUUAAUUGCAUUUAUCAGAUGAGUAAAAGAAGAGGCAAGACCAUCUCUUAGAAGGGACCCAUUUCUUGGGGAUGAGUAGUUAUUUCCCUGUGCCAAGGAUACUCCUCGGGUGGUUGUGGGUGUGAGUGACUAGGAAAUAUGGUUGUGGGUGAUUUAACAAGGUAGCACAUAGCCAUUGAUCACCGUAUACUCCAUGAAUUUGUCUAAUCUUUUGAAGCCACCCAGUCAGUGGCCAUCGCUAACUCUAGGUUCCACAUUCCAUAGUUUAGCUAUGUGCCGUGUGAAGAAUUUAUUUAAUUUCAUUUAUCUGGAAUCUUCCAACAUUCAGAUUUGUUGGAUGGCCCUAAAAGGAGAAAACAUUUUCUUUAUCCGCUUUUUACACACCAUGCAUAAAUUUAUACAUCUUUCAUGUUCCCCUCCCCUUACUUGCUUUUUCACUAAAUGAAAAGGUCCUAAACGAUCGUACUGGAAGCAGUAUGCCACUGAAUACGAGUUGUUUGGAAAUGCAGGAGUUGAAGGAAUGCUGUUGUUCUCAAGGGCUGCUUGUGGGUCGGCCACUGUAAGAAGAGUGUUAGACUAACUAGAUCAGGGGUCAGCAACCUUUUUCAGCCGUGGGCUGUCCCUCAGACCAUGUGGUGAGCCGGACUAUAUUUUGAAAGAAAAAAACCCGAACAAAUUCCUAUGCCCCACAAAUAACCCAGAGAUGCAUUUUAAAUAAAAGGACACACUCUGCUCAUGUAAAAACACGCUGAUUCCUUGACCGUCCGUGGGCCUGAUUGAGAAGGUGAUUGGGCCGCAUCCGGCCCCCAGGCCUUAGGUUGCCUACCCCUGGACUAGAUUGGACUAGAAUGGCCUUAUCCAGCAGGGCUUAUCUUAUGUCCUUACGUGUUCUUGGGACAUUGGGAGUUGUGAUCCAAUAUAUGGAUACCCACAUGCACUAAACUAGCCUCUGCCAACCUCAUCCCCCCCACCCCCUAAUCUUUAGGACUGGCCAGCCUUGCUAUACUGGCUGGGCCUAAUAGCAGUCAUGUUACACAGGAUCUGGAGGGCAACAGGUUGGCCAACUCUGCCCUAAACCAAAGGUGUGGACUUGCAGUGCUCUGUCCUCUUCUGCAAAGCUUCACCCUUUAUUUCCUAUAACCAUUGUUUACUGUGAUGUCCUUGUUGGCACCCUAUGGUUAAUGGCACCCUAUGGCUAAUGCUUGUCUUCUAAACCAGAAUCAGAAGCCAUUCCAAACCCUGAAUCACCAGCCAUAGUUUUUUGAGUGGGACAUCUCAGUAUACCAGUACGGUAAUUAAUUCUGGACAGAAAUGCAGGAGAAGCAAAGAGUAGGCUGGGGGAAGAGGGAGUGUGCAAGUUUGUGUUUCAUUCAUACUUCCCAAACCACCUGCCUUCAUUGUCUGAGGUUUGAUUGAAUUGAACAUAAGAGUCUUGUGAUAUCCUAAAGACUAAAAUAUAUACGAUGGAACACAUUUUUAUGCUUUUGUUAAUCAAGAGUCAGCAAGUAAAGCGACUCCCUUGAUAAAUUAGUUGAUGCAGUACAGUAUUAGCUGCUGAAUCUACAUUGACCCAGCAGCUUGCAGCAGGAGAAUGCAAACAGGUGAAACUGUGAAGAACUUAUUCAUGCCUGAAGCUAGAACAGAAGCUAUUUUUCUAGAAAAAGAAGUGCCAGAACUCACUAUGAACACCUCCCUUGUUCUCUUAUAAUUGCAAUGGUGCCCGCCUGAGAGGUGCCAGAAUCAGCAAUGGCGCCCGCCCUGUGGAACGUUUAUCACAUUAUUAUUAUCAUUAUCAUUAUUAUCAUUAUCAUCAAUUCUGUUGGGAGCCACUCAGAGUGGCUGGGGAAACCCAGCCAGAUGGGUGGGCUAUAAAUAAAUAAAUUAUUAUUAUUAUUAUUAUUAUUAUUAUUAUUAUUAUUAUUGAGUUCCAGCUAUGUUCCCUAUGUUUUUAGCUGCUCUUGUUUUUAUCUGUAAGCUGCCUUAAGUCCCUGUCAGGAAAAAAUGAGGGAUAUAAAUAUCUAUAUAAUGCUACUAGUAGUAAUCCCUUCUGGAUCAGACCAAGGGCCUGUGGUGGCCAGCGAGACAGGAGCAGGCGCAAGGGCAUCUUGUUUGCAGAGACCUGCUCCCACUGAUCCUCAAGGAAUUGCUGCUGCCCAUUGGAGUGAUAGAAACAGUUCUAAAGUGUGCGUCUAGAGCAAGAUGGCUGCAACUGUGACCUCAUUGUUAACGGUGGCUAUUGCAAUUGUACCAGUGACAUCAUGAAAGUAGACUUACCGUACAACAUCUAGUUUUCUCCUUUGCUUGGUUAUAGAAAAGUGUCUGAUUACUCAUUUAUUUUUAUCAUUUACAAUUUUAAUGACUACUACAUCUUUCAGUAAAUGUGUUACAGUUUGUUUUGAGUAGCCUCUUGGGGAAAUGGCAGUCCAAUCCAUUUUCUGAUUCAAGUCACCUCAGGGUUCCAUGGCACACUGGUUGAAAACCUAGGCCUUGCACCAUCGUAAUGGUUGCCCCUUCCCCAUCAUUGGUAGCUAAUAAUGUGAAGUGGAAUGUUGAAAUGCAAAAUGUUAUGACAUCACAAACAUAGCAUGAGUGUAUCUCUACAUUUUGAAUGCAGUUGCUAUAAAUUCUCUCAGAUUUUUGUGCUUUGGGAACAACUUAAUUUCUUGUAUGAACCAACUUCCACUUAAACUGAGUGUUCUAAAUUACUUCCAGCAUGCUUUUUUGUCGUCAUAGACUCCAUUCUAUUCUAGCAGAGACAUUUAUUUUGGCAUUUUGGGUGACAGAGUAGUUAACAACAGUCUUUUGUUUGAAAUCAAACCUUAUUAUGUCUUCUUAGCAAGAAAAUAUUAUAAAUUACUUCCUAAACAAGCCUGCUUUUAUAGUUUAGGAAGAUUGCCAGAACUGUGUUUCAAUAUGCAAGUCUUCACAUGCAGUUAGAAUCGAAAACAAACCACUUCCAUCUAAGCAAGUUGUACUCACCUUUUCAAUUUAAGUGUUGCUAAUUAACUUCUACACAUAUGUUCAGAUCAAAUUGGUGUGCGUGGUUCACUUUUACACGCUCUAAAACUAGAUGUUUUCAAGUGCAAAAGUAAGAACAGCCUCUGCCCCACUUGUUCCUGUAUGAAUACCUGUCUGGGCAUGCCUCCUGUGAGCAAGUGAUUCUGUUUACAGUGCGAGUGACUGAAUUCUCAGCCAAUCUCUCUACUGACUGCUUCAUGUGCAUUGAGAAAUAAAUAACAUCAUUAGUGACUACUGUGAUCCUAAAGUGGGGGGAGCCAACGGUCCCCUCCAGAUAUUUUGCACCACAAUUCCCAUCUGCUCCAGCCAGUAUAGAUAAAUGGUCAAGGAUAAUGGGAGUUGUAGUCCACAAUAUUUGACGGUGCCACACUGGCCUCCUCUGCCCUAAAGUGCCCACCAAGGCCAGGUAGUCUCCUUUCUGAGAGGGUGUCUUGAGAGUACAUGAGCCAUUAAUCAUUUAUUUCCCAUAUUACACUGAGCAGCAGGGGCAUCACGACCUGUUUUGCCAUGCCAUCCCAGUGUCCUUUACCUGGGUUGCAUGGCAGCGCCCACAAAGUGGCAGCAACAAUGGCAGCUUCUGGCGAGAUCUUGCUGCUGGCGGUGGGAUGCCCCUGGGGGGCGCUGAUUAUUGGGCUUUUGCCACCCGAGGCAGCUUCCUCACCCUGUCCCGUGGAUGGCCCAGCCCUGCUCAGCAGUUGUCUUCUGGCACAGAGCUUGGGAAUGCUAACCUAAUGACUAAAACAAACUCAGAUAUGUAGAUAGGGUGGUAAAGGUAAAGGGACCUCUGACCAUUAGGUCCAGUCAUGGCCGACUCUGGGGUUGCGGUGCUCAUCUCACUUUACUGGCCAAGGGAACUGGCGUCAUGUGGCCAGCAUGACUAAACCGCUUCUGGCGAACCAUAACAGUGCACGGAAACUUCCCACUGGAGCGGUACCUAUUUAUCUACUUGCACUUUGACGUGCUUUCGAACUGCUAGGUUGGCAGGAGCAGGGACCGAGCAACGGGAGCUCACCCCAUCACGGGGAUUCGAACUGUCGACCUUCUGAUCAGCAAGUCCUAGACUCUGUGGUUUAACCCACAGCGCCUCCCGCGUCCCUGAUAGGGUGGUAGUGUAGACUUAAAUAUUAAAUUAAAAAACCCAUUAGCAAUUUCUUGGUACUACUGAAGGGACAGCAAUGGGAAGAGUUAAACAUUUGUACAAUAUCAGCCCUGGGGUGGUGGUAUGUUAAUCUUAUUGUCCUCAGGCCAAGGAACUGGAGACUCUUAGACUAUAUAUUGAAUUCCUGAGCUGAUGUUUAAAAGGAGACAGAAACAUGAUCUUGGUUAUCAGCACAAACUUAAUAGUUUAUGAUUUACUGUGGUAGAAAUCACAUCAGUAUAGAGAAAAAGCAGAGGUCUCUAGGCUGCUGGAUGAAUGCUCUGUACUUUGAAUUAAGCCUGAAGUGGGUAAAUUCCUCCCACAUCACUAUGGUGUGAACUGGAUGACCCUACAUGCCAGUCAAAGUCCACAUUGUGCCAUGCAACUGUUGCUCUUGCGUUCAGGAUCAGUAGUUUGUAUGGCCCUCGGGGUGAUGUGGAUGACAGCAUUGCAUCCAGCUGUUUUGCUUUCAUCAUUGAAUGCAUUGCAGCUUUGGAUGUUGGGGUAUAGGACAGGUCCCUAUCUGAGAAUGUGCAGAACUCCAUGUCAAAAUCUUUGGAAAUAAGUGCUUUUAACACAGGCUGAAUUUAGUUAUAAUGCCAAUCUAUAGUUUAGAACCCAAAUCAUGGUCUUAGUUUCCUUAGAGUACAUGAACACCAUGUUUUAGAGCUAUGUGUCUUUUUGUUUUCCAUAUUUUUGGAAUAACUAUGACUUGUCGGCUGGUGUGUUGAAUCUGGCUGUAAUCAGCAAAGCUGCUCAAUGACAUGGAUAUUGGAAGCCAUAUUGUACAGUGGUCCCUCGGGUUACGUACCUCUCUGGAUACAUAAUCUUCGGGCUGUGAAAGCGGCAAACCUGGAAGUAUUUUUCUGGGUUUCGCUGCUUGGGCAGAAGCCAACUUUAUUAUGAAAUCUUCUGACCUGUCUUGAGAAUAGAGUGGAUCCUAAGAAUACCCAAGCCAGCCACCUGUGGGUAUAGAAAGCAGCUCUUUAUUACAACUGUCACCUUACCCUUCCUGGUAUUACCUGAGCGGUAUUGCCUGGAUGACUAUAGUAGCGAGCUUCUUAAAAAAAUAAUAAAACUUUGUUUCAAAUGUUUUUAUUCUGCACUGACUGAAAAGUUAUUUUGAAAAUUCCUUGAUUUUCAGAUUUCCAGCUUUUAUAGCAUGGUAGUUCAGUGAGUGAUACAUUUUUGCCUGUUUCAUUGUAGGAAUUACGUACCUUGACCACGCAGGCACAGCCCUCUUCCCACAGAGUUUACUAAAAGCCUUCACUGAUGACCUCAAUGAAAAUGUUUACGGUAAGGAGAAAUCAAGCAGGUGGGGUAAAUCUUUUCUCCCUCUCUUUGGCCUUGUUAAAGUUUCCAGAAUUUAAAGCUGGGCUGAAAUUUGCGACCUCUUGGCAUGGUUCCAUUCAUUGCCAGCAAAAGUGGGGAGUAUUUUUUGUAGCCUUUGCAAAGCUGGCAAAAAAUCUAUGGGAUUGAUUGAUAUCAAUGCAGUGCACUGCCAUAAUCCACUAACUGUGGCUUAAUAGUAAUGGCUUUCACAUGUAUUCAACUGAUGUGGGUUUCAGUUGCAAAGAAACUUCUUUUAGAAUUGUAAUUAUUUUCACAAAAUCUCUUUAUAGGAAGCUGCUUGCUUGUUAACUCGUUGCUUUGGAAAACUGUUGUAAAGAGCUUCAAUGCACAGCAGUGAAAUAUAAAAUGAAUGUUAUAUUUAAUCACAUUUAUAGGAGUUUUUUGAAGCAGUGCUUGACAAAAAGAUGAAAUGUCUUGUUUAUGAGUCAUGAACGUCUCUCUUGCCUCUUAGGGAACCCUCACAGCCAGAAUAUCAGCAGCAAAUUGACAAGUGAUACAAUUGAACAUGUCCGAUACAGGUAGAGUGGUCUUCAUUUUAUAAACCCAAUGUUGUACAGUGGUACCUCGGGUUAAGAACUUAAUUCGUUCCGGAGGUCCGUACUUAACCUGAAAAUGUUCUUAACCUGAAGCACCAUAUUAGCUAAUGGGGCCUCCUGCUGCUGCCGCACCGCUGGAGCACAAUUUCUGUUCUCAUCCUGAAGCAAAGUUCUUAACCUGAAGCACUAUUUCUGGGUUAGCGGAGUCUGUAACCUGAAGCGUCUGUAACCCGAGGUACCACUGUAUUUCACAUUUGCCUUGGUUCUUUAGUUUCACUAUAACCACUUCUGUUGCUAUUUAUUGUAUUGCCUCACUGCUAGAAAUGCCAAGUUUCAAAGUAUCAUUAAGUGUGUGUGUGUGUGUGUGUGUGUGUGUGUGUGUGUCUAUUACUGUAUUUAAGAAGUUGUAAUUUAUUGUAUUUCAUAGUAUCAUAGAUUUGUAGAGUUGGAAGAUACCCCAAGGGUCAUCUAGUCCAACCCCCAGCAAUGCAGGAAUCUCAGCUACAGCAUCCAUGACAGAUGGCCAUCUAAUCUCUGCUUAAAAACCUCCAAUUAAGCACAGACCACAACCUCACGAGGGAGUACAUUCCACUAUCUAACAGCUCUUGCUUAACAGUUCUUUCUGAUGUUUAGUUGGAAUCUCCUUUCUUGUAACUUGAAUCCAUUGGUUCGUGUCAUAACCUCCUGAGGGGGAGAAAACAAACUUGUUCCAUGAGACAGCCCUUCAGAUAUUUGAAGACGGCCAUCAUAUCUCCUCUCAGUCUCCCCUUUUCCAGGCUAAACAUACCCAGCUCCUUCAACUGUUCCUCAUAAGGCUUGGUUUCCAGACCCUUGAUCAUUUUCCACCCACCUCUGCACAUAUUCCAGCUUGUCAAUAUCCUUCUUAAAUUGUGACAUCCAGAACUGGACACAGUAUUCCAGGUGUGGGCCACACCUUUAUUUUAAUUUUAAUUUUUUUUUGUAAACUGCCCUGGAAACUUUGCUGAGGGGCAGCAUGUACAUAUAUUAAAUUGUAAAAGUGGUAAAUUAAGCUUACCCAAAGUGGAUCACUGUUUCGAUAGAAAUGAGUGGAUAUGAUGUUCAUUUCAAACAGCUCAGUUUCAUGUAUGUGUGUGAUUUUUAGUCUCUGCUUAGAUCACCUAUAUCUCCUCCUCCCUUUCUGGUAUAAACUGAGGGCCAAACGGGGCAUGAAAUGACAUGUACAGUACUGUAAAUAGGAAUGGAAGAGAAUUUUGCUUGGUCUGCAGAUUAAAGCAAAGUGACCUAAUUUGCAGUUCCUGUACAUGGAUUAGAAAGCAGGUAACAAUCACAUUCUCUAAGUUUUACAAUGCAGUUUUGGUUCAAAACCAUAUAAAAUUGUACAAAUAUAUAUAUAUUAGAAGGAAAUGAAGAGAAAAGCAAACAAAUAGCUCAGGCGGUAGAGCGUGAGACUCUUAAUCUCAGGAUUGUGGGUUUCAACCCCACAUUGGACUAGAUGACCCUUGGGUACCUUCCAAUUCUACAGUUCUAUGAGUCUAUAAAAUAUGCAUUUGGGGGGGUAUACAUACAGUUCAUACGUGGGUUUGUUUUUUUGGGAUGGCUUCUUUAAAAAAUGAAACCUGUAGAAAAUGGGACAGAUGCAAAAUGGAUGGAACAGAAAUAGGCUGAUCCAUCCACUCCUGUCAGUGCACCGUUUCCAAACAAUUUUUGUUUUUACUUUAAAGUUCUCAUCCCAACUUGCCUCUAGUUGCCAACUAGAACAACCCUUUUACCCAUUCCCACAUACAGUAUUUUUGCUUCAAAGUUAAGUCUCCCUGAACUCAGCAGAAUUUUUUUUAGGAAGCAUUCUUGGAAGCAGAGCCAAAACAUAUUAAGUAGCAAAAAAGAUUGAUUAACGUUGGUGCCCUAUUUUCCUAGAAGUCGUUGCUGGUUUUGAGAUGACUCUUCUGUAUUGAAAUUUCCCUGGUUUUCCUCUGAAAUGUUAGCAAAGUCUGUCUCAAAACAGUGUUGUAACUGGUAAAAUACAUGAAAAUCUCAUUUGACCUUUAGUACGCAGUAAGAAACAUCCGAUGCAGUACCUGCUUAGUAUUGAUUUGUCCUUUUGAAAGGUCACUAACUGGAGACUGUUCAGAUGAAUGAAACUAGAGCACUCUGCUGUGCUCAGUGCAUCUGUUUAAAAGCCCAGAGUCAAAGUUUUGAUGGACUGAAUUGCUUGUGCUUGUUUAGAGAUCUCUUGUAGUUUGCCUAAUUAAUUCCCUGAUCCCAUAUUUCAAUGCAACAUAUUUGUGUAAACAAAUCAGAUGCUGCAGAGCAUAAGUCAGAACUGCUGGUACAAUGCAGUCUCUCUCAUCUGGACUUUCACUACAUUAAUGACAGAAUGUGGAUCUGUGAGGUGCAUACUAAAAGCUAGUGUAGCAACUAAGAGAACAAGCUGUGUGUUGGGAGGUUCUGGUUUGUUUGUUUAGAGAUUUACACCCUGCCCUUCAACUCAAUGUUUCUCAAUGUGGCUUACAAGCUAUAGGUAAUUAUGCACCCAUCCACACCCCGUAAACCUCACUCACUCUUUCUCUCAGCAGUCCUUAGUCCUCUGGCUGAUGGAUGUGGCUACAACACACUUCACUUCCAUUCUGCAUUUCCAGGGGGCAACUGGCAGUUGGAGACAAGUGUUCUUUUUGGCAGGGAGGGAGGAAAUUCCUUGAAGCUGCACUUUCUCUAUCCAGUAGAUGUGUCCAAGUUGGUCCACACCUUGUUCUUCAUAGUGUUCUAAUCUUAUUACAACCAGCAACUCCCAGUGUGAGUGCCCAAGCCCUGCCCUUUCACUUUAAGCCGGUACUUAAAGAAGCAGUGCUGUGGCUUGCAGCUGGGUUCCCCAGUGUUGAUGAGUGGCUCUCAGCUGUGUGCUUUGUCAGGAGCAUCCCAGGAGAAAGGAAGAAAGGCCUUUAACUUCAGUGGGAGGUCAGCAUCAUUGCAUCCCACCGACAGCUUCCUAAGGCCACUCAUCGGGCUUAUCUUGAGCAGUACAUGGACAUGUUUAGUGGCUGGGAUAUCCUGUGUAUAUUGCAAGAUGUGUAUUUUUUCUUUCUUUAAGAGUUUCCAUUAGUAGAGAUGCAGCAAACUACUGUCUGGCAUAUUUAAGUUAAAACAAGCGAACUUAAAAAAAGUUCCCUUUCCUUGGAAGUCCUGAACGUUCUCCUUUUGUGUAGAGCAAGAGAAGGGACAAUACAGCCGUCUGGGGUGAACCAAAGCCACAACUUCAUUAACUUAACACCAAAUAGGUUUAUAAACCGGUUGCACGUGAAACUCAUUGAGAUGGAAUCCAACUUGGGUGCUUGUCAACCAAAGCUGAGAGGGAGGGAGUGUGAGGAAGAUGCUGGUGGAAGUUGGAUACUGCUCUCCUUUGUCACUCUUCAGCAGCAGAACUUUGACUUCCCCUCUCUAGAUUGAAUGCUGUUUCCCUUAGGGCUUUUAAGGAGAGCCCUUGUAUUUUGAGGAUCAUCCCAUUUCUUCACAAAGCCCAAGUCCCCCUGCUGGGGCCAGGCAGCAUAUGGCUUCUCCAGCCCCACUGCCAAACCAAAGCAAUGCCUGACUGCUCUGUAAUCAUGGGGGCAUGGAGCUGAAUGUAAUUUCAUGUCCCUGCAAGGUGAACAACCCUCUUGAAAUAGCUUAGGCUGCCAGACCCUGAAAUGAGGCACCAUUCUAAGCUGCAGAGCUUUCUGAAUUGUCAUCUUGCAUAAAUGAACUUCCAUGGACACUUGGCCCCCCGCAAGACAUGUUUUACCAGGAAAAGUGAGCAGAUUACCUGCAUGCCUGGAAACUGCUGGGUAUACCCACUGAUGAUGUUCCUUGCUUGGCAGAUGCCAUUUCCCCCUUUCCUUUUGCAGAAGUCAUUAUUGCCUAACUGCCCCCCAAUUACAUCCAUUGGGUGUAACACUCUGGUAGCAGUGAAGAAUGGGAAAUCUGCCCAGCACAUGUCAUGCUUGCCAGACUGUUGUUUAGCUGUGUGCCUUUUUCUGAUGUGAUACUCUAUUGCCCGGCCCAGUAGUGAAAACAACACUUUUAUAUAGAAAUAUAAUAAAAAGCUCCUAUGCCAGAAAGGUGUGAAAUGUAGCUGCAGUAAUGGAAGCAAUUUCUGAUCAGUGCUAGAGCAAAUAUUCAUUUUCAUGUUUUUUGCCAUCCACUAUUUUGAAUGAUGUUGUGAAUCAGCGUGCUCUAGUGAGUCAGGUAAUGUUUUGUUGUUGUUGUUUAGUCGUUUAGUCGUGUCCGACUCUUCGUGACCCCCUGGACCAGAGCACGCCAGGCACUUCUGUCUUCCACUGCCUCCCUCAUGCUGGUAGCUUCGAGAACACUGUCCCACCAUCUCGUCCUCUGCCGUCCCCUUCUCCUUGUGCCCUCCAUCUUUCCCAGUAUCAGGGUCUUUUCCAGGGAGUCUUCUCUUCUCAUGAGGUGGGCAAAGUAUUGGAGCCUCAGCUUCAAGAUCUGUCCUUCCAGUGAGCACUCAGGGCUGAUUUCCUUCAGAAUGGAUAGGUUUGAUCUUUUUGCAGUCCAUGGGACUCUCAAGAGUCUCCUCCAGCACCAUAAUUCAAAAGCAUCAAUUCUUCGGUGAUCAGCCUUCUUUAUGGUCCAGCUCUCACUUCCAUAAUGCUUGCUAAUGUACUAAAAUGCAAAUAUUGUUUGAUCUCCUCCCCCCUUUUAAAAAGCUAGCUGCUUUACAGAAAACAUAAGAAUGUAAAAAAAUAAAAUAAAAAAAGAGGGAGAAUAUACCUUUAAAUACUUUGGUGGUUGUUGCCAUGUUGAUAUGAGAGAUCAGGAGAACUACAAAGGGACAAGGUUUUAUUGGACUUACUCCUUUGGUGCCAAAGUGGUGGCCCAUAUUAUGGGGCAGAGCUGCCUUCCUGCCAUCACAGCCCUGAUCUUGCCACCACCCAAUUCAUCUUCACUGAGGUAAACUGCAGCAAACCCGUUACCAAACCUGGCGCAAGAAACUUCCCUCCGAUUAAUUUCAGUGGGAAGAAAAAAGUGAACCAUAACUGCCCCUUCAUCUCCAAUGCUGCACAUGCUGCCAAGACAGAGUGGAUAUGAGUGGAAACUUGGGAUGUUGAAGAAAUUCUCCAGAUGUAUAACUUUUCAUUUAUGAAAAAUUGUAUUCCAUUUAAAAGGAUUUCUAAACUUCUUAAUAUUUAAAACUCUCCAAAGAGUAUAUGGAAAUAAAACAUAAGAAAAAUAAAACAUACAAACAUAUACAAGCAUAGCAAUAAAACUCUACUAUAAAAAAAAUUAAAAAAACAAAAAACCCCAAAAUGAGAAUAGUUCCUAAAAUUAACUUUUCCCAGCUCUGAGCAAAAUUUCAUGUCACUGCAAGGUGAACAACCCUCUUGAAAUAGCGUAGGCUGCCGGACCCUGCAAUGGGGCGCCAUUCUAAGCUGCAGAGCAGGGGUAGGAGACCUAAGGCCCAUGGGCUGGAUGUCGCCCAAUCGCCUUCUCAAUCCGGCCCACGGACGGUCCAGGAAUCAGUGUGUAUCUACAUGAGUAGAAUGUGUGCUUUUAUUUAAAAUGCAUCUCUGGGUUAUUGGUGGGGCAUAGGAAUUUGUUCAUUUUUUUCCCUUCAAAAUAUAGUCUGGCCCACCACAUGGCUGAAAAAGGUUGCUGACCCCUGCUGCAGAGCUUAGACAAAUCUAUACAUUAUUUUUUGUGUACAAUAAAACAGUAUUGGGGGGGGGAAGUGUUUAAUGGCAACUGUACAGGUCCCGGUUGCAAAAUAGUUUUGUACAGUACUUUUUCUGGGAGUUCUCAAGCAUAUGCAGUACCAGCGCCUCCCCCCUCCAUGUUGAAAGUGUGGCACUUACAGUAACAACUUAAUGGUGAGUACCUGCACCAUUUUUUUCUUAGAAAAAAGCACUGCUUUUGUACUAAAUAAAUCAAAACGAAGUUUGCAAGGAAUUGAUCUGAACUAGAGUAAUUUAAAAGAAGAAGAAAGAGUGAGAACAAUUAACAGCUCUAUGUAAAAAUGAAGUUCUUUGGGCUUCAGAGAGAUAAUUGCAAUAUAAAAAUAGCAUGUCUGAAUUUCUGCAGAGUAAGCUGGAACACUGCUGACUGCCAGCCUCCAACCUCCUGACUGUUCUAUCUAUGGCUCUGCCCGUUAAGGAAAUGGAGUGGCAGGAUGCACGGGUUCACAUCACCAGUUACUCUCCAUCCAGUGCGCUUCCACUGCUAAUUUUUGAAGCCACAUUCACACAUCCUUUUCCUGUCAGUCCUGUAAAUACUUGAUGCGUUUUCACCCCUCAAAUCAACUUCAGUUGGAUUAGAAAACUGGUUGUGGUUUGCUUUAAAAAAAUAUUUGGGUUGGAACCAGAUCUGUCUGUGGAAAGGGGUGAGUGGGAUCUGACUUUACUGUCCGUCCUCAUUUUGGUGUCGCUCCCCCACAAAAAAAUGCUCAUAUAGGGGGGUGGAAAGAGCCUGGCAGCAGCCAAGGUUGGCUCAUUCUGGGACCUCUGUGGCCUCUUUGUGGAGCCUGGAAAGUACCCUCAAACUCCCACCUCCACUGCUCUCACCACUCAUACAGUCCAGCAGAACAAGCAGGACAGGACCUGAAGAACACAAUUGCUACUCUGAAUCACCUGCCUUAGUUUAGAAUCAUAAAACUGUAGAGCUGGAAGAGACCCUGAGGAUCAUCUAGUCAUUCUAGUGCAAUGCAGGAAUAUGCAGCUGGCCCAUAUGACCAACUGAGCUAAAUAAACUGAUGCACAUGAAAGAGGUAUGAUACUAUCAACAGGGUGUUGUCAUGAAAUGAAAGGGGAUCUGUUCUGUUUUGAGCGAUGGCCUCAGCAGUAGGGAGUCUUAUUGAUAUUUUGAAUCUGCAGUCAGAGGGGACCCUUUGCAGAGUAACUCCCUCUGCCCCUUCUGGCUCUCCAUGUGGGAUAAGCCUCAUAUACAUAAGCCAAUGUGGGCAAUGCUUUUCUAAAUCUCCACAAAGUGUGAUAGUGUAAAACUGGAAGAGUAUUUUCUGAUUUGGGCCAGUUAAGCUGCACAGUGUUUGCACAGCAGGAUCCUUUCAGGUGGCUAAUUUGCUUCAUGUCAGAACAAUCCCCAUUGUAAUUAUGAUAACAAAAACCUUCUCAUUAUUUGCUUCAUUAAUCUGUUGUAGAGGAAUGAGGCAUAAAUAAGCUUCCACCGAACUAACCAUAUUUCUUGAUUCCUCCAUCUAGAAAUGUUGUAACAGAGAUAUCUUUGAUCCAAGCAAAAAUGGAAGGGUUGAACUGAUGCUUAGGUCUAAUUCCUGUGCUUGGGUCUUAUCACACCUUAUGUUAAAUGUCCGCCCUGCAGUUGUGGCAGGAUGGAUUGGGAGUUGCUCUGGGGUGUGUGCUGUUUGGGUUUGAGUCCCAGGUGCUCCCACUCUCGCUUUUCUUUUCCCUCCCCCAAGCAUGAAAAACAGGUGUGUGCUGAGGCUUGAACUCUUGUUUGCAGUUUCCCAGCCUUGUGCCCUAUGAGUGUGCCUCUGUGAUUGUGCAAGUGUUGAUAGUAGGUCUCUGUGUGUGUUGUGUGCAUAUUGUGAUAUAAGUGAUAUGGCAGGGGAGUGACCAGAUGAGUGAAACGUAAGUCUGACUCCGUCCCUGAUGGAUGGCUGUGAUGUAGGUGCAAGCCACACUGCAGUAUGUGUCCUUCAUUUCUAUGUUAGCUUUUAAUUUUCUUUUUUUGGCAUUUCAAACAACUCCAAACAACUUAAAACAAUAAAAGUUACAUUCAGUUAGACACAUAAUUUCUUAUACUUGUCUAAACAUAAGGCAUAAUAUCUUAGAUUACAAAGAUCUUGAUCCUGAGCUAACAAUCAAAGCUGUGACUCUAUCCAAGCAGCUUCCAUUUGCCUGAGGCAGUUUACAGGAGACAGAGAAUUAAUAUGUCUAUUCUCUUCAGUAGCUUGAAAACAAAGAGCUCUCACACAAGAUGCCUACAGAUUAGCAUAUGCAUAGACCUGUCAUGCAAUCCUUUUCAUGUGAUUUAAACACCUUAUGCCUGAGCCAAAAAGAUACAGCCCUACUUAAUAAUUAACCUGUUAGGUUUUCUUCAGCUUCAGUGGAAAUUUCCAGUCAUGCUUUACCAGUACAAUAUGGGGGCAUUAUAUAUUUAUUUUCUAUUCCAAUGUACAUUAAAUAAUUAUGCUUAAUAGAGCCUGAUGAUGUUGCCAGCUAGCCACACAGGAAGCUUUUGGGGGAUUCUCCCUUGUUUGCUCAUGGCCACGCUGAGCUGCCGCCGCCACCAAAAACAGUGUGGCCUUUAUCACAGCAGAUGGCAUCAUUCCCCCCCCCCCCGUCUGCUUGGGAAAUACCAUAUAAGUUCUUUCCCAUGUAACUUUCACACAGCAACAUGCUCUGUUCUCUGCAUGCAGGUGCUUGACAACAUUGCAGUUGCCAAUACAGUAUAUGAACUUGAAAUUGGAUGCUUAAUUUAUAGUUUAGGAACAAAACAAUUUUAUUCUUCUUGUGUUUUUAUGACAGUGCUCUGUGUUCCUUGUCAAAGGGUGUUAGAUUUUACAAGUUUACCCUGUCUCCUCAAACUCCUAUGCUGGCAUUUGUAAGGCUUCCUCCCCCCUUUCUCAUCCAGUUUGGAGGCUUGUCUAGCGGACUUGGGAUCAGAAUGUCUUUGUGUUUAAUUGCUAUGUAGUGACGUGGUCUUAGUCUAUGUCCUUUAGCACCUUCUCCAGCAUUAGAUCAAACUACCCAUUUGGGUUGCUGAACUAUUUUCUUUCCUGCAGCAGUGUCACCCCAGGUCAAAGAGAUUUUGCAGUGCAUUGAAAGUCAACCUCCUAUUUGAUAGGGGAAAUUAAAUGUAUGUAUUCCCCACAGGCAAUGAUGAUGCCAUUGGGCAACUUUGUAAAAACCACUGCUUGGUGCAGUGAAUUGGCAAGGUUGCCAGGACACAAGAAAAAUAUUAUAGUAGUAUAAAAUAGUGGAGGUAAAAGACCUUUUCCAUGAUGCUGUGUUUCCCUUUUUUCAGGAUACUGCAGCACUUCAAUACAUCUGUAGAAGACUACACAGUCAUCUUCACUUCAGGCAGUACAGCGGCACUCAAACUUGUUGCAGAGGCCUUCCCUUGGGUUCCCGAAACAGCAGAGGAUCCUGGCAGCCGCUUUUGCUACCUCACUGAUAACCACACCUCUGUGGUGGGCAUGAGAGCAAUCGCUGAUGCAAUGAAUGUAUUGUCAGUUCCAGUGAAACCAAAGGAUAUACUGUCGGGGACAGAUGGCUUGGUGGCUGGAGGGAACAGCUGCAAAACACCUCACUUGUUCUGCUAUCCUGCUCAGAGCAAUUUUUCAGGGACUAGAUAUCCUCUUGCAUGGAUAGAACAGAUAAAAUCUGGGCAGCUCCACCCCAUCAAGGUCCAAGGGAAAUGGAGUGUGCUCUUGGAUGCGGCAUCUUAUGUCAGCACUUCUCCGUUAGACUUAAGCCUUCAUCAAGCAGACUUUGUGCCUCUGUCAUUCUAUAAGAUGUUUGGAUUCCCCACUGGUCUAGGCGCACUGCUGGUGAAGAAUGAAGCUGCUGCUUGCCUGAGGAAAGUCUAUUUUGGAGGGGGAACUGCAGCUGCCUACCUUGCAGGAGAGGAUUUCUAUUUACCAAAAAAAUCAGUGGCUGAGAGGUAAAACACAAUCUCCUUAAUAAAACUCCUGUUACCUAGGUUCUAGAAUAAUGUUCCAUCAGACCUGAGGCACUGACGGAACCAUACAGGUUCCUGUGUCUUGAUGCUGGGGAUUGUUCUGUCUGAAAUUCACUUUGAAAAUAUACUUUUAAUAAGUGGUGGUGCAGCUUCACAUGGGGUUUAUGUUGAGUCACACUAAAUGCCAAGGAAUUAAAAAUGCACUGAAAAAUAUAUUAAGCCUUCCAAAUCCACACCAACUAAAUCUCAAAAGUGUGUGACUACGUGUUCCAUUUAGACAUCCAAAUUCCAGCUUAUGCAAAGUUACUAGUAGCAAAAAGGCAAUUUAAGAUGUUCAGUAUCAAUCAUGUUUCACUUGAGAUGCUUCCGGUCCCACCCCCACCCACCCCUGGCACUUAAAUUAUUAAGCAUUUUUAGUGUGUUUUCUUAAUUUGCUGGGUCCUUCUGUGAUGUUGCAUUUAACUAAUGAGAUAUAAAAGAGCACUCCCAGUGAUAAUUAUCUGUUUUAAUAAGUGAUCUGGUUCACUUCUACAUAAUCUGAGUCCAUAUUAGACUUGUUAACUUAAAUCAGAAAUAAAAAUACUUCAAUUAGAAAUAUUGUGCUGCAGGAUUCUGAUGGCCAUUCUGAAAUUUCCCAUACUUUAAAUAAAUGUGUUUACAGUCACAAAAUUUCAAUUAGGGCUGAUCUGAAGUUCAGCCUGGCCAAAUUAUCAGAGGUUUUAGGGACAGUGGUGGCACUUGUUUGAGUAUGAGGUAGCAAGGGGUCAUAGAAUAUGGGACAGGCUCUACCCCUUCCCAAUCCCUGUCAACAGCACUGUGUCAUCACGUAACAUCAUUUCCUGGAAUAUUUGAAACUGUAAAUUCACUGAGUACCCUCUCACCUGAAAUACUUUCCUCCUGCCUCUGCCCCAAAUAAUUGGGAAAAGGUUCUAGAAAGGCAGAUGGGAGGUGGUUUUGCCAAACUCUGGGAAACACUGUAUUAAGGUAGCUGUGUAAGCUGAAGUCUGUCUUUAAGCCUAACUAACUGCUAGCUCUUUGUCUCAUUGUUUUUUUAAAAAGGGUACUGCAUUUUUCCAUAAGAGGAAAAGGUCAGGGAAUAUACACAGUAGCUUUUUUCAGUGAAUAAGGUUUUGCUCUUGUGAUAUUUCAGGUGUAUAGCAUACUAGCAUAAUAUUGUACAGGGGAGUCUGAUGGCAUCAACUACUGUUUGGUGGUUGAUGCCUUCUUGGUAGAUGGAUCUGUCUGGACUGCAGUGGAUGGUAUAGUUACAGAUGUAAAGGUCAGAGGGGGCACUGACAUCUGAUACUACCAGUUGCAUAACCUGUUCUGUAGAACCUUCCUACCUCAUACUGUAAGGAUAAAACAAGCAGUCUUUCAAUAUUGCUCUGGAUUCCUUGGAUGAAAGGAAGGAUAUAAAGUAAACACACUUAUUGAUUGAGGUGUUCAUUCCUGGUUGUAUUCUGUGCCAUCAGUCUAGGAGGCUGAUCAUUUUGCUUCUUUAAGUAAGUAUGUUUUGUUGAGAGUAAGUGUGCUUCUCAGUUUGUUGCAGCAUUAUUCUUCCUAACCAGAGGCAAAAUGACCAUGUUUUGGUGCCAACCAUCUUAUCAGAUCUGCUUUUCAUUGCUUGAUGCAUACCCAUGAAAAUAUGGGUAUGCAUCCUAUGUAAGAGUUGUAAGUGCCAUAAAACUACCUCCAGAAAUGGGAGCAAGAAUUAUAUAGAAAUGUGUUUUUUGGGAUCCAGAAAUAAAGAGGUGAAAGGAUGUUAGGCCUGCUUGGGUCACAGGCAUUUGUGCUGCAAUAAAUUAACUAGGGGCUUGUCCACUUAUUUAUUCAAUUUAUUUCUGCUUGUCCCAUGCUUUCUAGGCACAGGUCCAAGUGGUGUUGCCUUUGCCCGGCCACUUGCCCUUAGAAAACCCGCUCUUUAGCACUAAAUCGGAGCAAGCAGCAAUCUGUGGAAAACCUGAUUGCCAUUUGUUCGAAUUCAGUGCUAAACUGCAGGUUUUCCCAGGGGAAAGUACUGGGCCAAACGGAAGUGUGGACAAGCCCUGGUUGAAAAUGAGGAGGCAUCUGAUGUGCUUCUGUGAGUGUCACAGAUCUGGAAGUACCUCUUUCCAUUCGAUCUCCUCUAGGGUUUGUUAAUUCUUCUGUGCCUUUGCAUUUGAAAGUUUUUGCAGAGACACAGCAGUAUUGCUCGCCUUCACAAGAUGAUUCCUGUUGAUCUCUGUGAAAUUCAUUAUUUGGGGCUUCCCUGUUUUGCAUUCAGUACAAAGGGCAGCCAACUGUUCUCCCCGCCCUCCCGCCCACCCUUAGUACCAUCGCGACCUUUUUCUGAUUGUUUGUACAAUAUAUUGAUGUGUCAGUGUGCCCCUCAGUCCUGUGUUUGAAUAAUUAGGUCAACUGGAUAAUCUUAGUUAAUUAUAAACCCUUGUUCUACUACGAAAGCCAAUAUUGGUGACGUUCAGACAAAAGCUGCAAUCCCGUGCUUACAUCAGGCUUCCUCAACCUUGGCCCUCCAGAUGUUUUUGGCCUGCAACUCUCAUGAUCCCUAGCUAGCAGGACCAGUGAUCAGGGAUAAUGGGAAUUGUAGUCUCAAAACAUCUGGAGGGCCGAGGUUGAGGAAGCCUGGCUUAGAUAUUCAUGCUCGGUUCCAUUGAGUUCAAUACUUCUUUGUACACAGAAGGCAGCGCAGAACUUACAGCCAGGAUUGCUUAUGAAUUCCAAAGCCCAUCCAAAAUAUAACCUAGUUACCUGCUCUUAGGGAGGAUGUAUGGACAAUGAGAUUCAGGGCCUUUUCUUUUGGGGGUCCCUGACUUUGGUAACUUUCCCUAGAGAGGCCUUCUAGCUGUUAAAAAUAACCUUCUAAACAGGAAUGUCUUAACAUAUCUGAAGAGCUGUAACAUGGCAGGUAAAGCAAGUUUGUUUUUGCCUGCUGCGGAGGGAAGCACCUGGAUUCAAGUUACAGGAAAGGAGAUUCCGACUAAACAUCAGAAAGAGCUUUCUGACAGUAAGAGCUGUUCAACAGUGGAACGGAUCCCCUGGAAAGUGGUGGACUCUCUUUCCUCGGAGGUUUUUAAGCAGAGAUUGAAUGGUCAUCUGUCAUGUAUGAUUUAGUUGCAGGGGUUGGACCAGAUGACUGUCAAGGUCCCUUCCAAUUUUGCAAUUCUGUGAUUCUAUGAUUUCUGGCAGGGUAGGAAGAGGGAGCACGGUUAUUGCGCUUCAUAUUUAGUUUGGGUUUUAGAGUAUUCUGUGUUAGAAUAAUUCUCCAUUGUGUUUAUUGAAAUAGUGGUUACACCUCUUUAAGCCAAAUAGGCUGCUUAAAAGGGGAAUUGUUUUUUAUAAUGCCCUCCUGGUGGGAGAGCAAGACAGACUCACCCCACCCACCGGAUGUGCAUAUUCUCUGAGACAUGCAUAUAAAGCCAUAGCAUUUGAAUAGGGUGCCAGGGCAUAAAAUGCAAAACACAUAGGCAUACAAAUCAGGAAUGAGUUGUAGAAUCCGUGAAUCCAUGAACAGUGAGUUUUGGGCCUGUGAGCACUGGGGUUUUUUGCCUUUUCAAAUUGUAUUCUCACGCAUGGAGAAUUUAACAUACGCACUAUAUUUCCCAUCAUUUUCUGGGGAAAAUACCAGGCUUCAUUCAAUCAUUACUGAAGACACCAUCAAACAGAAUGAUUAUUUGUGGUCCUUGUUAACUAUCUAAAGAACUGUGGUGUUCUUAAGAGAAGAAAUUAAGUUCCUGAGCACAAUUUCUUGAAAUACACAUGACUACGGAGCAUGGUACAUUGUUCUCUCUGACAGUAAAAUGGAGUAGACUGAGAGAUUGCCUCACAAUGCUGGUGCCUUACACAUGUGACCUCAUGCAUUGUCAGCGUUGCUCCUUGUGCCACAUUUGUCACCAGUGUGUGGCAGUUAGAGAUAUUAUGCAGAGAAUGUUAAUAGAUAUAUAUUUUUUUCUCCCAGAACGGUUUGCCCAACAGUCUUCAACUUGGCAUUGUCCCCUGUGAAUGUUGUAAGCAAGGGCUUUUAGAUGAUGGUGUCAGAGUGACCUAGAGCUGUAACACAGGACGUUCUGAGUGAAUGUGCAAUAUAUGCUUAGUGUAAGAUAAGAAAUUACAUGUCAGACAAGGACAUGAUGAUCCUUUGGUUCAUGACAUGGUUCAUGACACGUGAGUGCUGUAGACCCUAGUUUCCACACCAUAAACCUCCAGGACUUUGCCUCUUUGGCACAUAUACGCUUUUGUAAAUAUGUACACUCCUAUGUUUAGGAAUUGGUACAUUGUUUAGAACCUGAGACUAUGUCUGGGAUGGUUCUACGUGUUUACUGGAUAAAUGUGUGGAAACUGGAAGAGCUCUUAGAAUAUAUGUUAAUUUUUUAAUUGUUGGAUAAUCUAACCUAGAAUGCUUCCUAAUGUAAGCAUUUACAUUUGGCUGUGGAUUAUGGCCCCCCAAAAUGAUACAGGGCACUUAGGAAAUGAAUUGAUGUGUGCAUUCCAUCACCCAUUCUCUGCGUUGAAAUGAUUGUGGCAGAGGAUACAGAGGACCUUCUUUGAGAACUUUCGAGACUCUGAAUCAGAGUGAUGGAUUGUUACUUUUAUUUGCAGAUACAUUGUUUAUUAAUUAAUUGCUUACCGGGCAACAUUUGGAUUCUUUUUCUUACCAACAGUGGCAAUGUUUCCACCAAAGCAACUAAAUUUUUAAAUUCAUGGGGUGUGUGCUCCUUUUUUCAAAUGAAUGGGGGGGAAAAUGAUACAAGGAAUUUAGUUUUUAAUGGUUUUGAAUCAAGACCUCCAUUCACAUGGCAGGAAUUGAAAUGUAUUUGGGAGCUAUUACAGCAUGUUUAAUAAAUUACAUUCUAAAAAGAUGUGGAGGUAAGAAGUGACAAGGAAGGCUGUGUUCUAAAAUCUUGUAACAAGGAAAGAGUUUAUAUGUUUAUCUUAGUGUGACUUUGUGGAGCAGAAUAUGUUGGUAAAAUAAAUCACUUUAGCAGCUUGCCUUAAAUCCAUUUACAAUGAAAAUUGGGGCAAAAAUCACUGGAGAACUUUUCUUAUUAUUCUGCAGAGUUCUCUGGAACAAGACUAAUUCCAACACAGGCAUUUUUGAUUAGGAAACUGAAGCAAUGCAAUUUCCCCCUUCUAGUAGGGAUGAAAAGCCUGUUUGAAGAAUAUAUUGCUACUCAGAACAUUUCUGGAUUCUUCUUGUUUCCCUCCCUCUGCCCACUUAAAAUAUUGCUUCCCUUACUUUGGAUAUGAGGUGUUAUUGAAAUGGCUGGAGGAGUAUUUUGUGAUGCUAAUAGCUGUCCUCCUGCAUUAUCUGUGUCUCCUUAGAAUGUGAAAUCUUUGGCUUUAUGAGGUAGAGGGGAAAGAGCUGUUGUUGAAAUCCCCUUUCAGCCAGUGGCGUGAGGUGAAAUUUUUCAUAGGGGAACAGUUAGGGUUGUAGAGUUGAGGACCCCAAGGAAUCUCCACUCAAGCAUCCCUGGCAGAUGCCUGAAAACCUUCCGUCUCCCAAGGAAGUCCAUUCCCCAGCCGGUCAGUCUGCCCAUUCCAAGCACCUUGCAAAAAGAAAAAAAAAAAGGCUUUGCUUUGUUUUUUUCAAAAAGACAACCCCAGGCAGAAGGGUGGAUUCCACCCUCCCACUAAAAAAAAACAUUUUAAACACCCCCGCUUUCUUCAUCAUCUCCCUUUCUAUGAUUGUGUUGUUAGUUGUUGAAUGUUGCUGCUGUUCUUUCAGGUUCUGGCAGAUUGGGGCUAGGUCAGGGGUCAGCAAACUUUUGCAGUAUCCCUCAGACCUUGUGGGGGGCCGGACUGUAUUUUGAAAAAAAUUAAUGAACAAAUUCCUAUGCCCCACAAAUAACCUAGAGGUGCAUUUUAAAUAAAAGCAUACAUUCUACUCAUGUAAAAACACGUUGAUUCCCAGACCGUCUGUGGGCCGGACUGAGAAGGCAGUUGGGCCGCAUCCGGGCCCCGGGCCUUAGGUUGCCUACCCCUGGGCUAGGUGGUUCUUUUAUUAAAACGCCAUGCUUUCAAAAGACACACACAAACACGGAGGCUGAAGGUGAGGAGGGAGGAAGUGAGAUAUGAAGGUUUCAGGGUUCUUGUCUUCCACUCCCACCCCAUAGGCUUUCUGACUGCUCUUCCUUUAAAAUGAAGGAGAAGGGGCUGCAGUUCUGCUUCAAGCAGCCCCUUCCUGCUCUUGCAUGUGUAUUGCUGUGCAGGGUCGUGCAGUUUUGCAGCCUUUGCGGAGGUAAUCAGAGAGACAGACAAACACAGAGAUGCGCAUGCACACAUGGGCAUAGCCAGGAUUUUUGUUAGGGGGACAGGCCUUUUGUUGGGGGGGGGCAGAACCUCAGUUAUGUGUUUUAAUAGAUUUUUAUUGAUUUUGGGGCUUCCUGCUUCCCUGGCUAUGCCCAUGCACGCACACACGCGCGCACACACACACACACACACACGGAGCCUGGAGACACUGGCUAAGCAGGUACACAGAAAGGUGCUGCUGGGAGCAUUAAGGGGGCUAGGCUAGUCCCACUAGUUGAUGGACUGCACACCGUUGCUUUCAGCCCUUAAAUUUCACUGUAUUUCUAUGGACAAAUGUCACAAGAUGUUAUGCAUUUAUUUACAUACAAUCUUCUGCCAAACUACCCAAUUUUUAUAUACUAAAACAAACAAAUGCAGAUUUUCUCAGGCAGAUUGAUGGAAUUUACUGGCAUAGACUUUUUUUCUUCCGACUUCCCUCAGGGCAGCCCUUGAGCCGAUAUAAGAGGAGUAACCCUCGCAAUUCUCCCAAGGCUAAUUGAUGGCCUCAUAGAACUGUGCUGAAGUUCAAUAUAUGAACUUCAAUAUAUGAAGUUGAAUAUACAGUGGUGCCCCGCAAGACGAAUGCCUCGCAAGACGAAAAACUCGCUAGACGAAAGGGUUUUGCGUUUUUUGAGUCGUUCCGCAAGACGAAUUUCCCUAUGGACUUGCUUCGCAAGACGAAACGUCUUGCGAGUUCUUGUGAGUUUGUUUCCUUUUUCUUAAAGCCGCUAAGCCGCUAAGCCGCUAAUAGCCGCUAAGCCGCUAAGCCGCUAAUAGCCGUGCUUUGCAAGACGAAAAAACCGCAAGACGAAGAGACUCGCGGAACGGAUUAAUUUCGUCUUGCGAGGCACCACUGUAAAUUCAAUUGCUAAUUAAGAAGUUGGAUUCAGUAAUCGAGUGAUGCUUAAGCUUGAUUCAGUGUCAGGACAGUAAACUUGAUCAGACACUCCCAGGGAUUACCCCAGCCCAAAACAUGCGUGCUAAAGCAGACUCUGUGUUAACGUGGAAAGAGGGAAGGAGAAAAUGAAGUUCAUUUUAAUUUGCUGUAUUCUGGAAAGUGCUGCCUCUCUUCACAUCUAGUUGGAACAAUUUCGUAACUUUUUCCCAUUUCAUCCUUUUGCUUUCUCUGCAUGCCUAAAUUAGUUAAUUAUCAUAUUUCACUAAACAAUGACAUUGAUUCAAGCACUUUCUACUGGGUUUUGGAAACUUCCCUGUGUUUUUAGCCUGAAGCUGUUUUUCUGUGAAAUAAUCUGCAUAUAGUUAGCUUUCAAGAUGUUCAGCAGGACAUCUUAAGAAGACUUAGUUGCUGAGUAACUGUCACACAGAAGUGGGUCUUAGUAUUAUGUUCCAAAUUACAUUUCAGGCAGUAUGACAAAUAGCAUCAUAAUAACUUUGACUCAGUUGUCAUUAAUUAUAACUGAAAUGUAAUCACAGCUGGGAUUUUGCCUAGUAAUUGCAAGCUAUAAAGGCAAACAUUAAUAUGUACAGGGGAAAACAUACUUUCAUAAACUUAGGUAGUAAAUCAAGGCAAUAUAUCUGCAUGACCUGAAAAAUCCUAACAGGCUGAGGUUAAGAUAGGAAAAUAUUUGGAACAGUUUCAAAUGUUUCCUUUACAAAUUUUACUGCAUUGAAUGCAAGAUUGUGUGUUUUGUGUCAUCCAGCUGCCAGUGCUCAGCUGUGGAAGUAGUCAGGAAAGGACAGGCAAGAAGUAUAGAUAAAAUAUUUAAUCCCAUAUAGCAGAGCUCCACUGGCUGCUAGUUUGUUUCCAAGUUAGAUUUAAGGUUCUGAUGUUGACCUUUGAAGCCUGUGUGACCUGGGGCACAUUAGAGUGAGUGCCAGUUUUUCAUUACUGAGGUAGAGAAAUGUUUCCAGGCCAAGGGCUCAUUGCCUCAUAGGCCGCUUGCCAGUGUUGGGCAGGGCCCAGUGGCGCCAACCACAGGGUGUGGAAAGAGCUUCAGCCCCCUCAUUAUUUGUGGGUAGGGGGCUGAGCCCUCAAUAUUGAGGGGGCCACUAUCUUGUGUAGCCUGCUGCUGCCAGGCGGGUGUGGGGUGCACGGAGGGUGAAGAUCGCCCUCCACCCCCCUGCUGUUGCCGGGUGAGAGCUUGUGCAGGGGGCGGGGUAUGUGGGGGGUGAAGAGCUGUGUAGCCCACCCACUGCCACCACCAGGUGAGCACUCAUGCACUGGGUGGGGGCGGGAAGCGCAGAGGGGCGCAUGAGGUCAUGCAUAUGAUGACAUGCGAUACCGGGCCCCCUCAACGUGGGCAGCAAGUCGGUGCCCCUGGCAGGGCCAGAGGCAAAAGUGAGUCGAGCAACAUACACAACUCUUGCUUGUGUGCCGUGUAUUCAAGGAAGCAAGGGGGCUUGUCCCAUUUCCAUGACAUUUCCAGCAAGGCCAAAGCAUUCGGGGAGGGUCUUGAGCCAGUGAGGGGUGUGACCAGGGCAGAGGCAUUGCUCGGGAAGAAUCCCAGGGGCCAGGUGCAGAGGACUGGAGGGCCACAUUUGGAUUCUGGGCCAGAGGUUCAGUACCGGUAUGUUAUUGCUAUAUGUCAACAUUGCGAUCUUCUGAUUGACCCCUGCUCUUUUCUUUCCCAUCUCAAGUGCUGUGGUGGCCAUCCAAUCAGGGAAAGUACCGGUACUUUGCGGCAGUGAAAUGCUCCUCUUCACAGAGCCCAUGAACCUAGCUCAUCCCUUUGGAGAGUAAAUAUUUCUGCCUUGGAGCUUUCCUUUUGUUGUGUUAAUUGUAGAAAUAAUGGGGUUUUAAUAUGGUUAGUUACAAAGGGAACUUACUAUAAACUUUAUGGUAGUAAGCCAUGUUGUGUAUCUGUUGAGUGGAAAGGCAGGAUUAAAAAAAAUAUAUUAUAUAAUUCUCCAGCAAGGAACAGGGCUUAUUGAAGCCUUGGUAGCUAAUCUACUUUUAGCCCAGUAUGGAGGAUUCUGGUGACUCUGUGGGGAGGGCACAUAACCCCUGUGUAAGUGGGGAGUCACCUGUAUUGUGGGGUGGGUGAAAUAAAUGUCUCCACAAAAUACAUGCAAAUGAAAAACACAUCAAACAUGAUUUAGCCGAGUCUCUUUUGCUGUUAACAUCUUUGCAACUAUUUGCCAGUGUCUCACACUUGGAAAAGACAGACACUAACACAUCUCAUUUUUCUUUUAAAAAGAGAGAGAGAGAGGAGCAAAUUAUACCACCCACAGUCCUAAGUAAGACUGAACUACUUUUCUAUAGCCCCCUAGCCAGCAGAUUUGGAGCACAGGUUUGUGUUUUCUCCCUUGUGCAAGAUUUCUGUACUGCAAGAUGAUAAAUUGCAAAUGAGGUUUUUUGUGCAUGUUCUGAAUUAUAAGUUGAUGCAAUGUAUACCAACUUGUAGUUUGUAUCAAGAACCCCUGCUUCUCUGGCAUCAGUGAUCAUUUUCUUUUUCUCCCCCAAUGCCCUGCAAAUCUUGUUUUUUAGUGGGCUCAUGCUAAGUCAAGCACUUUGGGGAUUGGUCUGCCCAAUAAUUACUGUUGGAGACUUAAUUGAAGUAUUUUGACAGUCUGUUCUAAUUAUCUUCCUUCAAACCAAUGCAAGUAAGGUUUAUUAUGGGUUCUUUAAACCUGGGAUUGGUCUCUCUAGAGAGAUUAAUAUGUUAAAUAUCUGAGUUUUAAUUAAUACAAUUUCUUAGUCCCAAUAAGACCUUGUUCAAAUACUACAGGGGGGAUUAAGGUAACCAUUUCAAAAUAAGUCCCUACAGAGAAAGGACAUUUGUACCCUGGUUGAGCUCCCCCUUGUGGUGACGUGUUACAGGAGAGAUUCAUCAGAUAGUCCUUGAGGAAGAAGAAUCAUACUGUACAAGAAAGCCAGGUGUGUGCUGCUUGAACGUUUGAACCCUGCCUGGGAAACGCUGGAAGUCAGGGUGUCAAAUUCCCAUCUUGGGGUUGCAGAUACAUGGAGCCACUUUGAAUUUCCUUCCCAUAGUCAAGAGUCAAGACUGAUUUAAGAUUUAUUAGAUGAGAAAAAAUGGCAGUUCUACCAAAUUCACUUUGGCUAUGGUGAUGUCUUGUUUGGUUGCUAUACAUAUUUGGAUAUGCUCCAUGAAAUACCUGAAAAGUCUAGCAAAUCCCUUUCUUGUAAUUUAAUACUGAAUAUAUAUAUUCCCAUAUUUUCCCUGAGCGAGACUCAAGGCAGUUUACAUAUAAAAACAAGAAUGGCUAAAAACAGAGAAAAAUAUCAUUAAAACAAUUAAACAUUUGUUGUUGUUGUUGUUGUGUCGUUUAGUCGUGUCCGACUCUUCGUGACCCCCUGGACCAGAGCACGCCAGGCACUUCUGUCCUCCACUGCCUCCCGCAGUUUGAUCAAACUCAUGCUGGUAGCUUCAAGAACACCAUCCAACCAUCUCAUCCUCUGUCGUCCCCUUCUCCUUGUGCCCUCCAUCUUUCCCAACAUCAGGGUCUUUUCCAGGGAGUCUUCUCUUCUCAUGAGGUGGCCAAAGUCUUGGAGCCUCAGCUUCAGGAUCUGUCCUUCCAGUGAGCACUCAGGGCUAAUUUCCUUAAGAAUGGAUGCGUUUGAUCUUCUUGCAGUCCAUGGAACUCUCAAGAGUCUCCUCCAGCACCAUAAUUCAAAAGCAUCAAUUCUUCGGCGAUCAGCCUUCUUUAUGGUCCAGCUCUCACUUCCAUACAUCACUACUGGGAAAACCAUAGCUUUUACUAUACGGACCUUUGUUGGCAAGGUCAUGUCUCUACUUUUUAAGAUGCUAAAUGCUAAACAUUAAUCAAAUUAAAACUAUGAAACUAUAAAUUAAAACUAUAAAGCCUGUUUAAACUUUAAAACAGACAAAUAAUUCCCAUAAAACAGCAUAGCACCAGCCCUUUUAUUAAAAGCAAUCAAUUCCCCAAAGAAGGACCUGCCAGCGGAAGGAUAAAAAGUAGGGAGCCAGUCUGACUUCUCUUGGGAGAGAGUUCCAGAUUCUAGGAGCAGCCACUGAGAAGGCCCUUUCCCAUGUCCCUGUGAGGGUGGCAGGACUGAGAGAAGGGCCUCCCCUGAAGAUCUCAAAACCCAGGUAGGUUCAUUUGAAGGAACAUGGUCUUUCAGAUAGCUUGGGCCUAAGCAUGUGGGGCUUUCUAAGUAAUAGCCAACACUUUCAGGUUUCCCCAGAAACAGACAGGUAGCCAGUGAUCUGUUGUAGCAAGGGAGUCAUCAUCUGCUCCCUAUAGCCAGACCCAAUCAGCAGUCUGGCUGCAGCUCUUGCAGCCCCAUGUAGAGCGCGCUACAGAAAGCGCUCUCUCUCUCUCUCUCUCUCUCUCUCUCCCCCCCCCCCCCCAGUUGAAAUGGUGCCACUGCAGCUCUUGUGAGAAAGAGCCAUUCUCUGCAUUGUUAUAGCUAGGUCAAUAUCUUCCUAAGGUUUAUGAAUUGUUGCUAAAUAACUUUUGGUUUUUAUAGUGUGUAAAUGAAUAAGCAACAAAAGUUGACUGAAAUGUGAUUUAUUUAUUUUUUCAAUCCAUGUAGGUUUGAGGAUGGGACUGUUUCUUUCCUUGAUAUUAUUGCACUAAAGCAUGGAUUCGAUGCCUUGGAAAGACUUACAGGUUAGUCUGCUGUCCUGACAUUAAGUUCUGUGUCCAUAAAACCAAGAUUUGUUGGUUUUCUGGGUAAAACACGUGAGUUACAACCUGGGUUAUCCAUGAUCAAAAGCCUUGUGAAGCUUUAAUGGGGGAAAUAGAUAAUUACUUUGAAGCCUGAAACAGUUGAAUCAGUUAUCGUACAACCAGCUAGAUGAGCAAUGGUAAAAAUCUUAGCAGUGUUCAUAUCACCCAGUCUUCUAAAAAAAUUUAAAUUUUCACCCGACCCAGUACUACCAGCUGAGUGAUGUUCUAUCUUGGAGCAUGAACGCAGAAAUAUACAGCUCAGUCCUAUCCAUAUUUACUAGCGCUGCGCAACUGCUUCAGACAAAUCUUGAAUUCUAAACCAAAUUAGCUGUUUUCAGACCAAAUUGCGUCCAGCCAGCUCCAGAUUGGUCCAGAGUGUGUCAGAUUGGUCCAGAGCUCCCCUUCCUUAUUUUCUAUCUAGAAGUAGUCUUGCACUACCCAACAUUCUUUCUAACUACAUUGCAGGGUCAGAUAGUUAAAGUUAUUGAAGAACUAUAUAGUCAGUCUCAUGAACAAUUACACCUUAUAGAACAGGUUAAGCUGGGUUAAGCUAUUCAUCUGGGAGCAAGCAUUAUUCAGCUCAACAGGACUUUUGAGUAGGCAGGUGUAGAAUUACACUGUAAUUAUUCAAAGUUUCAUCUCUAGGAUUUGUGAACAAACUCUAGUGUUCUGCAUAAUGCACGGGAAGAAUGUAUUAAAUGUAUUCAUAAUAUGUGGUAUGGUGAUCAUAAGUUCCACCACAAUGCCAGUCUUUUUCAUUACUUCAGAGCACAUCGUAAACGGUAAACCAGAACAGCUAAAGUAAUCUUAUUACAAGAUUCUUACAGAAUUUAGUAUAUUAUGUUGAAGUACUGCUUCUCUCAAGAGGCCAAAACAGAGCUGACCCACCCAUGAGGUGGGGUGAAGCAGCUGCCUUGGGUGGCAGAAACCUCCAAGAUGGCAACUAGCCUGCCCCACUGCCUCUGUCACCCGGGAAGAUCUUGCCAGAACCUGCCACCACCACCAUUUUGCAACACUGCCACUCAAGGUGGGCCAAAAUAUUUUUACUUAAGCUAUACAUGGGCAUGGCAGUCAAAGUGCUUUAACUUUUGUGCUAUAAAUUAUGUACCGUAUUUUUCGCUCUAUAAGACGCACCAGACCAAAAGACACACCUAGUUUUUGGAGGAGAAAAACAAGAAAAAAAAUAUUCUGAAUCUCAGAAGCCAGAACAGCAAGAGGGAUCGCUGUGCAGUGAAAACAGCGAUCCCUCUUGCUGUUCUGGCUUCUGGGAUAGCUGCGCAGCCUGCAUUCGCUCCAUAAGACGCACACACAUUUCCCCUUACUUUUUAGGAGGGAAAAAGUGAGUCUUAUAGAGCAAAAAAAAAAAAAAAAAGGGACGCGGGUGGCGCUGUGGGUAAAACCUCAGCGCCUAGGGCUUGCCGAUCGCAUGGUCGGCAGUUCGAAUCCCCGCGGCGGGGUGCGCUCCUGUUGCUCGGUCCCAGCGCCUGCCAACCUAGCAGUUCGAAAGCACCCCCGGGUGCAAGUAGAUAAAUAGGGACCGCUUACUAGCGGGAAGGUGAACAGCGUUUCUGUGUGCUGCGCUGGCUCGCCAGAUGCAGCUUUGUCACACUGGACACGUGACCCGGAAGUGUCUCCGGACAGCGCUGGCCCCUGGCCUCUUAAGUGAGAUGGGCGCACAACCCUAGAGUCGGACACGACUGGCCCGUACGGGCAGGGGUACCUUUACCUUUAUAGAGCAAAAAAUACGGUAACUGCCACAAAUUCCGUUGAACUGUAAUGACUGGAUGAGAUCUGUGGCUGAACAUAAAAAAGCCCUGUCUUCAUCUACUCCUGCAAAGGGAAUUGUGUUUGCCCUGGGAAAAGUGGGGGAAAAAGAUUUGGGGUGGUGGUGCUUGCAGCCCAGGAUAAAGAAUAAAGAUAAGGGCAACUGCCAAAAGAAAAACGGACAUUAUUUAUGUAUGCAAUGACAGCGGCAAGAAUUCUGAUAGCACAGAACUGGAAGACUGGAGAAAUACCAUCAAAGGAACAGUGGCAAGAGAAGCUGAUGAACUAUGCAGAGUUGGCAAAGUUAACAGAUAAACUGCGUAAAAAAGACAAUAGUGACUUUGAAAAAGAGUGGGAACCUUUUACAUCAUAUUUGCAGAAACAACAACAACAACAAAAAUUAGAGUCAUUGGCAGGAUUUAAAUAAACAUUUGCAAUUUUAUUUAUAAAAAACAAGAAGCCUAAUAGUAUGACAAUAGAGAAGUAUAUAUAAACAGCAGAAUGUAAUAUGAGAUGGAAUAAGCCAGGGAUGGAAGUUGAGGGAAGUCAGCAGGGAAGGGGGAAAUUGAAAUUUGAAUGUAAUGUAAUGAUUACAGAUAUUGUUAAAAUAAAAUAAAAAACCAAUAAAAAUGAUAAAAAAGAUAAGGGCUAGAGACCCUGGUCUUAGACUAAGGAACCACAGCUCCCCGUCAGCUUCUUUCUUUUAAAAAUUAUUGUCUGGCUUUUUGCUUAAUGAAAAUGCACACACAACCAUUUAAAGCACAGAGUUGUCUUAUCGGCAGCAAAUGUUUAAAGGAGUUGUGUUUUGCUCGAGAAGCUCUUAAGCUAAAUGGACUUAAUUAACUAAAUGUAAUCACUGACCAUUUAUUUAUUUGAUUGAUGAACAUAUGACUGAACCAAGUUGAGUUUGGGCAAUUUAAUUAAGGUUUUGAGCCUAGCUGAUGGAUGAAUUUUGGUUCUUUAAAUUGGGUAAAUAAAACAACAUAUCUCAUUUGAAUUUUAUACAAUAGUGUUAAUGAAUCAGAUCUUUCAGCAACUGAUUUUUCAGUAUGAUGAACAGAGUUUAUGAGUUUGUAUAUUGAUCAGGUCAUAUUUAAAGAUUUAUGUUUAGUUAACAAAAUUGAGUUUGCCCACAAACAUGGCUAUGGGUCUGAAUAGGCCUUGGACACCUUCACCGGGAGAAGGACAUGGGGAGUGCAACCCUGUCGGUGGCUUUGGAUACCAUAGACCAGGAUGGUCCAACCUCCCAAACCACGUGGGCCACAAGAGUACUUCAGUACAGAACCUGUUGGCCGCACCCUGCCUUGUUGUCUGGCAGGGUGGGGGGAGCCAGGACAAAAUGUGAUGCCCCCUCCAACCUUUGUGCUGCCUUCCCAAAGCUGUGUAAGCAAGGAGGUGGGCUUUGGGAAGGCAGCCCAAGUGCAGCCCAAAUGUUUCCGGGGGCUGCCAAAAAAGGCCCUCAGGCCAUGCAUUGGACCACACUGCCGUAGACCAUGGUAUUCUCCUGAGCUGACUUGUGAGAAUGGGUCUGAGAGAGACUAUUUUGCAGUGAUGUCUGUUUUGGGGGUGAAGUCAAACCGUUGGAAAGUUACAGCACCUGCUGUGGCUGUAGAGACUGAUAUGGGAGAGUCAUGUUUUGUUGCAUCUGGGGAAGAUGAAGGCAUCCGGUAAAUAAAUAAUAUACUUUGUGCCUUGCAGUGAAUCAGAAUAUAUUCCCUUCAAAUUCUGCAACACUUGUAGAACUCUGUGAUCUCAACAAUAUAGUCAAUCUGUUUGCAAAUGAAAUACAUUCUCAAAUAUGAAUGGAUUUACUUACAACUGCUGUGGGGUUUGUUUGAUGAAGUUAAAACACAGCAGCUCAGCAAUGCUAUGCAGGUAAAAUUCAUUUUCCUGUGGAUGCCUAUUUAAAUACUACUUUUUAAAAAAAGAUAUGUGUAGUAUCCUAGCAGGGAUUAUUUUGUUUGUAGUAUGUACAGUUCCUCAGCUGACUUGAUUCAAUCCUUUCUUCAGUGCAGAAACAUUAAGAUAAUUUCAGAAGGACCAUAUUAAAGCGAAUGAAAGUUUGCAUAUUUUGUGAAAUGCUACUUAUUCAGAAACUCCAGAUUAAAUGGCACUAAUCAUAAAUAUCAGAUAUAGAAAAUCCUUCUGAAGUCACCGUGGGGUUAAGUCAGCUGCUUUACUCAGCCACAAACUCAUGAAAUAUGUCAUAACGCCUGUUUGACAACUUCUCCUAAUUACUAGAGGUAUAAAGGACAGUUUCAUGUUGUGGUUUGGGGACGGAACUGGGAAGUGAAUUUAAAGUUCACUUUGAACAGCUUUGCUGUGUGUGACAAGUUGAUCAGGCCUGAGAAACACAGUCUGGGAAUCUUUUAUUUCCAAAAGGGAACACUAGGAUAACAGAAUGAACAACCAGACCUCAACCUGCAAAGUUGUUGCAAGGGAAUAUAAGAACAAAUCACCAGACAAUGAGAGUUCAGAGGUUUAUUUCCAAAAUAUUGAAAGGAAUAUUAUUGCCUCCUCUCCCCUGCCCUCCCCGGAUCCAUUUAUUUUGCCAUUUUGACUUUAAAUGGAGCUCACAAUAUUUUGUGAAUAUUACAAGAGCCAGAGUGAUGUAAGACCUGGGAGACCAGGGUUCAAAUCCAUUCUCAACCAUUAAGCUGACUGAGUGACCUUGGGCCAGUCACUGCCUCUCAGCAUAAUCUACUUCGCAGGGUUGUUGUGCGGAUAAAAAUGGGGAGGAGGAAAAAACAAUGUUUGCCACCUUGAACUUCUUGGAGGAAAGGUGGGAUAUAAAUGUUAUAAAUAAAUAUAAAAAUAAAUUUUCUGUGAGAACAACAAUUUUUAAAAGUGUGAACAUUUACUAAGCACUGUUUGAAAAUUAAAAUAGUAAAUCACUUGCCCCCUGAAGAUCUCAAUCUAAUAGAAAUAGUAGAAAAUAAAACAGGAGUGAACAUAAGCUCUGGAGUAGGAUUCUUUCUGGCAGUGAGAAGAAAAGCACCUAUUCUGACUCUGGUCAACUGAUGCGGCAGGCUGGUUUUCCCCUGGAAUCAAACCUAAGUAAUCAGUAAAGAGUUCUCAGAUACACAAGGACUUGCUACUUAACUUCGCCCACCCUCAAGGUGUGCAAAUCACCACAAACCGUAUUUCAAGUGACCAGAGUUGAAUGCAAGCAGUUUAUCAGGAAGUGCCAUCUGAGAGGGAGACAGAACAUUUUGCACCCAUGUCCCUGGAUCCAAAACAAGAUGGUUAAUUUGCUUCUCAAACUCUGUGUUUUUAAAUUUCACUCACAAUACAUGAUAGGUUGUAAUGAUGGGCUAGAUGUAGUCAAUAUUACCCAUAACUCUUGGGAAGAUGCCUCACGUAUCUCCCAAAAAAUCAGUUGACCCUUACAUAAAAUUAUCAUUCUAGCUUCCCCCCUUCAUCUGCAGCAAUUAGACAAGAAGAAGGAACACAACAUUCUGUGCUUCUUUCAUGUUGUCUAUAGAUAAUUGUAGCUUGCUGGAUGUCAGCCAUCUUUUGUAUUGCCCCAGUGGGAUUUAUGAGAGUUCUCCAUUGAUCAAUAACCAGAGAAAAUCUUUGGAUUGAAAAAUGAUCUUUUGAAAAAGCACAGAUUGUACUUUGUGGCCGUUACUGUGCAUACAAGGCUGACAUUUGACUCUUAUUGCUGCAAGCCGAAAUACCUCUUUGCUUUUUUUAAAAAAAGGAGAAGCAAAUUUCUAAGAUACAUAGCACAGGGGGAAUUGGGCUGCAGCUUGUGCGGGGAGAAGGGGAACAAAAAGCCAGUAAAGACUAUCCAAUUAUUCCUCUGCUACUUGAUUCAAUAAGAGGAAGAACAUCUAAAUGGAUUUGGGAACUGAGAGCUUCUUGACUCAAGAACAUGCACUGUCAAGCUGGCUCCAGCUUUUGAGGUUCCUGGGGUCACACAGUGCUGAUAGCACCCCAAACACCUGCUCCCCUCGGAGCAGCACUCCUGCAGCUGCUUGCCUGCCCCCAUAUCUGAUGAGCCCAUUUUCUCCAAGCGCUGUGGGGAGGGUGGUAGGCAGUUGCGAGCAGCCUUAUCCUGUAGGGACACUGCCAGGGUUGUUUUGCUGCUGUGGGCAAAAUGCCCCACCCCCAAGAUGCUUGCUGCCCUGCAGAUCCAGGUUCCCACCCCAUCCCUGUUCCUGCCAUUGCAUCUGCACUGGCAAUGGCAACGGCACCAGACCCAGCAACGCAACUGCACCCUCGCCUACAGCUGUGCCCGUGCUGCUGCCAUGGGGGGCAAGGACACAGCAGGUGCAGUGGCAGGAGUGAGGGCAAUGGUGCUGUCUUUGGGGGGGGGGAGGUGAAGCCCCAGUGGGGUAGGCCACACAGUGGUGAGAGCAGGGAAGGCAGUCAGAUCCACUGCCAGAGGCAAAUGGCGUCCCCUCGCCUCAUGCAUGGGCUGCCUUUGGACAUGGCAACAACUGCUACCACUCUUUGGCAAGCCCACUCAUGCGUGAGCAGCUCCCAAAGAGAUUGGUAGCUGCAGUAGUGCUGCUGGUGGGAGGCCCAAGGGAUGGCGCCACUGGGGUGGGGCCAGGCAAAGUGUCAGCCUUGAUGGGCCCUGCAUGUCUGUGGACCACAGCAAAUGCCCCAGUGGGCAACUGCUGAUCCUGAGCCUGUGUACUGUCUAUCUUCUGAACCACCCAGAGCUCUUCAGAUGAAGGGUGGUACCGUAUUUUUCGCUCUAUAACAUGCACCCGACCAUAACACGCAUGUAGUUUUUAGAGGAGGAAAAUCCGUAGGCAUGCCACCCGUAGGCAUUCCCUCCAUAACACGCACAGACAUUUCCCCUUACUUUCUGGGAGGAAAAAAGUGAGUGUUAUGGUGCAAAAAAUACGGUAUGUAGAUGACGAUGAUGACACUGUGGAACUGGACAGCUGAGCUACAUGUGCUUAACAGCUAAACCUGAACACCCAAAGUAUUUUUCUGCCGCGAGGAGUUCACAUUUAUGUGUGAGUUGUGAAUAUUAUUAUUGUUGUUGUUCUUUAUGUAGCACAUCAAUGUACAUAGUUCUGUACACCAAAGGGCAUGCAAUCAAUUGCAUCUGAAAAUGCUUGGUUUAGUUGACAAAUUUAGUUAUAAUUUACUUGGGAGCCAGACUUCCCAUUAAUUAAAUACACAAAUUAAAUUGGGAAACUACCUAAGCUGUCUGUUGCUGGCAUAUGUCCUUUUCUUCAUAAGCAUUAGACAAGAGAUUAAAUUGUAGUAGGAUUUGCUGGAGUCUCAGGGUGUGAUUUACUGAAAUUAUGGGUAGAGGAGAAAUUUGUUUGGUCCACAACCUAAUUAGCCAACCUAAUUUGCUCAUCCUGGAUUUAUAUGUGGAUCAGAACACAGCUGUCAAUUGGAGUAUAGUACACAUGUAUAUGACUUUUGUGACCCACUUUAAUGCACAUUAAUUUAAUGUAUUUUUCAUCUUUGUUGGAAUCCACCCAGAGUGGCUGGGGAAACCCAGCCAGUUGGGCAGGGUACAAAUAAUAAAUUAUUAUUAUUAUUAUUACUUUAGGUUCAAAAAGUGUGCACAAAAAUGCAUGUUUUAUGGAAAAAUACAUUCAAAGAUUCAUACUUUAGGGAAAGAAUAUAUAUAAAAUGAGAAAAAUUGUAGCAUUUAAAUGCAUUUUGAGGCAAACAGUGAGAUGAAACAGAACUAUGAUUGAGAGUAUUUGAAAGUGAUUUGGAAUGGAAACAGACCCACCUGUCUGCCUGUCGCCACGUGAGCGCAUGAGCAUUCAGACCCCUUGUUUAAAAAGUCAGUAUUUCUUGUAUUAGCGAUCAAGGUUUCAUACAAUCAUCUCUUCUUAACUAGAGCAAAUUUUAUUUUCAGAUUAACAUUUUUUUAAUUUUUAAUCUCUUUUUCAGAAUAACAGUUCUGUACCUGGCCCUGCCUCCGCCCCUGUUCUUCCCUCUUCUGGGUUCGAAAGGACCUGCACAUCACUGGUGGCAUGUCAGUUGGACACGCCUAAAAUGGCCACCACCUGUACAGCCAUUUCAGUUUCAUCUGAAGUCUCAUUCACAGUCCUGUUUUUUAAAUCAAACAAAUAGCCAUACACAUAGAGGCAGCCUGGAUUGUCUUUGUGUCAGAGUUGAGCGUUUGCUUAUUCUUACCUGCAUGUGAAAUAACUGAUGGGAUAAGUAAUGGGUGCGGAAUACACACUUACAGGAAAUGAAUCUUGUAUCCUGCUGGGGGCUGGAAGAGACCUCAGUAAUCAUUAUAGUUAAGUUUAAUUUUGUACAUUGCAUGUGUUGUUUAAAGACCAAAGGUCUCUCUUCUUCAGCACAUAAAUUUCAAGGGAUUAUGAUAAUGCUACUUUGCAGAAAAUAGCUGAAAUAACAGGCUGAACUGAACUCCAAGGGGCUACUUUAUAUGAAUGUUGCACAUGCUCUCUAGCUCUCUCUUGGAUAAUAUAUAACACUGGAUGUACAUAAAUGAGAUAAAAUGACUGGGAGAGGACUGAAUAAAACAACUGACAUUAAAGGUCUCUGAGUAAUGUUGGAGCACAGCACCUUGAUAAAUAAAAAAAUAAAAAUUGAAUUCACAGAGGGAGCAUUUAAGUAAAGCAGCUGUUAAUUGGAACGUGCACUUUCCAUGUGUGAGCUCUUGCCAUGUGUGCGACCUGCACUGGCAAUUAGGCACCUGGGAACUUGAGAGCCCCUUGGCAUCAAUGGGGCCAGUCUCUGGGGAAGCUGUCUCAUUGGGCUUCAGUCUCAGGACCUGGGGCUGGGUUCAGAUCUAGCUGGUUCCUCCUCUGUGUCAGAGUGCUGGCUGCUCUUCAAGAUCAGGGUUGUGACAGCUGAUGCAGACAAGCAAGUUCAUUCUUUUUCACUGACACUUCAGGUAUUCUGCACUCCUCAAGGAAUGUCCCUUGUAUGGAAACCUAUCUAUUGUCAUCUGUGGACUCAGCUACAUUAGUCAGAAUACAGUGUUAUAAAUGUGUUAUAACACUGUAACUCCAGAUGGCACUGUAGAGCUGAAUACACAACUCAAUGAUAUUUUCAAUUGUGAGAUUUACAACUUUCUUUGCAGAGUGUUUUCAGAGCGAUUUUUAUAGCUGUGUAGAUCUAGCUUGUGUCUUCAACAAAACAGGGGAAGAAGCGGGAGUGAUAAUCAAGGGCUGUGCUGUCAUUCAUCUUUGGCCAUUCUAGUCCAACAAAUAUGAUGUUUUUUUAUUUUAAGGGCUCACAUUAAUUCCAGUUCAGAUGUGCUUUCCAACAGUGAUAUUUUUUAAUGCACUGAGAAGCAGUGAGCAGAACUCUAUUUUUUUUUAUUAGAGUUUAAAUUUGAUAUUCUGUUUUUGGGAGGCAGGCAAGGGGAAAGUAAGUGGGCUCCUGGGAAGCAGGAAAGAACACAUUACAGUUUCAUUUCUAAGUGGAGGUUUAUAAUGUGAUUAUCAAAAUGUGAAUAACAAUCAAAAUAGUGUAGCAGUUUAUUCCCAAUAGGUAGAUUUUUUUUUCUUUGAAAUAAAAUAAAAUAGUAACAUGCUUUUCCAGCAGGAAUCUCCAUUCAUGCCAAGUUCUUUUCUACAUUUGAGCAAAAUGUAUUUAUAUGAUUCAAACAUCAAACAUUGGAAUGAUAAAUAGCAGGAAUAAAAUCCUGUUUCAGGAAAUGACUGCAAUGGAAGAACAAUUAAAAUAAAACUGGCAAAAAGUUGAAAAUAUUAUUUAAGCUUGAAGAAAGCAUGGGCGGGGGGGAGGAACAUUGCACUGGAAACAAAAUGUUAAGUCAAAAAGCAACCAGUAUGGGCAACAAAUGUAUUAAAUGUAUUAAAAGAUUUAUACAGUGAAGUAUCAGCAGAUAUUCACAUUCAUGCAUCUAAAUUUCUUUUAAAAAAAACAAAAAACCGAGCCAGUGUCUUACACAGUGAAUUACUCUGUAUUAUCUUCCCUGCCUACCAAUUCAUUUCCAGUCUCAGUUCAGUGUUAGUGUUGCCUCUAAAGCCCCGAAUAGCUUAGAACCAGGAUACCCAAAGGAUCAUUUUAAAAUUGUGUGUCCACAACAGAGCCCUUUUGCAUGUCUUCUGAUCGUCUGCAGCACAGGAGUCAUGGAUGCAUUAAAAAGCACAUUGGGUGUGGAGAUUUGUUUGCUUUCCAUUUUUGCUGGCAACUGAAGACCUUGUUGUUUCGGAAAACCUCUGAUUUGCCUAAUGUUGCAAGUUGAUUGUUUAUUUUAUUUUUUUGCUUUUAUUGUGAUGCAUUGGCUCUUCCGUGAGAGUAGGAAGAGGAAAUAAUGAUUAAUUCAUAAAUAAAAUACAUUAUCGCGUUCGGUUGACUAGAAAUGGAGAUUAGGGGUCAAACCACAUUUCAGGCUGUAAAAAAUAGAGGAAUGCUUUUCAUUCUAUUUAAAAAAAAGCAAAGCUGCUACUCUUUCUGAAACACAGGUGAAGGUCAUGUCCUGAUCUUCCCAGCAGGGAAUCACUUCACUUAAACUGGUAUAAAAUCAGUGUGUUUCUGCUGUGCAUGCGCUCCUUUGGAGCAUAAUACAUGAUGGUGGAAUAGCAGUUCCUUUCCCUCACACAAAUAGAUAUCAAACAUUUUCCAGAGAGGAGGCUGGUUGGAAAAACCUUGUGAAUUAAUAUGAAAGCAAUCAGCGCUGCCUGUGGCUGCAUGCGCAACUUUGGUCUGUGAGGGGUUGUGGGCAUAUAAAUGCUAAAUGUUCCAGCGGUCUUGGAAAACUAUACAUGCUUAUUUUACAACAUUGAAAUAAAUACUGAAGUUGUGAAAAAGGAAGGCAGGAAUUUUAUUUCAUGCUAUUGGUAGUUUCUUUAAAUGGAAGCAAUUCUCAGGAGCUUAAGUGGUUCAGUUCAUUUUGUAUGCAAAGCUUCUUUCAGGGUAUUAGAAGCAUCUUCAUUUCAAAGAUUAGAAAUGUUAAAGAAGAAUGACAGAUGGAAUGAAGAGCAGGCGGGGUGUGUGUGUGUGUCCUGCUACAGGAACAGUGAAAGUGGUGCGAGAGCUAUUUCUAGGUGCUCACAGGUUUUCUACCUAAACCUAACUCUUGAAUUCUCAAGUGAUGCAGUCCACACUUUUGCCACAAGGUCUAUCUGUUGAUUGUAGUCAGUGGUCUGCUCUGCCUCAUGGGAAGAUCAGUCAUGGUGGACAAAUGACCCUGAAAGACAGCUCAGGGAACACUACAUUAUUCAGUAGCGCACAGGCAUAUUCUGGGGCAAGAGCUCCAUUCAGAAUGGUAAACAUUUGAGGUCCAACAGACCUCACCUGUGCCCUGUGGAAACUGGUGUGCUCUGAAGGUAUUUGAAUGGUAUUUUGAUGCUUUGAAAAAUCAUUUCAACAGCCACAAAUGGAAAAGGAGAGGGCAGAUAGCUUUAUGUUUUCUUUUUCUUUUUGGAUACGGCUUUCUCUUUCUGCCCUGUCCUUCAUAAAGAGACAAGAGGCAUGUGAAGUUGUUUGUUUCUUGAAGGAAGAGAGGCAGACCUUUGAUUUAUGCUUUACAAUGAAUUUAAUACGGUUUAACUACAUCUGCCCCCCUUUGACUAAGGAGUAACUAGGUGAUAUUUAUUACCAUCUUUUGAUGGGAUGUUGUGGGAAAAAGAACAUAGUAAAGAAUAACCCACAGCUGGGCUUGUUGUGUAAUCCACGUAGAGGCUGAAUUAAAGAAAGACUUAUGUUACGAUGGGUGUGUUUGCACUGGAAAAGAAGGCAUCGCAAGGUGGAAUCCUGUGGCUGAGAUGGGUUUGGAAAGUUCGCUUUGUAAAUUGUUUAGGUUGCAGUUUGAAUCUGCUCUGUGUGACUGUGUUAUCAUCAGGAUGGGAUGAGACCUUAGAAAUAUGAGCAUGACAGAGGAAGCAGCAACUGCAACAAAACACCCAACCCGGGAAAGAUUUAUGAUCUGAACAACGAAGUGAGAAGAAUGCAACACUGGAAUCGGGAAAUAAGAACUUAAUAAAAAACUACACAUGCUGUUAUUGAUUAUAAAUACUAAGGUUUAAUAUAUAUAUAUAUAGUCCAGUAGCACCUUAGAGACCAGCUAAGUUUGUUCUUGUGUGCAUGAAAGCUUAAACAUGAAAGCUUAUACCAAGAACAAACUUAGUUGGUCUCUAAGGUGCUACUGGACAAUUUUUUUUAUUUUUUUAUAUAUUUCUACUGCGUCAGACCAACAUGGCUACCUACCUGAAUCAAGGUUUAUAUGAGGAAUUUGCAGUAUGCAGGAUUGUAGAGGGGCAGCUGUUAAAAAUAUUAUGGUAAUUGCAAAGCGAUGUCAACUAGCGACUAAAUGAGAAUUGACGCAGCAGUGGGGGUAUAUCUUGGACAUAUUCUGUAAUGAGAGCGGGAAACUGGUUUUGGAAAUUGUAUUAAUUUGGUUUGAUUUGUAAUAAUUUGGAAAAUCAAUAAAAAUAACUGGCAAAAAAUGUUUUUUUAAAACCUGAGAAAGUAAAAGGAAGCCUGAAGCAAGUAAUCUACUUUGAUAACUCUAGAAGUGAGGCUGCUUUCUGUCACAAAUUCUAAGAAUGAAUUUUAUAUCCUCCCACCUCUACUGCUAGGAUUGGUAGUUUGGAGUUUUUAGAAAGCAUCUUUCAUUUUUCAAGUUGACCUAAUCAACCAUUUUGUGCCAAAAUCCCAAUGACUCUUUGAAGUGAAUUGCAUAAGAGGCUUAAUAUAACUGAGCUUAAAUCCUGAACCUUUUGCUUUUCAUCUAGCACUGCUCUUUGAAUAACAAGUUGGAUUUUGAAGGAGGGGAAUCUUACUGUGAAUCUCAGGUUAUCAGUUCUUUUGCCAGGUGACUGUACUGACACACUGUGGUUCUCAGCAGUUUUAAAUCAAAUGUCGUAAGUGCGGGAUGUGUGUGUAUGAGUAAACAUCAAGGAGCUGACUUUUUCAUAUCUUUUAGAAGUGAUACAUUAAUAAUACAGUUUUUGGAAUAGUAGCAAAUAUUGGUUAUGUGAUAUUUUAUAUGCAUUACUAAGCAUUUAUAAAAAAAGGUUAAAUUUAGAAGUUUUCAUUGCUUUUGCUAUCAACAGUAACUGGAAGAUACAAGGUUCCCCCCCAACCCCCCCCCUAAUUAAAGUCAUUGAUAUUCUAUUUAUUUCAUUCUGUUUGUGAAUCCCUGGGAAACAUCUCAAAGCAAUACAUAAGCUUAUUUACAAAAAAUAAGAUGUUUUGAAAUCAGAUUUACAGAAAAAUGUUUUCCUCUUGUGAUGCCCUGGGAUGAUAAAUCAGUUUUAUACAAACAGGAAAUGUUGACAAAAACCAGGAAUAAAAUAAAGCUGCUUUUGGCAUACAGCUUUCAAGAGCGUCUUCUUGGCUUUACGGUUGUGGGAGCAAUUAUUUUACAACACUGAAUUAUAUUUUACUCAUGGGGAGAGUGCAGGGAAUAUGGAGUCUCCUUUUGAUUUGGAGAACAGAAUGCAGUAGUGACCAAUAGAAAGCUGCAUAAGCGUUGAGUGUGGACUUCCUUCAGCAGCAUAAAUGCUGAAAGAAGAUGUCUGCUUUGUGCAUCUUUGACAUUGCUGAGCUCCAUGGUUUGAAAGCCUUCUUUCUCCUUCGGUUCUGGAACUGCUAUUGCCAGUUUUUUGUUAAAUGGGUGGAGAUGUGAUUACCCCUAGGUACUUCGAUUCGUCAUUGGUUUGCUCGUCUUUUUGGAUCAGAUUACUACAUCUAAAAUCUAGUAGAUCAGCUUCACUUCAGCUAGAUCCCAUUACCACUUUGUGUAAUCUCCCCCACAAAUUCUAUAUGUAAAUACUAUUAGUUGAGCAAGGACUACCAGUAAUGGCUUUUCCAUAUAAGGUUCUUUACAAUUGACUCUCAAAAUACAAGUUGCUAACAUCAUUGAGCUGAAAGAAGGAGGAGGAAUUAGCUAUUCAACAAAAUAAGAUGGGGAAUUUCCAAAAGCCAUCUGUUCAUUAAGAUAAAUACUGAAAACAUAUCACAUGUGGUCUAAGCAUGCCAUCGUGAAUGAGAGGAUUACGCUUCGGCUGAGGAGGCAGAGAAAGAGAGGAGAGAACAAAAAGGAAUUGCACACCCAAUUAGAACCGGGUGAAAAUGAAAUGUUCCUACCAUUAAUUAGAGUAGAUGUCUGAUUUCAAUGCAUAUCUGACCCAUUUUAAUAUUAGUUUACCCAUGUCAAGAAUAAAUUAGAUGUGUGGCAGGUGUUGAAAAAAACCAAAACAUUAGGUCCCAGAAAACUUUCAGUAGAGUGAUGUACCAUAAAUUAAUUAAAUAAAUAAACCUUUAUUGUCACUACAGCACCUGUAUGCAGUGAAAUUAAACGAGCCACCCCCCCCCGCCACAACACUCAGUCUUGUUUGCGCUCUGUGUGCUUGUCAUAAGUCAAUUACACCACUGUUUUUUUCCAUUCAGCAGCCCAACAGCCCACAGAUAAAAACUGUUCUUUAACCUGUUGGUGCGGCUGACUAUACAUCUGUAUCUCCUACCUGUAGGAGAUUAAAGAGGUGCUGGCCAGGGCGUGAGUCGUCCCUAAGAAUUUCCCUGGUCUCCCGCGAUGUCAUCUUGCAAACUCCGGGGACAGCCCAUGAUGUAAUGUGCUGUGUUCACCACUCUCUGUUAAGGACUUCCAUGCUUCGUUUGUUGUUUAUAAGAAUUACGCCUUGUCUAUUAUAAUCUCUUUAUUUUAUUUAUUUCCCAUAAUUCAUGAGAUGAAACUAAAUAUAUAAAACUGACUACUGAAAAUAAUUGCUUCUGUAGUUAUGAAAAAUGGUGUGAAAAUUCUGUCACAGGUGUUAGAUCUGUGAUGACUCCUCCUCACGUGAAGUCAUCAGUUGAUGACACUGGAGCUGCUAGAUUUGCCCAGGAAACACUAAGAGUGAGUGCCUGCUGUUGUAGCUUUCAUGAGAAAAAUCCCGGAACAAAAUGUAUUUCUAUGUGGCCAGGUUCUCUUAUUGAUAUGUGAGUCUUACUUCCUAAAUGUCCCUUCAAAGAAUCUAUUUUACUAUGAUGUCUGCAAAAAUGGAUUGAACCUUCUUUUUAAUUUUUUUAAUAUUUAUGUUGUUUAUGUAAACUUAAUAAACACAUCUUUUAAAAACUUACAUUAAAUAAUAAUUACAAUUGACUUGAUUUUACGAGAUCCUUUUAAUGUCCCUGUAGAAAUGGCUCAAAAUGAAACUGGAAGUUGUUGAAUUUUUCUCUCCUCUCUCCCCCUCCUCCCUGCAGGUGGAAUGAAGAACAUAGAACAACAUACAUUUGCCUUAGCUCACUACACCUAUAGAAUCCUCUCUACGUUGACAUAUCCUAAUGGGGCACCUGCUGUGCAUCUUUACAGUGAUACAGACUUCAGCAGCCCCGAGGUCCAGGGUCCAAUCAUUAAUUUUAAUGUAUUGGAUGAAAAUGGAGAUAUAGUUGGUUAUUCACAGGUAUGCUUUAAUAAUUCUCUUGUUCUCUUCUAAUGCAUUUUUGUGAUCAUUUGACCACCUUCGCUCAAAAUACCUGUUCUUGCUGAAUUCUUUUAUUCCUUCUGAACCUCCCACAUGUUGUUUUAUAUUAAAAAUAACAAACAAGGGAAGAAAUAUUUUGACAAAGUGGAGGACAAGUUGUCUGAACAAAUUUGUACAUGGCCACCAAGAGCAGUGUUCAGUGUGGCUGCCAUGUUAUCUUCAAAAGUAUGAUGAAAACCUACCCCUUUGUCCUUUUUAUGAGGUACGUCACCAGAGUCUUUUGAGUGAUAUUGGAAAGAGUCAAGGCCAACCUCCUCAUUUUUUAAAAUAAAGAAUAUAUUGUUCAACAAUGAUCAAAGAAUAUGAAUUAGCAAUUCUAAUGCUUUUAAGAGCCUACCCCCUCAUUACAUUAAAUGUGAUGAGUCCAGUUAAGAUAAUAUUCAUAGCCAGCCUAAUGGCUUUUUUGGCCAUGUUCCCAACAGCCAUCUCUAAACCCCCGGGGGGAGUGUGUGUGAUCAUUCACUAUUGAUUUCCCCCCAUUGAUUUAGCAGUUAAGAUUCCAGGCAGGCAGAAGAACUUGAUGGACUGGAGGAACAGAAUACAAACCAGAUGAUGAGGAAAAAGAUUCUGCUGAUGCCUCCAGUUCAGUUAUUCUUUUGGCCUGUAUCAUCUUCACUGUUGUGCAGCGAGUAUCUUAGCGCAAAUUCCCAAGGCAAAGGGGUUGGAUUGUGUUGUUCUGCACUACUAAAAUGGAUCUGAUAUCAGAAUAGCGUUUUGUCAUUACUGCCUGGCAAAGUGCAUUUGCAGUGUAUUUAAUCAAAUCCGACUGUGUGUUGAAAUGAUUUGUCCCCUGCAGACAGUUAACUAGGUGGAAAACUGCUAUCUUGGCUCAUACAUAUGAUCAAAGGACAACCUAAUGGAUGCAUUUAGCAACUCUUAUAUUCUAGAAAACCUGAAAAUACUAGCAUAUCCUCCAACAUUUCUCUGAAGAAAUUAGGGAUAUCCUAUUCUACAUUAGGAAGCUUCUCCUGCAUUUGUUCUUGCCACACACAUAUACGUAAUAUACACAUCAACAUUGGUCAAGUCAAUUACAACCUCUCAGCCUAACCUACCUCACAGGAUUGUUGUAAAAAAAAAAAAUGUGAGGGAGGAGAUUGUGUACAACACCUUCAACAGACAAAUGGAGUGAAAUAACAUUUUAGCUGUAAGCUGUCUUGAGUCCCUGCCAGGGGAGGAAGUGGGUAAUAAUAAUGGAAACCAUGAGAAUGAUCAGGUACAUACCUGAGAGUAAAUCCUAUUAGGCUCCAUUUACAAUAAAAGAGUAAGCACUCCAUAUGUUUUUUUAAAAAUGGCUGGCUGCUGAAGCGUUGCGUGUCGAGGUCCCUUCCCCAAGACACCCCCCCAAGAAAAACACAAUUGACACUUAAUUUUUGUUUAAGGUUUUUGGCAUAAUUUUGGCCACAUCUUUAUUCAAAUACAGCAAUGUGAGUGGUUGCUUAGGCAUUGGUAGCACUAACUGCCCCCGCACGGGGACAGCUCUGACAUUCGCACCCCCCGCGAAGUCAGGAAGGGUAAGUCACCUGGAGAGAGAGACGGGACUGGGAACCAUGCCUCACCUCUCCCCAGCAUGCUCCCAGGGGCCUGCGUGGCCCUAGCCCCUUGCCAGGGGGUUUCGGACAAAAGCAUGGGGGAGCCCCUGGGUUCCUUUAACGGUAAAACCCUUCAGCAGCAGCAUUUUGGGGGGCAGGCACAGCCGAAUCCAUACCCCCCAGCAACCCAUUCCAGACCAAUGCCUAACCGCCAACUGAGCACUGAAGCUCACCGCCAAACCACUCACAAAUGCAACCCUUCCUUCAAUCCCAAAGCAACUGCAUCCAGCCAGGUGUCGUUCCCCAUAGGGGAAAGAUGCACCCCAUCUGCCCUAAAGAGGGCAGCAGCCUUGAAGGAAAUAGCAGGGUGCAAUAUCACAGAACCACUGUUAUUUUAUUUUAUUUAUAUAUUUUAUUUUAUAUUUUAUAUUUUAUAUUUUAUUUUAUUUUAUUUUAUUUUCCACCGCCUUAUUAACAUGCUUUCUGGCCUGCUCGGUGGUAGUUUGUCUAGGCAUUGGUUCCGACUAUCUGCACCUGACCUCAGCAGGGCAGCACUGACGACUGGGCCCCACCCUAUCGUCAGUACAAGCAAACAUCGUGGGGGAGCAAUGAACCAGGAUCAGACUCAAGCACACCCCAGGGACCCUUGCGUGGCCCUACCCCUCGAAAGGGGUCGACAAAAGCAUGGCGAAUCCUUGGAUUCUUUAAAGGAUUACCUUUGCGCAUUGGAGGGGACAGGUGCUCCGACCCCCCCUCCAGACUACCUUGAACCAAUGCCUUAAAUUAUUUUGAGUCCAGGGAGAGCUGCCAUCAACUCAUCCAAGUCCUCCUGCAUGCAGGAACGCAAACUUAUGCUGUAAGAAGACGGCAAGUCAUUCUCGUCCAGCUGCACCACUAGCACUGCGGGAGGACCUGUACAGGUCACACUCGACCGCACCAAAGGAAGGAACUCCUCCCAAAGCAUUCCCCAUCUGUUGUUUUUUUUUUAAAUAAUCUUUAUUGCUUUUAAAACUUACAAGAAAAGAAGAAAGAAAAAAAUAGGCGAAAGAAAAAAACAAAAUAGAGCAGAGAAGGAAAAAAAAGAGAAAGAAAAGAAAAAACAAUACAAUACAAUACAAUACAAUAAACAAUACAAAACACAACCUUAACACACUAAACAAAACAAAAGAACAACAAUUUAAAAACAUAUAUCAUACCAUUUCAUUACUCUAUCUUUCAUUCCCUUAUUUCAUCGACCUCCUCUCACCUCCCUUUUUGUAUUCCACUUCUAUUACUUGUUUCAGCAAUUCCUUUCCAUCUUUCUCUAUUUUUAUCAUUAUGAAUAUCUUAACAUAUUUUGUACCUUAUUUUCCAUUAAUACUGAAAUACUUAUUUAUACCUAGCUCCUUAUAACAUUUCUGCUAAAGCCAUAAAAUUUCAUUCCAACAAUUUUCUAACACUCAUUAAAUUUACAAUAUUUCUAUAUAUAAACUUUAAACUUUCUCAAUCUUCUACCACCAUCUCUUCUCCCUGGUCUCGGAUUCUGCCAGUCAUUUCCGUCCAUUCCAUAUAGUUCAUCAACCUGGAGAUCUUCUGUCCGAGGCUCUUAAAUCUUUUCCAAGUCCCUUCUGCAGUUUUUCUUCAUAUUCUUUGAUGCUGAGGGUACUGAAGCGCAGGUCUUGGGGGGCCCCUGACCCAACCAUGCCCCCAUUCCCUCUCGACAGACCAACCAACUCUCCACAGCUAAAACCAGUGUCCAUACAAUAUCUCAAAUCAUGUUUCAAGGCUCCCCCAGAUCCAAAGGCUCCCACAACUCCAAUCUCCUCCUGACCCAGAUUCAGGACCCAAAGGUCAGUAAAUCUCUGCAUGAAAGAGUCUAUCCGACCUUCCUUCUUCAAUCCAAACAGGGCUCCAAUCUUCAAAUUCUGACUUUUUCUAUAUUCAUUCAUAAAAGGCCUCCACUUAUAGUCCUCAGUUUGCCUCUGUAAAACUGGGGCUUCCACUUGUGUUAUUUUAGGCUUAACAACACCAACAUUCUCCUUCGUCUUCUCCCCAGUUUGUCCUGUCAAGGUAGGUUCCUGUGUCAAAUCCUGAACAAUUUCUGUAUUAAUGGUCACUUUUUGUUCCAAAUUAGUCACUUUUUGUCCCAAGUUCUUAAGUUUAGUAUUCAUAGCGUCCGUCUUCUUGUGGAGCUGUUCCAACGAAUAGCUUAUCUUACAUAAUACAGUCACUAAAGCUCCUUCUGUCAACAUUCUUAAAGUCCAAGGUCGAUCUCUAUUUCACACAGUUCUUAUCUUGCAACUGGAAAAACCCCAGCUCCACUCUUGUAACUGUUUCAAAAGCUCCCUCUAGAGGGAAACAGUCUCCACUUGUAUCAAUCCUUUCAAACACAGUUUAAACUAUAAAGAUAGUUUCUUUUCCUACUUUUUAAACGCAGAUGAGUACAAUGGAAACAAUAUAUUUCUCUUAUUGCUAGCUGUCAAAAAACAUCACUCUUUCUGGCAGCCCGUUUCCAGGUUCGGAGCAGUGGUAAUUUGGUUUUUCACUCUCUCCUGCAGGUUCACUAGGUCCAAAAUUUCCCCCCUCUUCUCCUGCUUCCAAGGGGGGUUUAAUAGUUUUAACCGAUGGAGAUUUAAUCCUUUACAAAAAUAAACUUUCCAAGGCUUUAACUUGCAACUUCUUUGCUUCAAUCUGUUUACAAAAAAGGAAGGCGGACUUCCUGUUUAGAACCUUCCCGUUUCGAUGCCAAAUUAAUGAAUUUAAGGAUCUAAUUUUCCGUUCUACUCACGGGUAGUUGUUUAAAAUCCAAUUGUCCACAGGAAAAAGUCUGCGCUUUCCGGCAACAGCGAUGCGGCUUCACUCCGUGAAAGAAGCAGUCAAUUCGAAGCACCGCGCCACUUACCCCACUUCGCUCCAGAUCCCCAAAUCAGGGUUUCCCCGCGAGUAGGGGAGGCACAAAGGGUGCCAGCCGAAUCCCAGGUUCACAGGCUUCUCCCGCCUGUGAUUUCAGUGGGUCUCCGCCUUCGCCGUGGCGGUCAGACCCUAAUUUCCGCGGAGCAAAUUCCUCCCGAUCGGAGACUCCGCCAUUGCCUAGAGGCGCCAACCCGGAAGUCUCCCAAAGCAUUCCCCAUCUGGACACCCAGUAUAUGUUCACUUGGGCAGGAUGACUGAGAUGGCGCCCCAGUCCAGACUCGUCAGCGCGCUUGCCAGCCCAGUGUACAAUGCUUUAUGUAUUUAUUUAUUAUUUUACUUUUUUAUUUUAUUUAUUUUCCAUCGCCUUAUUAACAUGCGUUCUGGCCUGCUCAACCGCCAAUCUAAAUGUACACAGCUGCUCCUAUGAAAAAAGGAAAUAACAGACAGGCAUCAGCACAGACAUCAUUGGUGACACUUCCUGAUGUAACCCUUGUCAGCAUCAGACUUCCAAUGACCAGUAUUCACAAUCCUGUCUACUGACAGGCCCCCAGUGUGCAGCCUUUGCAGCAGCCCUAUUCGGAAGGAAUGAGGCGUGUUCAGCGGUAGGCAAGCCGCAGACCAUAAUAACUGGUGCACGACGUAAGCACAUUGAUGCCUGGCUAACGGGAACCCAUUUUCAUGCACUAGGAGCAGGCCAGCCCCCAGAGGAAUGAAAAGCCAAAUAUUUCUGGUAUCCAUAACUGGGCAAGGGCCCUCCUCACCUGUGAGGGGAAGCCUGAUGGUGGCACUCCUGCCCACUAGGUCUGUUUUAGAGUUCCCCACUCUAAUGACCAGCUCCAAAGCAGAUAAGGAAAAGUCCUGAAGCAAUAAGCCUCCAGACUCUCAGCCCCGUGCUGGCUCCAACACAAUUUCCCCAACCCUCAGUGCACCAAAAAUGCAAUGGAAUACUGAAAGGAGUCUCGCCUUGAUCUUUAACCAGCAGAAAAGUUAUAACUUGUUGCAGAUACUGCAUAGGUAAAAACUGACCGACUUCCUGCCCACUGUCGUAUGAGGUUGGAGCCUAUUCCAACCUUCCAAGGCCCUGCGCACGACAGACUUUAUACAAGAGUCUCUGCAAAUUAAAGCUUUACUAUAACAGACAUUGCAGCGGACUGAAUACUGAUAGUUUUAACAUUGCAGCGGACUGAAUACUGAUAGUUUAUAAUCUGCAGCUGGUGGACCAAAUAUUGCAGGAUCUGCUAGAGGAUGGGGGCCAGUUCUUCUGAAUGGCCGAGGACUGCCAGCUUAAGGCUAAGAAAUCCAUCCAGGCCUUCUCAUAAGAGCUAAAAGCAGAAUGGGAAACGGAAGCUGCUGCUCUCUGUAAUUGACAACUAAUUGUUGUCAAAGUGCCACAGGUGGUCUGGAAAAGUCUGGCAGUAGCUGAGUGUCUGGAGCCCAGGAUCUGAAGCGCUCCAUCUGAAAAUGGGAUAGAGUGUCAGCAACAUCAUUAGAGGAUCCCGUAAUCAGGAGAGCAUAAAGCACAAUAUUAAACCUUAAGCAGCGCAGCUCGAAGCGUGAGCGGAGGGGCGGAGACUCUGCUGGAGCGUGAGGACUGUUUUGCCAAGACGCUCACCACUGCCUGGUUAUCAGACCAAAAGCAGAUCCGAUGGUCACUGAACUCCUCGGGCCACAUGUGAACUGCUACUACAAUGGGGAAAACUCAAGAAAAGUUAGGUCACAUGAUUGCUUCACCACACCGGGCUUGAGGCCAUGGCUAUGCACACCAGCAGCCCCUGAAAUAAAAAACCAAAGGGCAAAGAUCCAGCAGCAUCAGCAUGAACCUGAAAAUCCCUGUGCAGGUUCAAGGUAUCCUGCCAUGGCGAACUACUAUUGCAUUCAUUUUGGAAUUGCAACCAUCGCAUGAGAUCUGCCUAUCACCUCACUUGGUAAGCGUACACGAAGGUAAGGGGACCUCAGGCCGCAGGCAGCCUGGCCUAGCGGGAAUGGAAGGGGUGGCCUGGGGCAACCACUCUGCAUGCAAGAUUAAUUAAGUGACCCAGCAAGAUCGGAUCUGAUGAAGCAUCACUUGCCACAGAGGAAGUAUUACAAAAUAACUUCCUUCAAGGCAGACAGCUUCUUCCUAGGCAAGUGGUAUGUUUUAGCAACGAUAUCCAUCUGGAUCCCUAAAUAAAAUGGGAAUAUGGGCAAAAGGUAUUGAGCUAUUGCUUGCCAGCUUCCAGCCCCCGCUUGGGCAGGGGGCAUCUUGUGCUGCCAUCAUGAUAUGUAAAUUUACAGGGCCGACGCUGGCCAGAACCCCUAAAGAAGUCCCGACAAAGCUGCCGCCGAGCCAGCUUCCUUUUCAGACACACACUCUGUGCAAUGCAGUGCACACACUCCAUGCAAUGCAACUAUAAUCUGUGCAAUGCAGCUACACACUCCGUGCAACACAACUACACACUCCGUGCAAUGCAACUACACACUCUGUGCAAUGCACACACAAACACUCCGUGCAAUGCCAAAACACACUCCAUGCAAUGCAACUACACGCCGUUCAAUGCAACUACACACUCCGUGCCAUGCAACUACACACUCCGUGCAAUGCAACUACACGCUCCGUGCAAUGCAACUACACGCUCCGUGCAAUGCAACUACAGUGGUGCCUUUCAAGACGAAAUUAAUUCGUUCUGCGAGUUUUUUCGUCUUGUGAAGCACGGUUUCAUUUUUUUUCAAAAAAAUUUUCAAAAACCACCUGGUAGGUCAGGCAUAAAUGUUACCAGUGAAAUAGCAAGCUCGAGGCAGCCCACCGCCUGACCAGGUACCCCUGCUUGCCCUUUUAGAGGGAAGCACCUCCUCAAGAAACCCAAAUUUCUUUUUAUUUCCUUUCUUUUUUGGGGGGGGCAAUGAUAUCACAAAUGGGCCCAACUACCCAGCCACAGAAUAGUCCAAAAGGAGCAGUUAGUUUUGUUUUGUUAUAACAAUGGCUAAGAGGGGGGAAUGAACCCUGUCUCCCAGGACCUAGUCCUGUCCUCUAGCCACAAAGCCACAAUUCCUCUCUAAAAUAGUGGUGGCCACUAUCAGGGCAAAAUAAACUUGAAGAAAAUAAACUUGUUCAGAAACAGCAUAGUUAAAGAGCAUACACAAAGUGCUCAUAGUCAUUGGAGGCAGAGAGACCCUGGCUCCACUCUGUCUGCCCCAAAUAUGCAAUAGCAACUGAGCCUGCAAGCAAAAGAUACAUUCUUAGAGAGGGAAUGAGUCACAUGUCACAGAGACUUCACAAUUUCCUGCUAACUGUAGCAGGCUUAGGCUUGAAUGUAGGCCUCACUGCUUCUGCUCUUAAAAAUCUUUGACUCAUUGCAAUAUUAAAGGAAGCUCAAAAUGGUGCUCCUGCCCAAGGCUAGAUUAAAAUUCGGCCAACAGCACUGCACACACCCAAAAUAAAGCCACCUUUGGGGACACUAAAAACGAAAGUGAUUCCAGCUAGGCUGGGAACAGCCUGACCAGCCCUACAAUUAACAAACAGGCAAAAUGAGGGAAACCUUUCUGCAAAAGAAAGCCCCUAAUGGGGGCUCUCUCCCUAUUGGGAAAGGCAAGCCAAGGAGGAUGAUGCACAGGCAGCGCUCACAGGUGCAGGGAGGAUCUUCUCAAAGGGCAGGGUAAGGGGUGGGAAAUCAAACAGGAAAAGAAAAGGGUUGGAAUUAAAUUAAUUAAGGGACUAGAGAGGAUUAAAGAGAAGGGGGAAAUAAAGACAAUGAGAAGAUAACUACGGUCCAAGUGCUCCUGGUGAUCCGAAGCAUGCAGCGAAAGAGGAUGUCCGUUGCUGCGUCCCUUGCAUUUAACAAAUAGGGCUGUCAAUCACUAAUUGGCAACAUCUAAAUUUCCCCAGUAACAGCCCGCCCCUGCUUACAGGAUGGCCAAACCAUUUGCCUAGUAACAGUGAGGUGUCUUGUCAGCCCCGCCCACAACCUGUGCUCUCCAUGAGGAAGAACACACUUUGCGUUAAACUGACCUUUUCCUUCAAAAUUAUAGGAAGGAUUUUAUAUGCCAGUUUCACCAUUUCCUUCAUUUGGAAUUUUAUUUUCACUAUAAACAGGACUUUGUUUUUGCACCUACACACACAAACCACUUUUAAUUGUUCUCUGAGACAUGGAGAGGAGGAAAAAGGAAAAAGUAAAACCGGAGUAUUCUGGGUUCAAAUCAGAAAUCGAGACUGAGAUAUCAAGUCAAAAAGAGUUUGUGAGAGAAACUGCAAUGUAGGGACAAACAGUGCUUUUUUCUGGGGGGACGCAGGGGUUCGCAGACCCCUAAACAUUUUGUGAAUCUAAGUCUGGCCUCAUUGAGGGGCUGUAUUUCAAUAUGAGUACGAAAAUACCCCUAAACAUUUUUUUAGAAAAAAAGCACAGGGGACAAAUAUGUGUCUUCAUUCCAGUCUGGUAGCUGCCAUGGUGUACGUACAUUGUUAAGUUAUAAAAUGAGGAUUACAUCAUGAUAUAUUUUAAUGAAAAGUCUCUUUUAGGAUGCAAAGGUGAUAUUGGGGGAAAAUCUCAAGUUGCAUUAGAGCGAACAUGCAUAAAAUCUAAAGCAGCUAAAUUAUUAAGUAAUAGAGGAAAAUCUUUUGUGAUUUCUCAAUUGUAGCUUUAAUUGAUAGCAAACUGAUAUCUUUAUCUAUGUUGAGAAUCUUUCUUUCUUUGCUGAACCUACAAGGUAGACAAGUUGGCUGGGCUCUACAACAUACACAUUCGCACAGGCUGUUUCUGUAAUACUGGAGCUUGUCAGCAGCAUUUGGGGAUCAGCAAUAAUGACAUCAAAAAGAACCUGCAGGUCAGUAUGUGUUAACAUUAUGGUUCUAUUUAGGUGCUCCCAAGUGAAGUCUUCAGUCUUUCACAGGCUCCAACACUGUCCAAUAUUCUCAAACGAAAAGGUAAUGCCAUCAGCUAGUUUCUGUGCAUUGCAGUCCUUUUUGGAAGUGAGCCCCAGUCACUUCAGUGGAGUUUGCUCCCAAGCAAGGUGCGCACAGCGUUGCCGUCUUAAAGAAUUAUGAGUCAGCACUAAACUGGACACAGGUACGAUACUUGCUCUGAUGUAUUAUUAGAUCUCAAACUUUGUUGUUGUUGUUUAGUCGUGUCCGACUUCUCGUGACCCAAUGGACCAGAGCACGCCAGGCGGUCCUGUCUUCCACUGCCUCCCGCAGUUUGGUCAAACUCUUGUUUGUAGCUUCGAGAACACUGUCCCACCAUCUCGUCCUCUGUCGUCCCCUUCUCCUUGUGCCCCCCAUCUUUCCCAGCAUCAGGGUCUUUUCCAGGGAGUCUUCUCUUCUCAUGAGGUGGCCAAAGUCUUGGAGCCUCAGCUUCAGAAUCUGUCCUUCCAGUGAGCACUCAGGGCUGAUUUCCUUCAGAAUGGAGAGGUUUGAUCUCAAAUACGUAAGAGCAAAUCCUGAUCACACUCUCGAAAUAAACUGUGGGCCAGAUUCUGCAAAAAUUAUUUCUGCAACAAAAAUCCUUUUUUGUUAUUGCGAUUGUUGUAGAGCACCUGUAAAUAUGUACAUAGAGAUAUGACAGUAGUUUACCUUUUUUGGGGUCCUUACAGUAUUCAGUGUAAUCUCUUCUCAGCCUACCUUCUUCCUCUCAUAUACUUUUCUUUUUUGAAAGUCCUCUGGCCAUGAAAUUGUACAACAGGGCUGGGGAACACUUUUCAGCCACUUUCCUUCCUGGCUAACUUUCUGGCAGUCACAUGCCACUGGUGGAUGGAACCACACACACAGCCACAUGCUGAAGGUGGAAGUCCUGCAGGUGGGAGGAUGCACAAGCCAAGGCUCCCCCAGCCUGUUUGUACAGCAAGUUCAUGUGUUUAUCGGGGCAAUCAAAGCCUUUAUCACCCUUAACUUGCUGAGUGGGUGGCGGCUUUCCUCUGUAUCCUGUUGUGGAGCAAGGACAACCUUCACACAUCAGCUGCUGUUUUAAGGGACUUCAAAAUUUAGUAAAGCCACAUGUCCUUUGCCAUGUGUGCCAUUUUACUUUCCUAGUUUAUUUGUCAAAUGCAAACAAACAGCCCUAGCGUGUUGUACAUAUUAGCUUAGUGAAAAGACACAGUAACUAUCAUGCUGUAUUUUAAUGGAAUGAAUAAUGAAAACCAGAGCCCAGAGCCCAGCGGUGAAGCACAAAGUGCUUUUGCUUUGCAUGAAUGAAGCCCCAUGUUCAGUCAUUGUAUCUCCAGUGGGAAAUCUUGGAGAUGUGCUGACAGUCAGAGUAGAUAGAAUGAUACCCAUAAUCCAGACUUCAUAUGUGGCAGUUUCAGAUGUUUAUAAAACCAAGGGAGAGCAGCGAUAGAGACUUGUUUGCAAAAUGUAUAAAUAGAAUAUAUAUUUUACUAUGUGCCUAAAGGCAAUAUAUAAAGCAUAAGAAGGGGAAAAACAACAUCCUAAAAUUAAAAUAAAUACUCCUUUUAAAAUUGGGAACUGCGGCAGCAUACUUAAAAGUAAACCUCUCCAAGUGCCUGGUGGAAUGGGUCCAGUUUUACAUAAACCUAAAACUCAGUAAAGGCAGAUCAAGGUGGGUCUCUCAAGUAAGGUCUUUCCAAAGGUUUGGGGUUGUAAAUAACCAAACUUGGCACAAGGAAUAAAAAUCAAGAUUACUUCUCUCUCCAAAACGAAGUCUUGCGGGAGGGGGGACAUUCUGUGUUUUUACAAGAUCUUAUUGCUGUAAAAUACAGUACGUUACAUUUUGAUAGCGUAUACAAAAUGUUUAUAAUACCUUCUAUCUCUCCCCCCCCCCAACUAGGCUGGGCACGUCUGUGGUGAUGACAUAGAUGUAGUUGAUGGACGUCCCACUGGGUCUGUGAGAAUCUCAUUUGGCUAUAUGUCUACAUUUGAAGAUGCACAAGCCUUUCUAAAGUUCAUUAUAACCACCAGACUCAUUGGCUGCAACAUGGUUAAUAUUCCAUCUCCAAGACAGACUAUUUCAGAAUUGGUAGCGUCUCCCAGGGAGAAUGGUCACACCUGUGAUAACAACAGUGCAAAUAAGCUGCCUCCGAACAAGAGCACUGGGGACUCUGGACUUAGUACCUCUUCCACUUCAGUGAACAUGCCGGUCAGUCUACAGCCAGCCAAGAGACAUUCAGAAAGAGACAUGACUGAGGUUUUUGGGAACCCAGCAGAAGACAUGCCAAGUGGUAGAAGGCCAGUCACUGUCACCAACAUUUAUCUCUACCCAAUCAAAUCAUGUGCUGCAUUUGAGGUAAAUGCUUUUAGUGAUAUUUAAAAGAUUCACAUUUUUUCAGGUCUGUUGAUGUUUUAUAUCUAUACAUCUCUCUAUCUCUAUCUCUAUCUCUAUCUAUAUCAUCUAUAUAUAUCUCUAUAUCUACAUGUAUAUAUUGUGUGUGUGUGUGUGUGUGUAUGCAUACAAUGGGGUGGGUGUGUAUAUAUCUAGAUCUAGAUCUGCAUAGAUGUUUUAUAUGUAUAUGUGUGCGCGCGCAUGUGCAUACACACAUGCAAUUUUUAGCUCACAGAGGCAUCCAGGGCCAGAGCCGCUUCACCUUCACGUAGACAGAGACAAUGAGCCUCCUGUGCCAAUUUUAGGAACACCAUUAACUGGUAUUAAAUUGUUGGUUAUUUAGUGUAUGUGUAUAUCCAUCCAUCAUGGGGCAGGAGAAGGACAUCAUUAGGAUUUUCUUCUAAUGCAUCAAAAUGCUUUUGGCCUUCUCUGUUCAGAUCAGAGAGAUUUUUUUUUUAAUUUAAAAUUGGAAUAGAGGUCAGCUGAAGUAAAACUAAAUGAGCAUUGGCUAUAUCCAUCUCUUCCGGCUUGGCCCAUGAAAUGAAAAGGGUCAUUUUGGUGUCCCUGAAAGGAUUGCUCCAUUGGUUGGUAUAAUCACCAGGGAGGCUUCGGUUCAUCUUAAGCUGUAUUUUCCAUGAAUAAUUGGACACCAGUUUUAUCCUCAUAUGCAUCCCAAAAACUCUUGUGUUGUGCUACAACAGUGUGUAAACAGCAGGUAAGGGUGAUCGGCUAAGGCCUAUGUUUCACUCAAGUAGUGAACCUGCAUCUGGCCUGUACAAUGUCAGGUUGGGGUACACAUGAAAAAGUCUUUCCACAUAGGGAAAUAAUUAUUAUAUUAUUAUUGGUGUUUUUGUAGGAGAAUUGCAUCACUGAGGAUAGAGUGGCUGUACUCUAGCAGAAGUCCCAUCUGUGAUGCUUUUGCCUAUUCCAUUUAGUAACUGCUCAGAGGGUCCCCUGCAACCUCUUCACUCACUUUUUGCUCCAUCAAGGAGGGGUUGUGAGCUGCAUAAUUUGGCUCUAGAAUAGGCCUUUUCACUUUUGAGGAGAAAAGGGGAAAAGAGGAAAGAACCCUCAGAGAAAUCAGGACAAGAGAUUUAAAGAGGGAGAAUUGGAAUAUUUCUUCCUUAAGCCUGUUGGAGACAGUGGAGAAGGUCAGGCAAGGUGAAUACCAACUGUUUGACCAACCUUGACGAUGGGAAGGAGGAAUUUGGAGAAACUGAGGGUUGAUUGAUAAUGGGGAGACAGAAAUGCAGGAGGGGGAAGAAAGAUGGGGAUCGUAUGGAGGGCAAACGCAAAAUCAGGGAGGUAAAGAACUCUUAGAACUCUGCAAUGCAAGGGCAGUUGUAAGUCUGGAAAUGGAAGACCUGAAAAAGAAUAGGGUGCUUUUGGGAUGACAACCUCCAAGGCUUGUUGACAAAAGUGGUAGUGGGCUUUAGGUUAAUUUUAAAGUAGGGUUUGCAGUACAGCAUGCUUUACUUCUCAGAGCUCUGGUAGUCAGUGAGAAAGGAGGUCCCAUGUUAGCUGAAAUGUGCAUCAGGACCCAAACCUUUGCCCAUGCCAAAUGGGAAUUUUGGCUGGAAACUCGCAUCCAGAUUUGACCAGGGCAUAGACUUGUAGUGACAUUCAGGAAAAAUUGGUGGUUUUAGUCAAGGCACUAUAAUGGGUCAAUUAAAAUGGCCGUGGAACUGUGCUCUCUGGCAACAGGGGGAGGAGGAAGGACUCAGUAAAUUUCCAGUUCUACCUGCCUACAUAAAACUACAAAAACUUGGAAGCUGUCAACCAUUUCACAGAUACUGUGCAGCUGGAGGCUGCGCAUAGAAUUGUGGGUCACAAAUUCUGCUGACUGGCAUUCAGAGCAUGAGGCAACUUCACAGCAACUAAAGUUAAACUUUUUUUUACUCAUUGUCUUAAAUAUAUGGAAUGCUUAGUAUCAAAAUAAAUAUUAUGCUAAUAUUCUGUUCUCUUGAAACAGCUCUUGUCUACUCAAGGAGUUCAGUGGUGUUAACAGUCCCAUAUCCUUGAUGACUGUUUCUGGUGGGGCAGUUGCUGAACAGGUCCAUAUUUUGAAUUGAGCAGGGCUGGAGAAGCUAGCAACAUUGCCUCUGCUCCAUGACUCACUCCCAAAUAUGUCAAAACACAAGACCCCCCCCCCCCAUGGGCGUAGCCAGGAUUUAUUUUAGGGGGGGGAAGCAUUGUGUUAGGCAGAACCGAGUUACUUGCAAUGCAAUUGGUCAGUUAAGUAGGCCCUUUGUCUCCAGUAUCAACAGCACUAGUCACGGAUGGCAGGAUAUCAAAGAAAGAUCUCUUUCAUUCCUGACUGUCCCUCUGUAAAUAGUAGUAGAGAUUAUCAAUUUUCUGCUUAUCUUCCCAGUUUUAUUGAAGUCUGAAAGAAAACACAGCCUAUAUUUAUGUUCAUACUGGAGGGAGUGGCUUAAAGAGUCUUUUGCUUGUGCCUUGGCAAGAGAGAAAGUGAUUAAAGUACAUAAUAAACAAAGAAAUAAAUCAGGCAAGCAGAGGACCAAUCUAGGAGGAUCAUUCAUAGAUGACAGUGUAUCCCCUUGAAAACUGAAUGCCAUCCCCCACCCCGCCCUGCAUCCCAAAGAUAACAGCCCUUCUUUUGUUAGCAUACUCAUCCAGGGCUGAAAGAGGGCUGUCAAGAGCUCUUGGUUUUGCCAGGGUUGGUUGAAGCUGCCUCCAACUUCUAAUUCAACAGCAACAGCCGCAGUAGCAGCAGCAAUAGUUCAGAGAUUGGACUGUAGGCAUUGUUACCCCAGGGCCACUGACUGUGGCAAUAGGUCUAAUCUUGGGAAUUUCAAGAACAGCCUCUCUGAACCGGCUUCACGUAACACAUACCCAUCACUACAUUUUAGUGUGGGUGAUUUUACAAAAAUCCCCCAAAACUGCUUAGUAGAGUGCAUGGAAAUGAAUAACUUAAUCCUAAAACUUACAAUAAAUGUUAAUUCAGUAAUUAGCAUGCUUGUAUGCAUUGACAUGACAUGGGCUGCAAGCAGUGAUGGGCGUACAGCAAUUGAGGAAACACUUGAUUAACAUGUUAUAAUUGAGAGGAUGCUGAUUUGCAUUACAAAGAAAUGUUAACAUUAAAAAUACAUUUGCAACAAAAAUACGGCAUUUAAGUGUUGCGGUGCUAUUUGAAAAUUCUCUCUUUGAAGAUUUUAAUUGCUUUUCUUUUUCAUAGUUAACAACAUUACCACCUUGCCUGUGACACUCCCUCACCCCCACCGUUUUUUGAAUAAGGCAUGAUGAAGUAGGUAGAUGUUCUACACACUGACCUAGAAUCUGACUUUCCUUUGCAAUGUAUUUUGCAAUGCUUUAAUAGAUGUCAAUAUUAUUAUAGCUUCUUUUAUGAAAACUUCCUACUGUGGAUCACAGCCCUGCAUCUGCAUGAAAAUUGAGGUCAAAGCCAUUGAAGGCUCACCUGCAUUAAAAAUAUAUUCUGUUCAGUAAUAAGUUUUUUAGUUGCCUGGGAGUUUAAAGCAAAACAUAAUAAGAAACAUUACCAAGGCAGUCACAUAUUUUUCUCAAGUAUAAAUGACACAUUACUUUUGCAUGCGAUGAACACAGCCCUUAAUUCAGAGGUGCAAUCUUGGAAAAUGAAGACUCGAACUCCAGUUCAGAAUUCCAUUGGCAGAGCAAAGCAACUGCUGAGGGCAGAGUUAUGCAAAUGAAGCAUAUUUACAUACAGGUACUGGUUCUUCUGGCAGAAUUUGCAAAGUUUUCUUUUUAAAAGAAAUGAAGCUGAAUUCUGCAAUCUGCAUGAAUUAUUCAGGUUAAUCUAAUAUACAAGCACCAAUCACUCAAUAAGGCCAGUGUUAUUUGCUGUGGUAAAAGUUGUGUUUCCAAUAAAGCUUACAUGGGGGGGGUGUCAAAGGUCGAAUUCUCUUAGGAAUUCUCUCCCUCCUUCCGCUGUAUCUGUCUCUCGUCUCUGCCUGUCAGAGAGUCCCAAACACCAGUCAAGUUGACCUAUGGUGGGUGGGAAGAAUGGUGAGGAAGGGAAUCCCAGUGGGGUAACCCCCUCGUGCAGCCCAUCCCAGCGGGGCUCCGUGCCAGCUCCCUUUCAGCUCCAAAUUCCUCAUCUAUAGCCAUGCCUGUACCUGCCCCAUACCUCCCUUUUGUGCAUGGGUAAAUCUGUUUUGACUACAGUAGCAAUGGGACUGGACAUCAGCAAUGGAGAAAACGAUUCCAUGAAAACACACACACAUACUUAUAAAUGUUUAAAGCGCAUGGAUUUUGCAUUGUAAAUGCUGCAGAAUGAAAAAGGUAAAUUUUAAACAUUAAUAACUUCAUCGUAACAGCAGGUUUCAGGCUAUUCAUAUUUGCUCAAGACUACAUAAAUAAAAGAGUAUUUAAUCUCAGAUGCAAUAAAUACUUUAGACUCACUGAGAUCACUGUGCACUAGAUUUUAUUCUAAUUUUUAAGUGCUCCCAGGUCUAAGAUGAAUUAUAAUAUUGUUCUCUUUACGUUUUCCUGAAUAAAUCAGUCCACCUUUUUCACUACCUCAUUGCCAAAUAAUAAAACAGUAUAUUCUAAUGGAACUUCCUCAGGCUGUUUCAACACCCUGCCACCGUGGUGAGCUUUAUCUUUCUUGUUAAAAUCUGCUUGAUUGGCUUGGCAUCAUUUUGUCUAGAAAAUGCGAUCUCCCUGUAUGUUUGUCAGAUACCAUACAGGGGAGAGGGGUGGUUGUUAAAAAGAAGGAAGGAGGAAGGCAAGAACUUUUUCUGGCAGUUUUUUUGUUUUGUUUUUAGUGAAUAUAUAUGACAUAGCAGUAAAUGCUUUUUAGGCCUGUCUUCAAAUCCAGGCAGAAGCUGCUCCAGUAUCAAGUCUCUCUCCUGCCCCUCCCCCACUCCAAUUUGUUUUCCUGUUUAUUGAAUUUAUAUUCUGCUGUUCCUGUCAGCAUUGCCCUUGAGCCAGUGCCACCAACUGGACUCAUCCACUUCAGCCCCGACUGGGCUAGGCGAGCUGGGUAGCACUUCCAGAGACCACCUUCUGCACAGGAACAGGUCAAAGUGCUGUGGACUCACAGCUUAGAGUUGUGAGCACCGGAUUCACUCCAACAAGAAGACAGUCGUCGCACAGCAGAGUAUAGCAGAGUCUAGCAGAGCAUAAACGACUCGGAGAGCAGCUCUGUAGAAUAUCUUCUUUAUUCUAUCUACAACUAUAAUACAACUAUAUACAGAGCUAAAUGAGGUCUAAGCAAAAUGAAUGCUGAACUGCACUGAGUGUCUGCAGCUGCUCUUAGCAGCAACCUUAUCUAUACACACGAUCUCUAACACUCAGUCUCUCUCUCUCCGACACACUGACUGACUGACUGACUGACUGAUGUUAGGCUGGAGCGGAAUAAGUAGAGAGCAGAACACCGCCCCUCCUCUCUGGAAAAUCACCAGACUCAUCAGCAGAUUCUUGGAUAUGGGAGGGGUGAAAUCUCCUCAUCCUCCCCCAUUUCAUCCGACCAUUCAAGAAUCUAAAUAUAACUGCAAUUUGCACACACACUCCAAAAGUUGUUCUCUGCUUACAACCUUGGUAACAUAUCUGCAGGUAUCUCUCUCCCCUUUUAUCUAAGACACUUUUAUCACAUCAUUAAACAGUCAAUGCAACCACUCUGUGUCUAUCAGGAAAGAGUUAAAACACAAACCUCAAUCUGUAGUACACACGAAAUACACAUUGUGAAUAUACAAACGAAAAAACAGCUUCUAGAAAAAUCUUCAUACACGUUUCUCACUCUCAAAUGCAAACUGAUAUUGUUAAUUAGGCAGAUUUGAACAAACCACUUUUUGUACUUAAACGCUUGCUCCUUCAAUCCUGAUCUUUUAGCGUAUUACACAUGAACCAAUUAAGGUCAGGUAAGGAAAUAAAUAAAGCGUUUUGUGCUACUACUCUCAGCACACUUCAUGCCUGGUUUAAAAACCCCACCAGAGUUGCUCGUGACCGCAGCCUUAGCGAACUCUUCAGAAAACCUUUUUGGUGGUACACCCUUGGUUGUCCUCUCAGAUCUGCGCAAAACUCUUUGAUCCUCUUGUUCUGGUGCUUCCUCCUCUUUGGGAGAAUAGGGAGCUAAAGUAUAUGAAGCUGCUAAGUCUGAAUCUGCGUCAGACUCACCUGAGGCUUUUGGGCUCUGAUAAUCUGUGCCACCAUCCGGAACUACGUUGGCAUCAGGAUUAUCAAUCACAUCAGAACUUGCCUCCCUCUUAACUGUCUUUGCCCCUUUUGCACCAUCAUCACAAAUGGGAUAAUACUGAAAAACACCAACUCUGUCCCAUUUUGAAAAUGAUAUUUAUUAAGGUUUCACAUAAAAAGAAAUACAUCGAUAAGAAAAGAAUUUAAAAAGAAAAAGAAAAAUACACAAUACAAAAUACAGGAAAAAAAAGAAAAAACAAUUAAAAACAAUUCCAUCUUUUCAUCACUACUUUUGAAUUUACUUAUUUUUUGGACCUCCUCAUACCUCCCUCUUUUGUAUUCCAAUUCAGUUUGUUUGUCCAGAAAUUCCUUUCCCUCCUUUUUAAUCCCAAUCCUUAAUCAUAAUAUAACAUAACAUUAAAUUUUUAUCUAUUAAUAGGCAAUUUUCCAUUCUUUUAACCUUUUUAAUCCUAAUCCUUAAUCUUGAUCUGUAUAUAACUUUAAAGCCUGUACAGCUAGAAACCACUUAAUUUCAAUCCAUCAUCACUCUAACAUUCUUUAAUUUUGCAAUAUUUCUGUAGAUAAUCUUCAAAUUUCUUCCAAUCUUCUUCCACCGACUCUUCUCCCUGGUCACGGAUUCUGCCAGUCAUUUCCGCCAAUUCCAUAUCCAUCAGUUUCAUCUGCCAUUCCUCCAGUGUGGGUAGCUCUUGUGUCUUCCAAUACUUUGCGAUGAGUAUCAACUCUGUCCCAUUUUGGAUUGUCCUCAAUACUCCUGGUCAGCCUUAUGGUUUUCGUGUCUGUGAUCAGGACAGGAUAAGACCCUUUCUCAUAUCCUAGGAAAACACCAUGCUCACCACGCUUGCUCAGUUUGUCACCCUGCGAGGUGUGCACCCAAACCUCCGAUCCAAAAUUUUUAAAGUGCUUUACACAUGGCUUUCUCUUGUGAAGCAUCUCAUAUGGGGUGCAAUUUACAGCGGACUGAUACCUCCUGUUAUACACGUGACAGAAAAACGAAAGAGCUUCGGCCCAAUAGGGAUUGGGCAGCCCCGAAUCAUGUAACAGCAUUCUGAUUCCUUGCUGCAGGGUCUGGUUUAUUCUCUCACAUAAACCAUUCUGCCAGGGUGAUCUGGGCGUGGCCGUCCUAUGCUCAAUGCCCUGUUCAGAAAGAAAACUCUCAAACUUCUCUGAACAAAACUCUCCACCCCUGUCUGUGAAAAUACAAUGUACAUUCUCAUUAUGUACAUUUCUGAGCCAUUUACAAAACUGGCAAAACUUGGGAAAGGCUUCAGACUUUUUCUGCAGCAUAUAGACCCACACAUAUCUGUUGGAAUGAAAUCACGACAGACGAGUAGCAGGUGUCAUGUGAGAGGCAUCUCUCGAGCAAGCCCCGAGAACUCUCUUUUAUUGAAUAUUACAAACAUUGCCACAGGUGCGCUCGUUGCUGAUUGGUUGAUGCAAACACAAAGCAACUUGUUGCUGAUUGGUUAACACAAGUACAAGGCGAGGGUUACAUAUAGGCAUUAAUCACUAAUAGAUUAAAGGCUGGGAAAGGGAGCACAGAACUAGACAGGCAUGAAACCUUCUAAUUAAAUUACAACUAAUGAUUGAUAUAGCAUGACUAAAACAAUUACUAAUGAUUGAUCAUAACAUGAAAGAAUAUAAUAAUCGAGUUCCGUAGAUGUGGUCAGCUAUGCAUUAAGAACAGGUCAGAGUGUUUUCAUGAACUUAAGAUGAACUGAGCAUCCUAGGGAAAUGAGGGAAUGUCUUGGUAUUUAGAACAGGUUGUACAGUAUGUACAGAAGCAGAGAAAAGCUUAGAAGCGAGACUUCCCAGAAUGCCACAGUUAUGUGCAGAAAGAGAACUUCCCUUCACAUAUCUAGAAUAGGCAUCUAUCAAAACCAUGAAAAACCUUGAAUUGCCUCUAGAGAGCGCUAGAGGCCCCACUAAGUCUGCAUGAAUGACUUUGUAUGGUUUCUUGGCCUCUCUCCCAGACUCUGUACCUUUGGGAGCUUGCCUUGCCUUACUCUCAGCACAAGAAACACAUUUCAUGUGGUAGGGACAUUCUUUCAACUUCAUACCCUGAACCAUAUCAGGCAUUUUUGCCACGAAGAAACUCCGCCCACAUUGAUUGUAUGACUGUAGUUGUUCUGGAACACGUGCCCUGGUAGCAUCCUGGACAGAGGCAGAAAGGACAGAGGUCAUCCUGCCCUAUAGGGGGGACAUGUAGCGAAAAUGUCACCCCAACUGCCCGCCUCCUCCAUGAGGGAGGCAUCAGAAGAUCCAGUGUAACCCUGAGGUUUGCAGGUAGUCAGAAUAAUUUAGGGGGAACCCUGAGAGAACCUCCAAAACAGCCCCAUAAGAACUCUUCACACAGUGGGUAGCUGAACUGUGGGAUCCACUCCCACAAGAAUAGAUGGCCACUAACUUGGAUGGCUUUUAAAAGCGACAAAUUCAGGAGAGGAUAAGGCUCUCAAUGGCUACUAGCCAUGGUGGUUGUAUUCUGCCUCUGUUGCUGGAGGGAGAAUGUCUCUGAAUAAGUGAAUCACAGGUGGAGAGAGUGCAUUCAGGUUUUGCUUUUGACCAGUAGCUGGCCAUCGGCCGCUGGACUAGAUGGGCCAUUGAUCUGAUUCAGCAGGGCUGAUACGUUCUGAACUCACUGGUACAGGGUGUUGACUGAGAGGGUGGAAACUGGCGAGUGGGGGUGGGAGAACAUAAUGGAGUGCCUGGAAAAGGGAGAGGAGGAGGAGAAACACAUAGUGUCAAGGCUGCCUCAGGUCUCAGCUCACAAAAGACCAACGCCAAUCUCUUCUUAUAUUCAAAAGUGUUUAUUGCAGUUCAUUGUUUGCUUCAUAUCCGAGGCGCGCAGCCUCACGUCUGUACGCUUAGACCGUUGAAGUCCCCUCUGAGUCCGUCCCUCCCCUGCACCAGUUUAAGAGCCUUGCGCUGCUCCACCUCUUUCUCUCUUUCCUUUUCCUCAGGGUCUUCCUGCCCGCUGGGGUUUCGCCCUCCUGGAUUCCCCUGACGCGCUAUCCCCCGACUGCUCUUCCCCCCCUCCUGCGGGCUGUAGGACCUGGCUCUUCCUCCGGGCUCCCUGUACUUCCGCGCGCCUCUACAUUUGAACUUGGCGCGCGCGCCCAACCUCUAACUUUCCUUUUGACAGUUACACUACUCCCUUCACUACUCCCCUCCCCUUCCGGGAGGGUGACUUGCUCUGACCUCCCUCCUUUCUCUGCUGCCGGAGCUGCUUCCCCUGACACACUGGAAACUCCACCCCCUUCGCUGCACUCUGGUGGGGAGGCUGGUCCUGACGCCCAGCUGCCACUUUGGGAUCCUCCGCUGGCCCCCUGCUCCUGACACGUCCCCCCUGGGGCUCCUGGCCUUGACCACCGGCGCCCCUUCUGGGAAUCCUCUGAUUCGCUGGAAAGACUCAUGGAAUCUCUUGAGUCAUUGUCAUCCUCUUCCUCGCUGUCCUGGGAUUCAUCCCCAUCGCUCUCCAUCUCCUCCCUACCCUGUGCCUCUGUCCCUGAACCCCUGACACAUAGAUAUCACAAGAGGGAGGAGAGAGAUUGGGAUAUGUUGUUUCUUCAUUCACUCACACAAAAAAGCUGUAUUAAGAUAUCCUCAGGUAUGGAAGUGAAUGCUGCCCAUAGAUGUCAGUGGAGAAAUCAAAGAUUUUAAUGUACCUGAGACUGGGCACACGUUUGUCUACCUCCCUUCUGCAAAAAAAAUCAAGACAAAAAGAGAAAAACAGCAUGGUGGCCAUUGAGGAUAUCGCCUGAUCAAUGGGCAUAGAAAGCUGACUGGCUGCCGGAAUGACAAUGUUCAGGGGUCCAGCUACUCCAGCAGGAAUGACAGUGGAGUUGCUGGAACCCUGAACAAAAGCACUCAGUGCUUCAAGAUUUUGUUGAAGGGCCCACUUCUAUAACAUGGUGACAAUUAUCCAGAUACCAUUAAAUUAUGUAAUAUUUAUAAUUUUGUCUCGUGUCCUUCAAUCCUGUUUUCAAUAUUGUGGCUGAAAAGCCAAAUCUCAGUUUUUUCUAUCUAUCUAUCUAUCUAUCUAUCUAUCUAUCUAUCUAUCUAUCAUCUAUCUAUUUAUUAUUAGCUGCCCCUCUGACUAGGUUGUUCAAGGCUGUUCCCAACAAAAUAUUAAAAACACAGUGAAACAUCAACCAUUAAAAAUUUCCCUGAACAAGGCUGCCUUCCAAUGUCUUUGAAAAGUCAAUCAGUUGUUUAUCUGUUUGCUGUCCGAUGGGAGGGCGUUCCACAGGGCGGGUGCCACUACCGAGAAGGCCCUCUGCCUGGUUCCCUGUUUCCUUACUUCUCGCAGUGAGGGAACUGCUAGAAGGCCCUCAGAACUGGCUGGACAAUGGGGGUGGAGACGCUCCUUCAGGCAGGUAUACUGGGCUGAGGCUGUUUAGGGCUUUAAAGGUCAGCACCAACACUUUGAAUUGUGCUUGGAAAUGUACUGGGAGCCAAUGUAGGUCUUUCAAGACCAGUGUUAUGUGGUCCCGGCGGCCGCUCCCAGUCACCAGUUUGGCAGCCGCAGUCUAAUUAUUCCUAAUAAGGGCAACAAUCCAGGUAGAGUGGCCUUACUGCAGCUUCUCUUGGCCCUGCUGCCUAACAUAAUCAAGUGUAUUCAGCCACUGGAUUCUGCUGCUGGGGAAGGAGCUAUGCCUUAGAACCAGAGGUUUCCAACCUUUUUGAGUCCACGGCUCCCUUAACCAGCUACAUUCUUUCUGUGGCACCCCUGUGGGGCUCAGGAGCCCAGGUAUGUCACCCCUUGCCUGCAGAGCCGGCAGCCCCUCGCCCUUUUUUGAACACCCUCCCUUGUGAAGGGUUCCCUCAGCCUCCUCUCCUGGAGAGUCCUCUGGGCAGCCGCUGCUGCUGCCCCUGGUCUCUGAACUUCUCCCCACAAGUCUUUGGGAGGCAGAGGCAUGAGAGGGCAUCAGAAGCAUAGCUGUCAACUUUCCCCCUUUUUUUAAGGGAAAUCCUAUUCGGAAUAAGGGAAUUUCCCUUAAAAAAAGGAAAACGUUGACAGCUAUGAUCAGAAGAGGGAGGGAAGGAAAGAGGGAAAGAGGCCAGGGUUGCUCGCGGCACCCCAAGAUGCCACAGCACACUGGUUGAAAACCACUGCCUUAAACUGUUCCUAACUUCCCAAAUUUUACCAAGUCUUUUCCCCAAGUUAUUAGUCUAAGGAUAAUCUCUGUUUUGUACUUGUGAUAUUUAUUUUUAUGUUGCUAAUUUGUAUAUUGCUUUGAUUAUUUAUGUUGAUAAUUUAUAAUUUGCUUUUCUUUGUAAGAAAUAAACUCAGAUCAAUUUCAGUUAUAAAAUCAAUAAAACAUCAUAUAUAUUAAAACAUGUAUUAAAAAUGCUUUCUAAAUAAAAAUAUUCUCCCAGAAUAUGUUUUGGAAUUUGUGGCAUUCCAAAUUCCUGCACAGGUUCUAUCCUCCAGCAGAAAAAAGCUGGGAUUGCAGUCGGAAAUUGAUCUUCUAGAACAGGGAUGUCCAACAGGUCAAUUGCGAAGCUCAACAACUUUGGCUUCCCAAAAAAAGCUCAAUAACUUUGGUAGAUCACUGCCAGAUUUUUUUAUAGUGGGAGUAGAUCGCAGUCUCUUGAAAGUUGGACAUGCCUGCUCUAGAACAUUGGAGCCAAAUUCCCCCUAGACAUUCAUGAUUCAGAAGGACUUCUUCCCUGAACCCAGAGAAGUUUGGGAUGCACCUUAGUCUAUUAUUCCUGUUUGCUGUUGACGGAUAGUAUGCUAUCAUAUCCUUUCAGCUCUUGCAAUGAGGUAUUGACUAUUAAAAGUCUCUAUUUUAAAACCAGAAGUAAAUACCUACCAUUUUUAACUCGUUUGAUUCUCAGGUAGUUUCAGUCAUGAAUAGUUUUUCCAUUUCUUUGCUCAGCAUCUGUGCACAUCUGUAGCUUAAAGACUUCCUAAGUGAGCAGUGGUCUGUUUCCCAUCAGGUGAUGCGGUGGCCCAUCGGAAAUACAGGUUUGCUGUAUGAUCGUAGCUUCAUGGUUGCCAAUCACAAUGGCGUUUGCAUCACUCAAAAGCAGGAACCGAGACUGUGUCUUGUGCAGCCCUUUAUUGACCUGGAGCAAAAUGUGAUGAUCAUCAGAGCAGAAGGUUGGUAGGCAAAUCUUCAUUAUCAUUUCAUUGUAAGAUGGUUUCAGUAAAAUUUGUAAUAUCACAAAUUACUAGUGUUUCUGACAUGCGUUGCUGAGAAUUUCUGGUGUUGCAAAUCAAAUAAUAGAUACCAAGUAUGUUAUGGUUCCAGCUGUUUGGCGUGCUUGGACAAACUAUUAAGGGGUGGCUAUCCUCUACUUUUUGGGGACUGAUCAAGACCCAAAGCAUUUUUUUUCUGGCCCCUUAACUGUUUUUUUCCACAGUGACAAAAAGAAGAGUAAGAAGUUGGCCCAGUGUUGGUUUGGGCAGAUGGAAAUGUGCCCCCCGUAAUCAGAUCAGAUAUUCUCCCACUGAGCUGAUCUACCUGCAUUAUCUGAGGAGGGAGGGCACUGUGUGUAUGUGUACAUGAAAGAGUGGGGGGGGUUGAUGGAGAAGGCUUCUUCUUAUGUUCUUAACAGGCAUGUGGCAGGAAUUAUGAAUGCAACUAAUCAACCGCAGCUAGCCCCCCCCUCCAACUUUGUAUAUUUGCUCACAUGUCAGUUUGCCAGUGCAGAGGAUUCUGGGGCACAUUCUAGGGUACACCCCAUUCCCAUUGGGCCCAGUUAGGUUUAUUGGGCCUUAUUAUCGUUGCUCUGUAGCUGUGCAGUGUAAAGAAAAUUGGUAUACAGUGCUACCUCAGGUUAAGAACUUAAUUCGUUCCGGAGGUCCAUUCUUAACCUGAAACUGUUCUUAACCUGAGGUACCACUUCAGCUAAUAGCGCCUCCCACUGCUGCCGGAGCACGAUGUCUGUUCUCAUCCUGAAGCAAAGUUCUUAACCCGAGGUACUAUUUCUGGGUUAGCAGAGUCUGUAACCUGAAGCGUCUGUAACCUGAAGCGUAUGUAACCCGAGGUACCACUGUAUAUGUGCAAGUCAUAUUUAAGUGAAGCUUGUCUGUUCUUACUCAUUAAAUAACUCCUUUCCAUCAUUUUUCUGCCCCUCCCUUUCUGCAAGUAACUCAGCCUGAGAUUAAGAGGCCAUGUUUUGUUCAUGCAACAUUCCUGAGGUAGUGACUUGUCAAAGGCAACCCAAGUGGCCAUCAAGGUCCCUUGGAUGGCUGAGUCAGGAUUUGAACUCAGAUUUAAGAGGUCCAGAUCUAAUACUCUAAUUACUGUAGCACACUGUUCCACAGCCUUUCAGCGUGUAUGCAAAGAACCUUGACGUUUCUACAACAUGGGAGAGGUGGGUUGUGGUUCUAACCAUUUCAUCGUAGGUUAGUAAUGCAGUGUUUAAAAGUCAGUAGUGACAUCCCUGUUAGCUUGAUCAGGUUCUUCAAAUCUGAGUGUAAAAAUACAGUAGCAGAAAGGAUGGAAAACCUUUAAUAUAUUGAACAUAUAUUUCACUUAGCUGCAGCAGCAGGCCUGUACUUUUCAUUUUUUUAAAAAAGUAUUUUUACUUUUCUAAACUCAUUAUUUAUGUCAUAUAUCUACAUCUGAACUAUGUUUGCCAUCUCCUGGUGAUCUUCCAUUUUUACUUGGCAGGAAUGCAACAUUAUUAAUAAUGCAUGUCCAUUUGUUUGAGCAACUGGUUCCAAAUAUGUUAAAUCCUUUACCUGCUUUAUUCUUAGUUGUUGGACAAAACAUUGCUUCUUUUGGUUUCCUGUCAAGGAUACUCCUAUUUUUAUGAAUUGUAUUACUGAAAUAAAUAGGCAUUGAACCGGGUUAGUAAAAUGUUAAACUUAGGACAACAAGCCCUUCAUAGAAACCUUGAGUCCUGCCUUGGGUUUCAUUUAUUAUCCUGAUGCCAUAAAAAGAAGCCUUUUAUGAUCACUCAGUUGCACAGAAGGAGACUGGAAUACAUCAGCGUUAAUUGUACAAACAAAUGUUUCUUUAGUAAUUACUCUUCAUUGAUGGAUUAAAUACUAUGAGAACAAUUCAGCUAAAAAUUGAGACACUUUUAAACCAAGUUGAUUUUCAAUCUCAGUGGGAGACCUAAAUGUGUUAAAUGAAAUAAAAAAAGCUUUAAAGUGCUUUAACUUUAGUUGGAUUAUGCCCCAUAUGUUUCCCAUGCUGUGUUUCAGGUUCAUUGGCCACAUUGUUCAAUUUGGAUUUACUUUCGCAUCAAAAAUCCAGUAAGUUUAAAAAAUCUUUGGCCAAGGAUCGAUUUGCAAUAUAAAGUCUCCAUCAGGAAAGACCUUCAGAGCAAUUUUCUUCCUGCUUUUUUCAGAACUGAAUAUCUUAAAACCUUCAGAUUCAAUAGCAUAUUAUAUGUGUGUACAUUGUUUAAAAACUUGGAGUAUGUUUAAAAGAUACCUGAAGUCAAGCUACUGUGUGGCAGCAUGUGCAACUCAGAAAAGGAAGCCAUUUUUCUCCCAUCUCCAUUGCAUCUUUCAGGUUUUUCCCACUGGUUUGCAGGAUGUGCCAUAAAGGCUGCACCUGACAUAGUUGUGUUUUUUUUUAAUGAUAUUUAUUAAAAUUUCAAAGAAUACAAGAAUUACACAAAAACAAAAAUACAAGAAAAUACAAAAUACAGAAAAAAGAAUUAAUAAAACCCUUAUUAAGGUAUAACAAAGAAAUGAAAAAUAAAAAGAAACAUACAAAAUAAAAACAGUUAAAAACACAUUAAUUUUCCAUAGCAUAUCUUCCUUACACUUAUUUCCCCGGACCUCCUCGUACCUCCCUUUUUUGUAUUCCAGUUCAGUUUGUUAGUUCAGCAAAUCCUUACCAUUAAGCUUUUACCCAUUUGUAAACCUUUUUCGUAUCUCUUAAAGCAUUACAGCUGGAAACCACUUAGUUUCUAUCCAACAUCCUUCUAAGAUUCAUUAAUUUUACAAUAUUUCUGUAAAUAGUCUUUAAAUUUCUUCCAGUCUUCUUUCACCGACUCUUCUCCCUGGUCUCGGAUUCUGCCAGUCAUUUCUGCCAAUUCCAUGUAGUCAAUCACCUUCAUCUGCCAUUCUUCCAGAGUGGGUAGAUCUUGUGUCUUCCAAUACUUUGCAAUGAGUAUUCUUGCUGCUGUUGUAGCAUACAUAAAAAAAGUUCUGUCCUUCUUUGGCACCAAUUGGCCGACAAUGCCCAGAAGAAAGGCCUCUGGUUUCUUCAGGAAGGUAUAUUUAAAUACCUUUUUCAAUUCAUUAUAUAUCAUUUCCCAGAAAGCCUUAAUCUUUGGGCACGUCCACCAAAGGUGAAAGAAUGUACCUUCAGUUUCUUUACAUUUCCAGCAUUUGUUAUCGGGCAAAUGAUAGAUUUUUGCAAGCUUGACUGGGGUCAUGUACCACCUGUAUAUCAUUUUCAUAAUAUUCUCUCUUAAGGCAUUACAUGCCGUAAACUUCAUACCUGUGGUCCAUAACUGUUCCCAGUCAGCAAACAUAAUAUUAUGUCCAACAUCUUGUGCCCAUUUAAUCAUAGCAGAUUUCACCGUUUCAUCCUGAGUAUUCCAUUUCAACAGCAAGUUAUACAUUCUUGACAGAUUCUUAGUUUUGGGUUCUAGCAGUUCUGUUUCUAAUUUUGACUUUUCCACCUGGAAGCCAAUUUUCUUAUCCAAAUUAUAUGCCUCCAUUAUCUGAUAGUAAUGAAGCCAAUCUCUCACUUUGUUUUUUAGUUUUUCGAAACUCUGCAAUCUCAAUUUAUCUCCUUCUUGUUCCAAAAUUUCCCAAUAUGUCGGCCAUUUGGCCUCCAUAUUGAGCCUUUUCAGAGCUUUUGCUUCCAUUGGUGACAGCCACCUUGGGGUUUUAUUUUCCAAUAAAUCUUUAUAUCUUAUCCAGACAUUAAACAAUGCUUUCCUGACAAUAUGAUUUUUGAAUGCUUUGUGUGCUUUGACCUUAUCAUACCAUAAAUAUGCAUGCCAUCCAAAUACAUUGUUAAAACCUUCUAAAUCCAAAAUGUCUGUGUUUUCAAGAAGUAGCCAUUCUUUCAACCAGCAAAAAGCUGCUGAUUCAUAGUAAAGUUUAAGGUCUGGCAGGGCAAAUCCACCCCUUUCCUUUGCAUCUGUUAGUAUCUUAAAUUUUAUUCUGGGCUUCUUGCCCUGCCAGACAAAUCUAGAAAUAUCUCUCUGCCACUUCUUAAAACAGUCCAUCUUGUCCACAAUUUGCAAUGUCUGAAAUAAAAACAACAUUCUCGGCAAUACAUUCAUUUUUAUCACAGCAAUGCGGCCCAACAAUGAAAGUUUCAAAUUUGACCAAAUUUCUAAGUCUUUUUUCACUUCCGUCCAACAUUUUUCAUAAUUAUCUUUAAAUAAGUUCCCAUUUUUGGCUGUCAUAUUAAUCCCAAGUAUUUCACUUUCUUAACCACUGUUAAACCUGUCUCAUUCUGAAACCUAUCUCUUUCAAUCGGUGUUAAAUUUUUCUCUAAAACCUUAGUUUUUAACUUGUUCAAUUUAAAACCUGCCACUUGACCAAAUUCUUGAAUUAAUUCUAAAACCCUUUUAGUACUAGAUUCUGGCUCCUGUAACGUCAAUACUAAGUCAUCUGCAAAUGCUCUCAGUUUGUACUGUUUGGCUCCGACCUGUAUACCUUUAACCAACCGGUCCCUUCUAAUCAUGUUUAGCAAAACCUCCAGGACCGAGAUAAAAAGCAGUGGGGAGAUUGGGCACCCCUGUCGUGUCCCUUUUUCUAUCUUAAAUUCUUUCGUGACCACAUUAUUUACAAUUAAUUUGGCCUUUUGUUCAGAAUAUAUUGCACCUAUACCAUUUUCAAAACCUUGGCCUACCCCCAUCCCAUGUAGGUUCUUCUUCAUAAAACUCCAAGAGAUAUUGUCAAAAGCUUUCUCCACAUCCACAAAUAUCAAAACUGCUUUAGUGUUUAUAUUCACUUCUAAUUUUUCCAAAAUAUCAAUUAUAUUCCUCAAGUUAUCAGACAAGUGUCUUCCCGGGAGAAAGCCCUGCACCUGACAUAGUUGUAUUGGCAAAGUGUAUAUUAAAAACAGGCGUGGGUGGCGCUGUGGGUUAAACCACAGAGCCUAGGACUUGCCGAUCAGAAGGUCGGAGGUUCGAAUCCCCGCAACGGGGUGCGCUCCCAUUGCUAGGUCCCUGCUCCUGCCAACCUAGCAGUUCAAAAGCACAUCAAAGUGCAAGUAGAUAAAUAGGUACCGCUCCGGCGGGAAGGUAAACGGCGUUUCCGUGCGCUGCUCUGGUUUGCCAGAAGCAGCUUAGUCAUGCUGGCCACAUGACCUGGAAGCUGUACGCCGGCUCCCUCGGCCAAUAAAGCGAGAUGAGCGCCUCAACCCCAGAGUCGUCCGCGACUGGACCUAAUGGUCAGGGGUUCCUUUACCUUUACCUAUAUUAAAAACCUAAGUAUAAAACAGGGGUGGUGCUGUGGUCUAAACCACUGAGCCUGUUGGGCUUGCCGAUCAGAAGGUUGGCGGUUUGAAUCCCCGCGACGGAGUGAGCUCCCAUCUCCUGCCAACCUAGCAGUUUGAAAGCAUGCCAAAAAGUGCAAGUAGAUAAAUAGGUACCGGUCCGGCAGGAAGGUAAAUGGCGUUUCUGUGCGCUGCUCUGGUUUCGGUGUUCCAUUGCGCCAGAAGCGGCUUAGUCAUGCUGGCCACAUGACCCGGAAAAACUGUCUGUGGACAAAUGCUGGUUCCAGUCAUUGUCUGCGACUGGACUUAACUGUCCUUUCCCUUUACUUUUUUAAAAUAUAAAACACAGCAUUGGAAUGAGAAAAUUUUGGGAGAUGGCCCUGUUGCUUUUAUCCUGAUAUUUUCUGAGAUGAUGCCUCUGCUAUUCACUUGAAACUAAAAUCUCUUUGGGUUAAUGAACUACGAGGAUAUGUGGCACGGAGAUAGUAAAAUAAUUUGUUUUGCCAUGUAAGAUUAUUUUCAAUUAACCACAUCCAAUACCAUUCACAUUUUUCUCUUAUCUCAUAAACCGUUUCAGCAUCUGCAUCCCCUCAGUUCAUUUUUUCCAGAAGGGAAAAUUACAGCUGAGACAGAGCUGAAUUUUUUUUCAUUCUUUUUAACCUGAGAAGAUGUCCUUGUGCAUGCAGAAAUGUUUUGGUGUGCUCUCAUUUUGCCUAGUGAAUAUUUUUCGAAAACAUAUUUUAAAAUGUCAAGUAUUUGUAUUUUCUUCCUUUCGAACUUCUCUUUCCCCCUCUUAAAAGAAGCCUAUAUUCUCAUUUAUUAGAGGUGACAUAACUGGGAUAAGACUGCUUUUCAUACGCUGCAGCUAUCACGGCUGCAGUAAAUUUCUGCCUAUUCCAAUGUAUGAAAUACAGAGGGAAUAAAGUUACUAAAAGCUAAAAUUGUGCAUUGGCAAGCAUGCUCUGGGAUCAAGGUUGCACAAAACUCUGCUAUAUUCUUGUUUAAUGAUCAUUUGGAGCCACCUGCAGGCACAAAAAUAUAUUUCUGUAUUGAAGCUAUAACAUUUUGAUCCAGCACAGAUGUCAUGCUAACUCCCGUAGCAAAUAAUAGUUUGCAGAACAAAAGCUGUCCUCAGGAAUGUGUAUGUCCAACCUGGCAUGGUUUGAUAGCCCCAGAUGGCACUUGAGGAGAAGGAAGAAGCAGUAGAUCGGGGGCUGGAAGACCCAGGGACAGAGAAGAGAGGUCCUUCUCUGCUGACUCCAGGGGUCUCGUCCGUUCCUCUAGAGGAGCUCAGAGCCUCACCAGGGAGGAGGGAGGCCUUUGACCAGCCAGAGGGACCAAACAGGAGGAGCUGAAGGCAGAGGGGCAGAUAGUUUUGUUGUCAAGAACCAUGGGUCACCUUUGCAGGUCUGUCCCCCCCCCCCAUAAGCUCAACAACUUAUGUAUCCAGAAAAUUAUUUAACUUUUAGAAUGUCUGCCAGUAUGCUUUUUACUAUGUUUUUAUUUUGUUUUUAAUUGUUGAUGUUUUGUAAUGUGUUUCUAAUGUUGAUAAAGGAUGAUGAUGAUAAUGAUAAUAAUAAUAAUAAUAAUAAUAAUAAUAAUAAUAAUAAUGGCCAUCACUGCCUCUUGGGGGAGCAAGUUCCAUAGUUGGGCUAUGCACGACAUGAAGAAGGCAUUUUCUUAAAAAUUUGAUCUAAAUCUUCCAACAUUCAUUGGACGUCCAUGAAUUUUAGCAUUAUGAGGGCGGGGGGACUUUUCUACAUACCCUGCACAAUUUUUACUUACCUUUCCUCUAAAAUAAAAGGUCCCAUAGGCUUCAUAGAGGAGUUGCUUCAUCCCCUUGAUCAUUUUGCUUGUCCUUUUACGAAUUUCUUUUCAACUAUACAGCAUCCUUUUUGAGAAAGUCCUUUCCCUUAUGAGGGGUCUGGGUCAGUUUAUUUUUUGCUUCUGAGUCUGUACCAUUACUCCGCUUCAAUAAAGAUCACUUCCUUAACUUACAAGUACUGACAUCCGCUGCUGUGUUUUGGAGCGGGAGCCAGAACACUGGAUUUGUGCAACACUAAACUCCAGCAAAGAAAGAGUGGCAGAAUGUACUUGCUGCCAAGGCUUCUGAUUUGCAAACUGUGGUUUGCAGGGAACUAACAAUCUAUCUGGGACGCGGGUGGCGCUGUGGGUAAAACCUCAGUGCCUAGCUGAUCGUAUGGUCGGCGGUUCGAAUCCCCGCGGCGGGGUGAGCUCCCGUCGUUCGGUCCCAGCUCCUGCCCACCUAGCAGUUCGAAAGCACCCCUAAGGGCAAGUAGAUAAAUAGGUACCGCUUUAUAGCGGGAAGGUAAACAGCGUUUCCGUGUGCUGCGCUGGUGCUGGCUCGCCAGCUGCAGCUUUGUCACGCUGGCUACGUGACCCGGAGGUGUCUCCGGACGGUGCCGGCUCAUGGCCUCUUGAGCGAGAUGAGCGCGCAACCCUAGAGUCGGACACGACUGGCCCGUACGGGCGGGGAUACCUUUACCUUUAACAAUCUAGAAUCAGUCCCCUAUAAGCCUCAAACAGAUGGUCUAUACUUCUUAGUUGCACAGGUUCACCUAUAUGCUUACAGCCUCAAUCCACCACAAAAUGCAUUCUCAGGUUCUAGGUGAAGAAUUUUCAAGGCAAGCAUUUGGUUUACGUUAGCCCAUGACUUGGAUCAUUCUAUUCAAUGCUAUUAAAAACGGAGGUAUGAAUAAUGUUUCCUAUAACUUUUUAUGUAGCGAUGGAUCCCAUUUCUGUAUCCUUGGAAGAAGACAGUGAAAGUCUGACUCAGACCUGCCAGAGUAAAGUCUGCUCACACAGGUGAGGGGGGGGGGAGUGGACCCACAGAGCUUGUGUUGGUGGAAUGAAUGAAUCUUUAUUUGCAUCAGCAAAUAUUGGCCAUAGCAAUAAAACAACAAUACAAUAUACAGUGGUGCCCCGCAAGACGAAUGCCUCGCAAGACGGAAAACCCGCUAGACGAAAGGGUUUUCCGUUUUUGAGUUGCUUCGCAGGACGAAUUUCCCUAUGGGCUUGCUUCGCAAGACGAAAAUGUCUUGCGAGUCUUGAGAUUUUUUUUCGCUUUCCCCCCCUUUUUCUAAGCCGCUAAUAGCCUUUUAGCAGCUAAUCCGCUAAGCCGAUAAGCCUUUAAAAGCCGCUAAACCGCUAAUAGCGCUAAUCCGCUAAGCCGCUAAUAGAGUUGCUUCGCAAGACGAAAAAACCGCUAGACGAAGACACUCGCGGAACGGAUUAAUUUCGUCUUGCGAGGCACCACUGUACAAAGAAUAAAUGAAGUGAUACGUGACUUCAUUUAUUCACAUGUAGAUUGGGUACAUGUACGACAAAGACAUGACAUUAAAUAACAGUGCCUUAGAACCGUUCAUGUUUAAUGUUUGUGUGUCAUGUUUAAUGCUCAUCACUGCUAAAACCACAAAGACAAAAAAAUGAAACAUUAUUUUUAAAUGUUAGUAGUUGGAGACAAGCCAGGGAGGUGUUCCUCCCUGUGGAACAUCCUCUCUCAGAUGUCAAGGAGAUAAAGAACUACACAACUUUUAGAUGGCAUAUGAAAGCAGCCCUGUAUCGGGGAUGGGUGGAUUAUUAUUAUUAUUAUUACUAUAAUAAUAUCCCACUCUUUCUCCGAAAAACUUCUUUGAAACAUAUUUAGAUGGCAAGGGAGUCAAAGUUGUGCUUAAAGGAGGAUAAGUAUGGAGAGAAGCUCAGUAAAUCUUUGCAUCUGUCUUCACAGCAGAAAAUAAAAGGCAGAUCCUUGUAUCUGAACUAACUUUCGCAGGUAAAGGUAAAGGACACCUGGACGUUCAAGUCCAGUCAAAUUUGACUUUGGAGUGUGGUGCUCAUCUCCACUUUCAGGCCGAGGAAGCUGGCGUUUGUCCACAGACAGCUUUCCGGGCCAUGUGGCCAGCAUGACUAAACCACACCUCACCAAAGAACAAAUAGAAAAUCUUAACACCCCGAUAACGCUGCUGGAGGUUAUUACAGUGGUGAAACAAGCAAAGUUAGGGAAAUCGCCUGGACCUGAUGGACUAUCCUCGAUGUACUACAAAUUCUUCUACAAAUAAUUAUAAAUUAUUUACAAAUGUCACGGCAAAUAGAACGAUGACAGAAAUGAAUACAGUAAUCUGUGAAGAUCAAGUGGGUUUUUGCCAUCUAGACAAAUGAAAAAUACCAUCAGAAAUAUUUUGAAUAUAAUUGAAUAUCUGGAAGAAAGGACGGAGAAGCAAGCAGCGCUUCUGUUUCUAGAUGUGGAAAAGGCCUUUGACAAUGUUUCAUGGACCUUUAUGACAAAGAUCCUAGAUGAUAUGGACUUUGGGCCAGCAAUUUUAUAUUACUAAAGAUUAAAUGAAAAUACUAACUCAGGAUAUAAAUAACCAAACAAAGAAAGAACUGGAAAAUGACUUAGGAAUUAAAGUGGAAAUGAAAAUUAAAUACUUAGGAGUAUGGAUUGCAUCUAAAAAUCUGAACUUAUUCCGAGAUAACUAUAAUAGAGUAUAGACUGAAAAGACUUUCAAAAAUAGGAGUGUAAUUAAAAUGAAUGAUAUUUGACCAAUCUCUCCCCCCCCCCCCCAUCAAAUGCCCAAAAUUGGCUGCCAUCAACCAGCAAAGAACAAACAAGUGUCAGGCUGCUGCCAGUGACUCCCACAGCCGGUUGCCCAGGAACAUACAAAGACAAGGAAUGUUCUUAUCGUCCGCUUUUAUGGGUGUUGAGAAAUGCCCUCUGUCUUUGAGCUCUUUGCUCUCCUACUUUCAAGGCUCGCCAGGUUCUGGGGGGCGGGGUCUGGAAUGCUUUCUAAAGACUCUGUUGCCCACCUGGUUAUUCCUCUUCCUCCUCCUCUCCCUUUAUUUCCCAACUUUUCCUUUCAUCUGUCUCUGAGCUGUGACCUCCCUCAAACCCCUGUUAUAAAUCUGUACUGUCUUCCUCUUCUCUGAAAGAGUCAGGCUGGGAAGGCAGUCUCCACCAUUCCUCCUCUGCCCAGUCCCUGACAACAAGUAAGGAAGUGGGAAAACUCUGGCUCUUUGGAUAUCUGAAUCAGCCACACGUUUGGGCAUAAUUCUUUAUGUUCAGAUAAUUGAAUAUGUUGAUAAUUAAUGUUUUGAUAGCAGGACCUGUGUGCAAUGUGAUCUGAUCUGACUUACUUUCCUGGAAUGUGAACUGAUAUUAAAGAAGAGAAGUAAUUUGGAACUUUUUCUUAAUGCAAGACAGGAUCUCUAUGCAGAAGCCAAGCAUGGGACAGGGGCAAAGAAAGUGAGGGAAGAAGGGCACAUGCUGUGGCAUCAGCCCCCAGCCCCAUAAACCUUGGUUUCCUGAACCAGGGGUCAGUGUCCAAACCUCACCAUCAUGUUACCCUGGCUAAUGAAGACUUACCGUAAUUUAGCCUCAAUCACCCGUCUGAAAUGGAAACAAUAGGAAGAAACACAAGAAAACCUAUAAAGCGGUUUACAGUUGUGCUAUGUAAAUAACAGAACAUAAUAUUCUCGAUUAACAAAAUAGUUCUACCAAAUGCUGUUUUUGGCUAACACUGUGUUAUAGUGGGUACAGCGGGAUUGUAGGUGGCUGGCAUUAAAAAUAUCUAAUUAUGCAUUGCUACCAGCCUGACAUUAGUUUUGCAUCUGAAAGGGAGCUCUGAAUUCUUCCUUCCACUUUUCCCUUACAGAGUGCAGACACACGAUUGUGGAGGAAGAGCGGCUGAUUGGUUUUCUGCCUUUCUUGGCCGGCAGUGCCGCCUGAUCAGGCAGAGUUCAGACUUCAAAAGAAAUGCUAAUAAGAAAGAUGAAAAAGGUAUACAUUUUGCAUGGUUGUUAGGAAAUGAAUAUCCCAGUGCUGCAAAUGUGAAGUGUCAGCAUGGCUUAUAUGCUCUUUCAUAGAUGAAAAUCAAAAUUGCCCCAGUGAUACGGGAUGCACUGAAAUUACAAAAUGAACACACGAUGGACUGACUUUUAAUACCGCACUACUAAUAGGGGAAACUUCUGGGUUUUAUAAUAAAAGGAACACCUUUGUAUCCAACAACAUAUAGUGAGCACUCCAAACCAUCACUGAAACUAUAUUCAUACUGAAUAUCCUAUUAAAUAAAAUUGUAAUUAAAACAAUAUCUGAAAAUACCUUGAUAUUGUGCAUUUCUGUGAGAAAACCAAGGACUUGAACAUUACGUCACUUUAUUACGUGCUGCAGCAUAGUUGAAGCUGCGUAUGCCCGUGUUGGGUUAGUGCUUUGAUAGAAGGCUACUGGGAUCCUUACAUAGGGUGCUCCAAGCUUUCCAAGAAUAAGUAGGAAACAACAAUAUUAUUACCAGUAUUUUCCAAACACAUUCAUUGUAUGUUGCAGCCCAAGAGAGAAGUAGCUCUUCUCCUUUGCAUUAUUCUUUCCCUCUGCUCUUAAUGCGUAAGCAAAGAACUAUGCACUCUUUUGAGCUAUAAUGGACACAGGGUGCAAGAAACCUUCCCCUUGGUUUCUGGAUUUAGAGUUGGGACAUGUGAUGAGUCAGAUGAGACGUCACAUGCUGAUGGAAGUGAGCCAAGUCAAUUCAAAUGGACCAAGUAGUGAUUAUGACGAGGCCAGUGGGAGGGCAGGAUUGUUAAGGGUGCAUAAGUUGAAUAGUAAAUGGGAUGUGGGAUGGGUAACGAGAAGAGAUCAGCAAAUGAACUUGGAGAGCGAGGGCUUGGAGAUGCAAGCAGAGUAAGGAGGAGUUUGAGUUCAUGGAUGGCAGGGAUAGAUCAUAUUAGGAGUGGUGCUCAGUCAUGGUGAUUGCCCCAAGCAAUGCUUCCAUGCCUUUCAAGAGAUAGAAUCUUCUUGAAGCUUCUAAGGAUUUAAUAUCUUUACCUGUUAUGAAUCGAGUGGGACUACACAUCCCACUCACCAUGUGAGAACAUUUUGGCUCUGCCUGAUAAGAGUUUUCAGAUCCCACCAUCUACUGUCAGAGGAAGCUGGAGAGAUCAGAUGGGGACACACGGGGAUGGGGGAGCCUUUAAUCCUUGCUUUUCUCUGUUUAGCAGCUGAUUCGCAAUAGAAGUUCGGUGGAGCAGGAAAGUGGGCUCCUCUCUCUCUCUCUCUCUCUCUCUGUGUGUGUGUGUGUGUGUGUGUGUGUGUGAGACAGAGAAAGAAAGGGAGAGAUAGGAGAUUUACUGCAAAUUCAGUCCUCUUCAACUUUCUCUGCCUAUAGGCAUGGGAGCCAUAAGAAUUAUCAAGGGACAUAGCUACGCUGUUUGUUCUUGUGGGUGUCACAUGUAGUCUGGCUCCAAGCCAUUCAAAUAGAGGCAGUCAGCUUGCACGUUGGCCCAUUCAUGUACAGCAUUAGCACAUAAGCAGUGUGCUUGCCUGGCUUCAAAUUCACUGACAUGCUGAUGCAUGAAAUGACAUGCAUGGAACCAGGGGUUUUUUUCCCAGCUGGAGGUCACUGGAGCUCAGUUCUGGCACCUCUCAGGGGGGGCGCCAUUGCCAUUCUAAGAGAACAAGGGAUAAGUUUGUGGUGAGCUCCAGCACCUCUUUUUCUAGAAAAAUUGCACUGCAUGUAACACUUGCGCAAGUAGCAACAGCACCUUUACCCCUCAUCUUCACAAUGUCUAUUUUAGCUAUAAGAGGCCUUUGAUAGAGACUGGAUUCCUUCCACUGUGCUCAGAAUUUCUAAUAACUAUCCCCUUAUACUGAAUGUAUUUCAGGAGAGACCUCUGCUGCAAGGGCCCCACUCUCUCUAGUAAACGAAGCACAAUACCUCCUGAUCAACAGAACAAGUAUUUUGCAGCUGAGAGAUAAAGUUGUGGAAAGGUAAGUGCUUCCUCACCUGAAAAGGCACAUUUCCUUGUGCUGCCUCUUUUUGUCCUUUCCAUGAGCAAGACUUCUUCUGGCCCAACCUCCUUAAUGCUUCACUUGUACAAAGACUACUGUAGAUGCACAAUUAUGGCAACUAUUAUUCUUAAGAAAAAAAUAAGAAUGUGGGAUGAGCAUCUGCUGGAUCAGGCCAGGAGCUUUUCUAGUCCAGUGUCUAGUCCAUUGUCCACACAGUAUUCCAGGUGUGGUCUGGCCAAGGCAGAAUAGAGUAGUACUAGAUUUAGAGACUAGACUUCUAUUGAUGCAUUAGCUUUUUUUGCUACAGAAUCACAUUGUUGACUCAUGUUGCAGUCUACUAAGACUUCUAGCUCUUACAUAGGUGCAGCUGGUUAUUUCAGGCUGAAAGGGACAAGUGGGACUUAGAAGAACAGAAAGAACAAUCCCUUCUCAUGGGCUCCAGUGUUGCUGCAAUUCGGGGAUUUUUUAAAACGGGGAAUUUUGUGACACAUUUACCUAGACUUGGGAAGGUUUAAGAUGGCAGCCCUCGUCUGACCAUACCACCCGUAGGUGCCAACUCUCUAUGGCUGAGGGGAUGGAGCUGCCCCCCCAACCUUGAGGGGCCAGGCUUUGCUGUGGCAGGCUUUGCCAGGCCUUCCGCACCUGCCUGCGAUGAGCCCCUUUGGGCUUUCACACGCCAGCAGCGGGCCAUGAGAACUUGUUGCAGGCUGGUUGCAUUACUUUCAGGCAAAUGAAAUGUUUAAAAAAGAUAUAAAGGAAAGCGGAUAUGCAGAAAAAGACUCAAAGUUCCAAACAGAGAUAAUAAAUAAUGAAUAUAAAACUCUGUCAAAAAUGUAUAAGAUACUGUUAGAAUGGUUUGCGAAAGACGAAGAGGUUAAAUCGGUAAUGAUACAGUGGGCCAAAGACUUUGGACAUAACAUUCAAUUUGAAGAUUGGGAAAAAUUAUGGAAGGAAAGUUUAAAAUUUACUGUAUGCAUGGGGUUGAAGGAAAAUGUAAUGAAAAUGUUUUACAGAUGGUAUAUCACUCCGGUAAAAUUUGCAAAAAUGUAUAAAACAUGUAAUAAGUGUUGGAAAUGUAAAGAAAAAGAGGGAACUUUCUACCACAUGCGGUGAGAAUGUAAGAAAGUAAAGAGUUUCUGGGAAGCAAUAUAUAAUGAAUUGAAAAAAAGGUUAAAAUACACUUUUGUGAAGAAACCAGAAGCUUUUCUUUUAGGGAUUACAGGAAAAGAUAUAAGAAGAAAAGACUAUAAACUUUUUCAGUAUGCAGUUACGGCAGCAAGAAUUCUAUUGGCUCAGAAAUGGAAACAAGAGGAAAUACCGACGAUUCAAGAAUGGAGAAUGAAAUUGACGGACUAUGUGGAACUGGACAAACUGACCGGGAAAAUAAGAUAUGCCCGAAACCAAAAGUUCAUCGAGGAUUGGGGAAAAUUUGCAGAUUAUCUGAAAAAUAUAUGUGAGGUGCAAGCAACGCUAGUGGGGUUUCAAGAAGCACUGUAAAAUUUUAAGAGGUAUUGCUGAAAGUAAAUAGAAAAGGAAGGGAAGACAAAUGGCAAUGCAAAUAAAGGAAUGCGUACUGAAGGGUAAAAAUGGAUGAUUACCAGAGAAGUAAUCAAAAAUGGAUGAUUACCAGAGAACUUUUGUAUUUUGUUAAAAUUAGGGAAAAUUUGGAUAAAAUUGUAUGAUUAUAUUGAAAACUAAUACAAAUUUAUUAAAAAAAAAAAAAAGAGAACUUGUUGCAGGCACCGGGGGAGGGGGGGCAGCGCCUAUGACACCACCUAAACCCACUGUAGUUGAGCAGUAUUACGGCUGUCCAAAGAAGCAGCAUGCAGGUAUGAGAGAUUACGUUCUCCCUUCUUGCUCCUGCUUUGCACCAUUCUUGGGUGCUGUUGUCAGGCAGAAAUAGGUGCUUCAGCUCUGCCUGUGGUUGAAACAAGAGAAAUAAAGAACAUGAUGAGGCAUUUUAAAAAGUGAAGAAGAGGUGGAAGCACAGUUCAAGAAGGACACUGACAAACUGGAACGUGUCCAGAGGAGGGCAACCAAAAUGGUCAAAGGCCUGGAAACGAUGCCUUAUGAGGAACGGCUAAGGGAGCUGGGCAUGUUUAGCCUGGAGAAGAGGAGGUUAAGGGGUGAUAUGAUAGCCAUGUUCAAAUAUAUAAAAGGAUGUCACAUAGAGGAGGGAGAAAGGUUAUUUUCUGCUGCUCCAGAGAUGCGGACACGGAGCAAUGGAUCCAACUACAAGAAAGAAGAUUCCACCUAAACAUUAGGAAGAACUUCCUGACAGUAAGAGCUGUUCGACAGUGGAAUUUGCUGCCAAGGAGUGUGGUGGAGUCUCCUUCUUUGGAGGUCUUUAAGCAGAGGCUUGACAACCAUAUGUCAGGAGUGCUCUGAUGGUGUUUCCUGCUUGGCAGGGGGUUGGACUCGAUGGUCCUUGUGGUCUCUUCCAACUCUAUGAUUCUAUGAUUCUAUGAGUAUGAAGUGACAGGAACCGAAUUCCUUCUUGCCUCUUGGGAAGUGGGGGGAAAGAAGGAAAGGAAAUUCAGAGCGGGGGGGAGGACUGCGGCAAGCUGGCGGGGCUCCCAGAUGAGAAACAGCGAGAGGGGUGGCAAACUCAGUGACCGCCCCAGGCAGCAUAAGCCCUAGCUACAUCACUGAUUGCACUUGUUCAAACUUUGUUCAUGUUAGUAAUUAAGGCUAUGUGAAAGCUUUCGCCUUUUGAAUGCAAUAGAAAUCUGUCUUCAUUGAACUGAGAAACAUGAAAGCACAAGUGUUACUGAACUCAUUUGGGUUAAUAUUAGACCAUAUUGUUUCCCCCUCUGCCUCUGUGGAACAGACUAGGUGAAUCACUUCCCCCGCAGGAACUCGUCCACCGCUUCCGUGCCAACAUUGUAGUCAGCACAGAUGAGCCGUUCGAAGAAGACCUGUGGGAGGAGAUUGCAGUGGGUCCCCUGCGUUUCAAGGUACAAAUGGCUGCAGCUGUUUGUUAGUGUCAUGCGGCAUGCUGGGAAAUAGUACGCAGCAGCUUCUUGCAAGACAAUGAUUCAGGCAAGGAUCUGGAACAGGUGUUUGGGAUACAGAACAGCUUUGAGCUAGAAUAGUCUGAGCAGCAGUGUAUUACUUUGUGUGUACAAUGACUCUCUGUUACCACAGAAGUGACCUGGCAUGGCGCUGUGAUGCAAGGGCAAGAAGGCAGUUGGUACUGUCAGAUUUGUUGAAUCCUGGGAGCCAAGACCCAAGUUUGGGGCAGGUACCCUUUGGUAAGAGAACCCCAGCAGAGAUUUAACAUCGCAAAACAUUCAGCAACGAAAACCUGGUGUAAAGCCUUUAAAAAGUGUUCUUCCACUGAGUCCCUUAAAUGUCCCCUUUUAAAAGUUCUUUGCAAAUUGUCCCACUUCCCCAGCAUAGACAUUGACCACACAUUUGGGUAAGUCAUAAGAUAGUUUACUUUAAAAAAACACCUCUUCAAAUGUCAGAUCCAUGUGCUUUUCCACACAGCAGCCAGAAAAGAUGCACAGGCAGUCAAGAUGUUGCUUAGUUACAAAAGGUAAAAGUUAAACUAUUGAUAAACUAUUGAAAAAAUGAUCUGAAACAGAAGAGGCUGGUCAAAGUCAUGUGGCCGGCUGGAAUGACCAUCUCAAACCUCCUUACAUGCUGAAGUCCUUAUGGAGAGAGAAAUACUGUAUAGCAAAGACAUGGUGACCUAUUGCUGCUAAGGUGGAGGAUGAUGGCAUAGGCUCAGCCUGGCAGGACAGUUUAUUCUAUUAUUUUAACCCCUUCAUGCACUGAUUAGAUUUGCAUGCUAAAAUUAUAUGAGGCUGGAACCCUACAGGACUGACCAAGAGCCCAGCCAGCAGCAGCAUGAUCUGCACACUGGUGUUCCUGGUUAAGAUCAGAGUUUUCCCUUUCCUGCUGCCUUGUGGGAUGUCUUCAGGAGAAGAAAAGGCUAAGGAGUAAACCCUACACAGAUCCAGAGUGGAGUGUGUAAGGCAGAUGUUGGUGCUUUGAACGCCUCCCUCAGGCAGCGCUGGUGCCAGAUGUAUUCCUCUGCUUUCUUUUGGACCGCAUCAGCGAGGCUGAGAGGCUGAGCGUCUUGUCGUCUGGGUAACCCGGGACCUCCGUACACACAGCUCAGGCUUGUGCCCCAGGGAGGUCACGGUCAGUGCUGCAGAAACACUAAAAACAAGGCAGGAGGCUGUGUUAUUUGACGUCUGCAGUCCUUAUGUUAAGAGCCCCCCCCCCCCCCGAUUCAAUUUGGUGACUGAAGCUGAAAGCAUUCUCCAGGUGGCUGCCAGCUCAUGGGAUUCCAGCAUGGCAGCAGUAGUUACUACUAGUUCUUUUCUGAAUCCCUUAUCCCAGACAGAGAGGAAGCAUUUGUUUCUUGUUGUGGCCCCUGCUCACCUUUGCAGGCCAAAAGUGUUUGGUGCUGGUGAUAUGGUCAGAAUGGUUGCUGCUGACAUUUGACUCCUCUAGAAGCAGAUGUGUUGUGAUUCCUGGCUAAGUGGGGGCUUCAAGAUCUUCUCUGUGCAAAUUUCAGGUUAUCGGGCCAUGCCACAGAUGUCUGGUUAUCUGCAUUGAUCAAAAAACUGGAGAACGGAACAAGGAAUUUCUUCAGACUCUGGCUGCCACUAAAGACAAAAAAGUCAGUAUACAAAUCCUUUUUUUUUAAAAAAAAAGUGCCCUUUUCCCUUACAGGGAAGGCUUACAGUUAAAAUAAGAACAGGUGAAAACAGAGAGAAUAAAGAAUAAUUUAAAUACAAUUAAACAUUAAUAGAAUUAAUAGUAACUAUGUAUGUAUGUAUGUAUGUAUGUAUGCAUGCAUGUAUGUAUAUGUGUGUGUGUGUGUAUAGAGAAACAGACAAACAGGCAGAUAGAAGGUCUAUUAAAAACAUACAGACAAUUGCAACAAAAAUAGCACAGCAUCAGCCCUUUCCUUAAAAGCGGUCAGUUCCCAAAAGCCUGUUGGAAGGAGAGGGUUUUCACCUGCCAGCCGAAGAACAACAAGGAGGGAGCCAGUCUAACUUCUGAAGGAGGGAGUCCCAAAGUUGUCUGGGAGCAGCCACCACCGAGAAGGCCCUCUUCCACAUGCCCACCGAGUGUGCCUGUGAAGGGGGGGGGGGAAUCAAGAGGAGGGCCUUCCUUGAAGAUCUCAAGACCCAGGCAGAUUCGUAUGAGGGAAUAUACAAAUGUGAAUGAGCUGCUCAAUGGAGCUUUGCUGCCACUUCCACAAAACCUUUUGGUUUUAAAAAAGGGGAGAAAGCAGAAAGCAAGGCAAGCUUUCAUUUGCCUUCCUUUUUUUUUUCUUUUUUUGCCCCGUCAAACCCUGAAUGAUCUGUAAGUAUAAUAAAUGUUAAGCUUAAUUUUUAACAGAGCAUCAUGCCUCCUUUCCUGUCUACAUGGGGGGGGGGGGUUCUUAAAAGUGUUUACCCAGUGAUAACUAUAGAAAGGCCAAAUCCAGCCCACUAAAAAACAAAACAGGCCAGGAAUCGUCCCACAGUACAGUAGGAUGCAAGCUAACAAGCCAAAGUCUGGGUAACUUCCACAGCAAAUACUACAGUGCUUCCUUGGAACCUUCGCAUAAAUUAAGGCUGAAUUUAAGCAAGAAAAAUGGAAAUGGUUCUGAACAUCAUCUAAAAUAACUUGACCAUUCUUUCUGUUCAUUGCACUGCUUGUAGUCAAUAUACUUUACAGGAAUUUAGUUUAACCAUCCAGAGGCAUUGCAGUUGUUACUGUUCCAUCUGUUGGGUAUUUGAUCUUACAAAUGUUUCUCCCCUCAGACUAAGUUUGGAAUAUACCUGAUGAAUCAUCCUGAGAUGCAGGUCUCCCAUCCAGAUACAUUGUCAGUGGGAUCACCAGUGUUUGCAGCGGUGAAGAACAUUAUCGCAUGUUGACCUUCGGCUGAAGAGCAAACUGGUGGAGGAUUCCUCAGCUGAACCUGCACAUGGGAUGGUCUUGCAGAUUAUUCAUAUGUGUUCUCAACAGCAAUAUGAUCCUCUCCAAUAUUAUGAGUAAAAGGUCAAUCACCUUUAAAUAUUCAGAAAUGACAUGUCACAGCUAAUCAGGUGGAUCAAUUUUUGCAACUCUAUAUCAUUUGAUCAUUUGAUUUCUUUUUUCCAUUCAGGUUCACGAGAGACUUGUUGCAGGGCAGUGAUGCUGACUAGGAAAUUUAAUGUCCUCAAAAUGCCACUUCACAAGUUAGAUUGAUAGUUAAUAACCUCAAAUAGUCAGCUGGUUUAAAUUAAGUGUGGUGUGUGUGUGUGCAGUGUGUGGGGGGGGAGAAGAAAUAGUGCUUUAGAUAAGAAACAGAGAUAGCUGGCUGGAAGUGAAGCACCUUGGGAUUCAAAGGCUUUAACGUGGAUAGCAAAUUUGCUGCCUUGCUGCAGUGCCUGCUGUUAGCUUCCACUGAUGCAAGUAGCACCUGCAACAAAGGACUCAUCCAGACUUCUGCUUUUUUGCCAAUUAUUUUUAUUAAUUUCCCAUAAUCUUUAACAAAUUGCCACCAAAUUAAUACAAGUUUAAAAGCUGAUUUCCCACCCUCCCCCAAAUGUCCCCUCUAUUUUCCUCCCUUCUUUGCUGCUCCCAAUAAAAUAACUUUUACAGCUAUCUUUUCAAAGUACACUCAUCCCUUCUCCCUACACAUUGCCUGUUCAAUUACCAAUUUCUGCUAUGGCUUUUAUACAUUGUUAUAACCUGUCCUCAAAAUAGUCGAAUAGAGUAAAUCCUCUUUUAUCUAUCUAUAAUAGUCAUUAAUCGGUUUUGAAACAUUUCCCUCUGAUGCCUCUUUAGUAGCACUUUGCCUGAGAAAAACAGGUCCUGCUUCUUCCCAGACAACACACACAUAUUCCUCCCUAACAUGGCCUUGAACAUUGCUGUCUCACAUCUGGCCCCUGUAAUAAACAGAGUGAAAAUGAACCCCCUAGAAUUUUUUUUGUAUAAAUAUAUAAUAUACAUUCCCUCUCUCUCACUGCCAAUCUCCCAGCCUCCCCCAUACCUUGCAUGUCUCCAGUUUUAAUCCUCAAUUUUACAUACAAUCAGCUCAUAAUUAAUUAAUUAAUUAACAUAAUCCAAAUCUCUUCUUAUUUCCAACUUCAAGCUUUGGGGCUGAUGUAAUCCCACUUUCUGUUUUUUACCCAGCUUUUGGUCGCUCACCCAGCAGCUGGGCUUUAGCACCAAAUAUAAGCCUGAAUGGACGGGAAAUUGGCCUGGUUUGUGAGCAUCUAAAAAAGCAUGUGUUAAUUGUGAGGAGGUGCCAUGAGUUUAUCCAGAAUAGAUCAUUCCAAACCAACCUUAUCUCCUUUUUUGAUACCUUUACUACUUUAGUCCUGUGCCAUUUCUUUCCUAUCUCUGUCUUUCUUGACCUUCAUGCACAAACUGGCCCGUUUUGCUCUUCUUGCUCAUGGCAAGGCUUCACCACCACAAACAUAAAACAGUACAAGAUUGUGUCUUUGCAGCCCAAGCCUACAAUCUCUGCAAUCCAGUGCUUGCUAGUUCCACUACAUUCAGUGAGGCUUGAUCCCUGCUUAGUUUGCAUAGGAGUGCAGCCUGCAUAGCAGUGUAGAAAGUUAAUUACCUAAUUUGUGGACUGGCACCAGAUUUCCCCUUGUUGUGCAUAAAGAUUGGUUGUGACACUUCACUUGAGUGGCACAUUUGACCAGGGUCAGCCCACUGGCAAGGCAAGGUGAGCCAACCACCACAGGCAUCAAGAACACACACACACACACACACACACACACACACACACCGUGAUUUCUGAAGUAGAUCUUCACUGAGUCCUUCUUCACUAGUGGGGAUGGAAAUGCCGUUUUGUGGUUCACCUCAGGUGCCAAAAUGUCUCGGGUCAGCCCAGAAUCUGACCCAAUGGAACAGUGAAAUGAAAUGGAGAGAUUUACAUGGCUACAGCCUAGAUGGAAUGCUGAAAAAAUGCCAAGUGGUAAAUUGAGCCACACUUUUUAUUCAAGUGAAUAACUGUAUUUGUGCACUGUCUACUUAAAGAAAAUAAUUUUGCUGUACAUCAAUCCUGACAAUAAAUGCUUUGCAGAUAUUAUCCAAAUAUUUUUGAAGCUAAAUUAUUUGUCUGAUAUUUGAGAUCUAUAUUUGAUAUCAUGGGAUACUUGAUUCCAAUAUUUUAUAUUUAAUAAUAUUUAAUAAUAUUUGAUAUGACAUAUGAUAUAUUAAUAUCUGAAAGCAUUUUAUGGAAGACAUGAAAUAGACAUGAAAUAGGACUGUAAUUUUUUGUAAUAUCAGCCAAAACAAUCAAGAGAAUGUAAACAAAUCCAAAGAACUCAAUUUGGAGGGGAAAUGUCUCUCGGGACAAACUAUUCUGUGUUAGAAUUUGCAUUCAUCUUUCUGAAAAGCAGAUUGAAAAUAUUUGCCAAAUUUCAAAUAUUAGAAAAUAUUUGUUUCAGCUAAAAUAUAUUAUUUGUUUUUCUAUGAGCUCAUUUAAUUAAACUGACAUCUCUUAUACUUUUUGCCGAGUGGUUUGUCUCUCUGUUCUCUAUUGGGGGCCUUUGAGAUAUUGUCACCCAAUCUGUGAACACAAAGCAGUUGGUUUUCCUCUGUGACAAGGUUUUGGAUUGAGAUGGUGGACUGAACUGCUCCAGACUGCCC
Messenger RNA from Podarcis lilfordi (Lilford's wall lizard), 91281 nucleotides. Lineage: Eukaryota; Metazoa; Chordata; Lepidosauria; Squamata; Lacertidae. The record is from the annotation of a GenBank genome assembly.